Messenger RNA from Hippoglossus stenolepis (Pacific halibut), 95766 nucleotides. It is a transcript of the gene ttn.2, whose product is annotated as titin, tandem duplicate 2. The record is from RefSeq and is a predicted model, not a curated record. Gene Ontology annotation, molecular function: protein kinase activity; protein binding; ATP binding. Lineage: Eukaryota; Metazoa; Chordata; Actinopteri; Pleuronectiformes; Pleuronectidae. Gene Ontology annotation, biological process: protein phosphorylation.
CGUCGGCCGGCUCGCUGCUCUGAGCAGAUACAGCGUUCCCGGCCUGAAGCCUCGGCUGGAGGGACUGCUGUUAGGAGGAAGAACAAAACUACACGGCGCCACCGGCCUGUAGUUUUGUUUUCUUGUGGGGUUCCUUCGAGGCUCAGCUCUUCUCCUCUUGGAUUUUACAUUUCUGGAUACAGAGGUUUGAUCUUGUGAACGCAGCCCUCUGGGCAACUCAGGCAUCCUUGUAUAGACAAGGUGCCGACCAUCAUGUCAACACAGGCGCCGACAUUUACACAGCCGCUCCAGAGCGUCGUGGCACUAGAGGGUAGUGCCGCGACGUUCGAGGCUCGAGUUAGUGGUUCUCCAGUUCCUGAGGUGAGCUGGUUCCGUGAUGGCCAGGUUCUUUCCGCUGCUGCUCUGCCCGGCGUUCAGAUCUCGUUCAGCGACGGCCGCGCUGUUCUGAGGAUCCCCGCUGUGACUGCCGCACACAGCGGAAGAUUUUCCAUCAGAGCCACCAAUGGUGCUGGACAAGCCACAAGCACAGCUGAGCUCCUGGUUACAGCGGAGACGGCGCCUCCGAACUUCGUUCAGAGACUGCAGAGCUCCACAGUGAGACAGGGCAGCCAGGUGAGGCUGGACAUCCGAGUCACAGGUAUUCCACCACCUGUGGUGAAGUUCUACAGGGAGGGAGCAGAGAUCCAGAGCUCUGCCGACUUCAGGAUCCUCCAGGAGGGAGACCUGUACAGUCUGCUCAUAGCUGAGGCCUUCCCAGAGGAUUCUGGGACGUAUUCUGUGACCGCCACUAACAGCAGCGGACGGGCCACAUCCACUGCUGAGCUGCUGGUUCAGGGUGAAGAAGCUGUACCGACAAAGAAAACCAAGAUGAUUGUGUCCACAUCUCAGAUGGCGACUUCCCAGACCAGUUCCCAGACCAGAGUGCAGAGGAAGAUGGAGGCGAGUUUCCAGGCCACCGCCAUGGAGAUGCACGUUGAAGGAGGAAUGAUGACUCAGCAUUUGGCUCACAAAACCCCCCCACGGGUUCCCCCGAAACCGACCUCCAGGUCCCCGCCGUCCCUUGUUUCCAAGGUGACCGGAGGACGUCAGCAGUCGCCUUCACCAGUCAGACACGUGAAGGGGCCGACGCCCACAGCUGUCAGAUCCAUGUCUCCCUCGACCCGACUGUCGGUCUCCCCCAUCAGACCCGUCAAGUCGCCCUUAAUGACCAGGAAACAGUUGGCCACCGCUGCAGAGGUCCUGCCUCCCUGGAAACAAGGAGGCUAUGUGUCUGAGGCUGCCUACGCCAGUAUGACCAGUAUGACCAGUAUGAGCAGUAUGAGCAGUAUGAGCACUAAGAGCAGUGUCAGCAGCGCCACCCAGCUGCACAUGGAGAAACACUGGGAGCAGCAGGUCACCGCCACCAGAGAGGCUGAGGGAGGGAUAAAAGCUGGGGCGGUGGCCACGGUGAUGGCCGCCGUUGACCUCGCUCGUGUCCGCCAGCCUGUGCAUGCCGAGGGCGGUCGGGCUGAAGAGGAGGAGGAGGAGGAGGAGGAGGAGGAGGCAGUCGAGGUGAAGACGAAGCAACAGGCGGUUGCAGAGAAACAAAUAGUCAUAGUGAAAACAGCGGCUGCUGAAGCAGCGCCACCGCCACCUGUCACUGUGACGUCAGAGCAGGUCCAGGUGUCACAGAUUCAGAGAACAACAGAACUCUCCCCCCUCGUGGACACCGGUGUGUCCCUGUCCCCAGUUCCUCAUUUCACAGUUUCUAAAGUUUCUGUCCCCAAACCUGAACAGAGCCCUGAGGUGUCCAUCGCCGGCUCUGCCAUCGCCACGCUGCAGAAGGAGUUAUCCUCCCACACCCCCCCCAGACACAUCAUCAAGCCCGUCAAGUCUCCCAGUCCGUCUCGCAGGAAGGUGGAGGUGCGAGUGGCACCGGAGCCCCUCCCCCCGCCGUUCAAAGACAUCCGAUUUCACAGUCAGGUUGAGGUGGGCGGGGCUUACGCAGUCGGCGAGGAGGAGUUUGAGGAAUGGGAGCCUCAGGAGGCGGCUGCGGUGCCCACCAGAGCUCAGGAGCCCGUCGUCCCUCCGGCUCUUGUUGCUGGCCUGAAGAAUGUGACCGUGACCGAGGGCGAGUCCUUGACCCUGGAGUGUCAGAUCAGCGGUCAGCCUGCUCCUGCCAUCAUGUGGUUCAGAGAGGACUACAAGAUCGAGAGCUCCAUCGAUUUUCAGAUCAGCUACGAGAGUGGAUUCGCCCGGCUGGUGAUCCGCGAGGCGUUCGCUGAAGACAGCGGCCGCUUCACCUGCACCGCCACCAGCGAGGCGGGAACAGUCAGCACCUCCUGCUACCUGCUCGUCCAAGUGUCAGAAGAAAUCGAGAGUAGAGAGGAGACGGCUGUGUCUGAAAUCGACGUCACACAAGAGAAAAUUGUUGCCGUAGAGACAAAGGAACAGAUGGUGGCAGAGGUGACGACAGGAGAGUCUGCUGCUCCCUUCUUCAUCAAGAAACCCAGCGUUCAGAAGCUGGUGGAGGGAGGAAGCGUCGUCUUCGAAUGUCAAGUCGGAGGAAACCCCAAACCUCACAUCAUCUGGAAGAAGAGCGGCGUGCCGCUCACCACUGGAUACAGAUACAAAGUCGCCUACAAGAAGGAGACUGGAGCAUGCAGACUGGAGAUCUCCAUGACCUUUGCUGAUGAUGCUGGAGAAUACUCCAUCUUUGCCAAGAAUACUCAUGGAGAAGCCUCAGCCUCCGCCACUCUGCUGGAGGAAGAGGAAUAUGACGCUUAUAUGAAGCAGCUUGACGUGACAUAUAAAACUGAAGUGACAACGACAGUGGUCCAGGAGCCCUCUGUGGUCGUGAGUCAAUACGAGAUGGAACAGAGGAGAGUGACAACCCCCAUGAGCUUCGUCUCAGAAACAGAAUUCCUCGUUUCAGCCUUUGAAGAGAGGAUUAUUCACGAGAUUGAAUUGCGUAUCAUGAGGAUCACCUACAGUGAGCUGGUGACGGAGGAUGGAGAGCUGACGGUGACUGUGGAAGAGGAGGAAGCAAUGCUGCCGGCCUUCGACACGCCGGUCAAAAACUACAGAAUCGUGGAGGCAAUGGGCGUCACUUUCCACUGCAAGAUGGCUGGAACACCACUGCCAAAGAUCGUUUGGUACAAAGACGGCCAGCGCAUCAGGCCUGGGGGCCGUUACCAGAUGGAGGUUCUUCAGGAUGGGCGAGCCAGCCUGCGCCUGCCAGUGGUGCUGCCUGAGGAUGAGGGCGUGUACACCGCCUUCGCCACCAACAUGAAGGGAAAUGCCGUCAGCUCUGGGAAACUCUAUGUGGAGCCGUCCGGAGCUGUAACACCUCAGAGAUACACACCACAGCCGGCAAUGCAGAGGAUCAGGUCCACCUCUCCUCGCUCUAUGAGCCGCUCACCUGGUCGCUCUCCCAGCCGUUCUCCCGCCCGCCGUCUCGAUGAGACAGAUGAGGCUCAACUGGAAAGACUCUACAAACCUGUGUUUGUUCUCAAACCGUCCUCAAUAAAAUGCUCUGAGGGACAAACUGCCAGAUUUGACUUGAAGGUUGUUGGCAGGCCCAUGCCCGACACCUACUGGUUCCACAAUGGACAACAAGUGGUUAAUGACUACACCCACAAGAUCGUAGUCAAAGAAGACGGUAUCCAGUCCCUGAUCAUUGUCCCUGCCAUGCCACAAGAUUCUGGAAAAGACAGUCACUCAAACUUGACUGGACGAACUUCUGUUUCUGUAAAUCUGACUGUUUCUGUAAAUUGACUUCUGUGUCUAAUUUCAGAUCCAGCUCGCCCUCAGUUUGUCGACAAGCUGAAGAACAUCACAGUCAAACAGGGCACUCUGGUGGAGCUGGCUGUUAGAGCCAUGGGAAACCCUCUGCCUGAUAUUGUCUGGCUGAAAAACAGUGACAUCAUCUCACCACACAAGCACCCACAUAUCAAGAUCGAUGGUACUAAAGGAGAGGCCAAAUUCCAGAUCCCAUCUGCUUCAGGCACAGACAGCGCCUGGUACACCGCGACAGCCAUCAACAAGGCUGGUAGAGACACCACUCGCUGCAGAGUCAAUGUGGAGGUGGACUUCACUGCCCCUCAAGCUGAGAGGAAGCUCAUUAUUACCAAAGGAACGUACAAGGCUAAGGACAUUGCUCCUCCGGAGUUGGAGCCCCUUCAUCUGCGAUAUGGUCAGGAGCAGUGGGAGGAGGGCGACCUUUACGACAAAGAGAAGCAGCAGAAACCACUGUUCAAGAAAAAGCUGACCUCUAUCAGAAUGAAGCGUUUCGGUCCUGCUCAUUUUGAGUGCAGACUGACCCCUAUUGGUGACCCCAUCAUGGUAGUGGAGUGGCUGCACGAUGGCAAACCCCUGGCUGCUGCUAACAGGUUACGCAUGGUCAAUGAGUUUGGCUACUGCAGCCUUGACUAUGAAGCUGCUUACGCUAGAGACAGUGGUGUCGUCACUUGCAGAGCCACAAACAAGUUCGGAGUCGACCAGACCUCGGCCACCCUGAUUGUCAAGGAUGAGAAGGGUCUUGUUGAGAAAGUCAGCUUCCUGAAGGCAGAAGAAGGAGCUUUCAGAAUGGAUGAGAUGGAGCGCCAAGCUCAUCAGGGAGGACCCUAUGGAGUUAGUGCUGAGCAUUAUGAAAAGUCCAAACCUGAAAUUGUUCUCGUUCCUGAACCAGCCAGAGUGCUUGAAGGCGACAUUGCUCGAUUCCGUUGCAGGGUGACCGGUUAUCCAGCACCCAAAGUUAACUGGUACCUCAAUGGACAACUUAUCCGCAAAAGCAAGCGAUACAGACUUUGUUAUGAUGGUAUUUACUAUUUGGAGAUUGUUGACAUCAAGUCCUAUGACUCAGGAGAGGUCAGGGUGGUGGCAGACAAUCCUUUGGGAACAACUGAGCACACAGUGAAGCUGGAAGUCCAACAGAAAGAGGACUUUAGAUCUGUCCUGCGUCGUGCUCCGGAACAGAGGGCUGCCGAGGCUGCACAUGAACCUGGAAGAAUUGGAUUUGACGUCAUGAAGGUUGACCAACCUGCUGACGCUGCACAGGACAGGGAAGUUGUUAAGCUCCGUAAGACACAGAGAAUCACCCACGAGAAAACCUCAGAGGAAUCCGAUGAACUGAAAACUAAGUUCAAGCGUAGGACAGAGGAAGGUUUCUACGAGUCCAUCUCUGCUGUGGAGUUUAAGUCUCGUAGGAGAGACGAGUCUUAUGAGGAUCUACUGAAGAAGACCAAGGAUGACUUGCUUCAUCGCUUGAAAGAGAAGGAGGAGGCUGAGAGGAAGAGGCUGGAGGAACAGGGCACAGUCACCAUCCCCACAAUCAAACCAGAGAGGGUCCAGCUCUCCCCUAGCAUGGAGGCUCCCAGGAUCCUGGAACGCAUCGCCAGCAAGACCGUUGCUCCAAUGGAUGAGGUUCGUUUCCGACUCAGAGUCGUGGGCAGACCAGAACCUGAGUGCCAGUGGUUCAAGAACGGUGUUCAGCUGGAAAAGUCAGACCGUGUUUACUGGUACUGGCCUGAGGAUCAUGUGUGUGAACUGGUGGUCAGAGACGUCACAGUGGAGGAUUCUGCCAGCAUCAUGGUUAAAGCCAUGAAUGUUGCUGGGGAAUCUUCAAGCCAUGCGUUUCUGCUUGUGCAAGCCAAAGUGGCGAUUAACUUUACCCAAAACCUGACAGACACCAGUGCCAAUGAGAAGGACACGAUAGUCACCUUCGAGUGUGAAACCAAUGAGCCUUUUGUUAAAGUCAAGUGGCUUAAGAACAACAUGGAGAUCUUCUCCGGAGACAAAUACAGAAUGCACUCGGACAGAAAGGCUCACUUCCUGUCUGUGCUGAUGGUUGAAAUGAAGGAUGAUGCCGAAUACGCUUGUGUGAAUAUAGAAGAUGAGAACAUCAGGACGAGUGCAAGACUCAAUGUUGAAGGCGCUGCCCUGGAGCUCAUCAAACACUUGGAGAACAUUGAGGUACCAGAGACCUACGCUGGAGAGUUUGAGGUUGAGCUUUCUCGUGAGGACGCUGAAGGCAGCUGGUUCUUCAAAGACAAGGAGAUCUCUUCCGGCAGUAAAUACAUAAUGUCUUCCCGCCGAGGGAGACACACCUUGUCUGUCAAGGAUGUCAGAAGAGAGGACCAGGGAAAAUACACCUUUGUAUGUGGAGAUCUGAGGACCAGUGCCUCACUGAAGAUGAAAUUGCGCCCAGUAACCCUGAUGCAGCCAUUGACCGACCUCACAGUCUGUGAGGGUGACAUCGCUCAGCUGGAGGUGAGGUUCUCCCAGGAGAAUGUUGAGGGAACCUGGAUGAAGAACGGCCAGGCCAUUUCUGCUUCGGACCGCAUCCACAUUGUGAUCGACAAACUGGUUCACAAGCUGCUGGUGGAGAACGUCAGCAGAGAAGAUGCUGCCUCCUACUCUUUCUUGGUUCCUGCCCAAGACAUCUCCACCUCAGGCAAACUCAGUGUCCAAACCAUUGACAUUGUGGUGCCUCUGAAGGACGUGUCCUCCAUUGAGGGCACCAAAGCUGUUUUGGAGGCCAAGAUCUCUGCUCAAGAUAUUAGCUCAGUCAAAUGGUUCCACAACGACAAACUGCUGACUGCUAGCGACAGAAUCCAGAUCGUGGCCAAGGGAGCCAAGCAGCGUCUGGUCUUCAGCAGGAGCUACGCCUCUGAUCAAGGACACUACAAACUGGUGGUCGGCAAAGUUGACACCAGCUGCAACCUAACUGUCGAACAGGUUCAGAUUGUGAAGCACAUGGAGGACAAAGUCUGCUCUGAGUCCCAGAACGUCACCUUUAAAGUUGAAGUAUCUCACCCUGGCAUCGACCCAGUCUGGAUGUUCAGGAACCAGCAGCUCAAAUCUGGACCCAAACACAAGAUGGACUCCAAGGGCAACGCUCACUCUCUGACUGUCAUCGAUGCCAUGAAAGACGAGGAGGGCCAGUACACGUUCCACGCUGGUGAAAAGACGUCCAGUGCCAAGCUCUCUGUCUCAGGUGGUGCCAUCACACGACCACUUCAGGACGUGACAGUGGCGGAGUCUCAGACAGCUGAGUUUGAGUGUGAAGUCGCCAACGCCAACGCUGAGGGGAAGUGGCUGAAGGAGGGUAAACCUAUGGACUUCAAUGAGAAUGUGGUGAGCGAGGUGAAAGGAGCCAUCAGGCGUCUCAUCAUCGUCAUUACCAGACCGCAGGACGUCGGGGAGUACACCUACCAGGUGUCCAACUCCAAAACCACUGCCAACCUCAGGGUGGAGGCGGUAAAGAUCAAGAAAACUCUCAGAAACCAGACGGUGACAGAAACCCAGGAGGCGGUGUUCACGCUGGAGCUCACCCACACAGACGUGAAGGGAUCCCAGUGGAUCAAGAACGGCGUGGAGCUGCAGAGCAGCGACAAGCACGAGAUCACGUCAGACGGCGUGGUCCACACCCUGAGGGUGAAGACCUGCAGCUCACAGGACGAGUGCGUUUAUUCCUUUAAACUGGGAAAACUGUCCGCCAACGCCAGGCUCGGCGUGGAGACGAUCAAGAUUGUUAAGAAGAUGAAGGACGUGACAUCAUUGUUGGACGGCACCGCCUCCUUUGAGAUGAGCCUGUCACAUGACAACAUCCCCGUCAGGUGGAUGUUCAAAGGGGUGGAGCUGAAGUCGAGCAACAAGUGUAAAGUUCUGUCGGAGAGGAAAGCUCACAAACUGAUUGUGCAGAACGUCAACCCCAGCGACGCAGGAGAGUACAGCGCUGUGGUCGGACACCUGCAGUGCAGCGCCACGCUCACCGUGGAGGCUCUGAAAGUCACCAAACCCAUGAAGAGCGUGGAGGUGCCAGAGACUCAGGUGGCCACGUUCGAGUGUGAGGUUUCUCACUUCAACGUCCCGUCCACGUGGCUGAAGGACGGUGUGGAGAUCGAGAUGAGCGAGAAGUUCAGGAUCGUGGUUCAAGGGAAACUUCACCAGCUGAAGAUCAUGAACACCAGCAGGGACGACUCUGCAGAGUACACCUUCAUCUGUGGCAACGAUCGAGUCUCCGCCACGCUCACCGUCAGCCCCGUCAUGAUCACAUCCAUGUUGAAAGACCUGAACGCUCAGGAGAGAGACACCAUCACCUUCGAGGUCACCGUCAACUACGAGGGCAUCACCUACAAAUGGCUGAAGAACGGCGUGGAGGUCAAGUCGUCGGACAGAUGUCAGGUCCGCAGCCGGCAGCUCACGCACUCGCUCUCCAUCAAAAACGUUCACUUCGGAGACGGAGGAGAGUACCAGUUUGUGGCCGGCUCGGCUGCCUCCGCCGCAAAUCUGUUUGUGGAAGCUCGAGUGAUUGAAUUCACCAAGAAAAUCAAGGACAUAAAGAUCACAGAGAAGAAAAAGGCGAUUUUUGAAUGUGAGGUCACGGAGCCAAACAUCCAGGUGAUGUGGAUGAAGGACGGUCAGGAACUGGACGUGUCCGAGGAACGGUACAUUAUGACAGCAGAGAAGUACGUUCACCGUCUGAUGAUCCAGACGGUUCGUAUGUCCGAUGCCGGAGUGUAUUCAGUGGUGGCUGGAUCGAGUGUCUCCAAAGCUCAGCUCACAGUCGAGGGUCGCGACAUCCGGAUCUCUGAACCGGCUGAGCGGGAAAUUACAGUUCUGGAGAAACAACGAGCGACCUUCGAGUUCGAGGUGAACGAGGACGAUGUGGAGGGUCGCUGGCUGAGGAACGGGGUGGAGAUCCAAGUCUCUGUGGAGGACCGGUUCAGCUACGUGGCCAUCAGAAAGCUGCACCGCCUCACCAUCUCCGAGACCUACAGGAGUGACGCCGGGGAGUACAUCUUCAUCGCCGGCAAGAACAGGAGCACCAUGCACCUCCGGGUCAACAUCCCAGAGCCUCCGCAGAUCCUUCGCCACAUGGAGCCUCAGUCGUUAGAGGCCGGUAAACCUGCUCGCUUCUCCGUGAAGGUGAGCGGCGUUCCUCAGCCUCAGGUCUUCUGGUACAAAAACUCCCAGGCCCUGUCUCCGGGCUUCAAGUGUAAGUUCCUUCAUGACGGCGACGAGCACACGCUGCUGCUGAUCGAGGUCUUCCCCGAGGACACCGCCGUCUACAACUGCGAGGCAAAGAACGACUAUGGCACCGCCACGAGCACCGCAGCGCUCAACGUGGAAGUUUCAGAAGUGGUUUCUCCGGACUCAGCUGCUCCUGUUGCUCCACCUGUCGUCAUCUCACCCAUCGCCAACGCUUCUGCCCGUGAGGGAGAACCGGCUCGCUUCCAGUGCAGAGUCCGUGGAGAUGAUGUGAAGAUCAGCUGGUCCCACAGAGGGAAGGAGAUCAAGCAGUCUGACUUCUUCAGGAUGUCUCAGUUUGACGACAGCUGUCAGCUGGAGAUCUCCAGGGUGUACCCAGAGGACGAGGGCGAGUACAGCUGCGUGGCCACGAACAGCGCCGGCACCGUCUCCUGCGCCGCCACCCUCACUCUGGACGGACAAAAACAAAAGGUGGACAGUCUAGCUGAGACACAUGUGUCCACUCGGCUCACCAGUCUAAAGAAACCCCCCAUUGGUCAAAAGCCAGUUUUCAUCCAGCCAAUCACAAGUUGCACGGUGCCGCACGGCGAGGUGGCCCGCUUCCAUGCAUGUGUGUCCGGCACGCCGAAGCCAGAGAUAAGCUGGUUCCACAACCGGCAGCCAGUUUGGCCCACUAAGAAUGUGGUGUUUCACUUUGACGAGGUGACCAACAGCGCCACGCUCAUCAUCGUCGACGCCUUCUCUGAGCACGCCGGGCAGUACACCUGCAGGGCGGCCAAUAUCUCUGGAGAGGCGGCGUGCUCGGCCACCCUCACCAUUACUGCAGAGGAAGAAGUGACUCACGUGAGAGAGGAGAUCGAAGCCAAGAUUGAGCAAGAAGUCAAAGAACGUCGUAGCACCACCAUCACCACCGUGGAGGACCAAGAGGAAACCUUCCGCACUGGUGUCCAGUUACCCCAGAAAACCAAAACACUUGAACUCAAACCAGAAUCCAAACGUUACUCUUCCUCUUUAGAGAAGAAAAAAGAAAAGCCAGUUUUCCUAAGCCAGCUCUCUCCAACCGCUGUGACCUCUGGGGAAACUGCCAGGUUCAGCCUCAGAGUGUCUGGCUUCCCCAAGCCAACAGUGCAGUGGUCUCAUAAUGGGAAAGUCAUUCAGAGUUCUUCUGUUUACAAAGUGAUAGAGGAGAGGGAGGAGUUCACAUUAAUCAUAACUAAGGUCACAUCUGAGUAUGAGGGCGAGUACUCCUGCACUGCCACCAACAGGUUUGGUCAGACAACAUGCACCACAUACCUCGAAGUGAAAAAGCCUGAUGUUAGUCAAGCAGAGAAAUGGGUAGAGAAGAUGUUUAAGGUCACAGGUCAACCUCCCACGUUCACAGUUCAGAUUCAACCUGUCAGAUGCUCAGAAGGAGGAGAGGUUUACUUUAAUUACAAGGCCAGCGGUGAUCCAGCACCUGAUGUGAAGUGGUUCAAAGGUGCUUUCCAGAUCCAGCCCAGUAGAAACUGUGUCAUUACAGCCAACCCAGAUGGAUCUGGUUUUAUCAAUCUUAAAAGCAUCAAACAGCAAGACAGCGGGUUGUAUUCCUGCAGAGCCUCCAACCUGUUUGGGGAAGCGACUUGUAGUGCCGAGCUGGUUGUUUUCAGAGAAUCAGUCUCUGUUUCCAACAAACAGGAGCAGCUGACCGUUGUGCAGAAGAAAGGUUAUAAGGUGUCAGUGACAGAGCAGGCGACUGAGUCUCGCUUGUACCAGGUCAGCCUCCCAGGUCAGGACAGAGCCAGAUCUGAUCAGAUGGUUUACACCAUCGGCACUGAAGACCGGCAGAUCAUUCCCAGUGAGCAAGUGAGCUCCCUUAGAGAGCUGGAUAUCUCUGCUGCCACUGUUCAUCGUGAGCAGCUGACCCACCAGGCAGCAGUGCUUCAGGCUCAUGAGAUGGAGGAGAGGGUGUCUGUUGUUCCCACCCACCCACCUCUGGUCUCAGUUGUUCCUGCAAAACAGCUUCAUAUGGCAACUUUUACCACGUCUGUCGAAGAGAGUCAGGACCUCACAGAGCAGCACUGUGACCGCAUUCAAAGCCCCGAGGUCAUUGAGCUUCAGGCGGCUAGAGAAAAAAUGUCAAAGGUUAUGACAGCUGUUGCUGAAGAGCUCAACCCACUCUCUACGGUUAGCACAGAGCCUCUGGCUGACAGGAAGUCUGCUUCGAUAAGACCCACGUCAGAACCAAAACACCUAGUUAGUGGGCAUCAAGUCCAGUCCCAACUAUCUAUCCUGAAAGAGCAGUCACAGGACAUCCCCAAACCACAGCAAGAGAAGGGUUACAAGGUGAAGGAAGGUGUUAAGAUUUUAUACUCGGCCCAGUCUGCAGAAAAACAAGUUCUUGCAGAAGGCCACACAUCUGAACUAGCAACAGCAGAUUCUGCUUUGAAAUCUUCCAUUAGCAAAGAACAGCACAGACCUGUCUUGGCUUCAGUCAGCAAGUCUAAACAGACUCUUUCCAAGGAGACUGAGUUCUCCAUCCAGAGACCGGCUGUGGAGUCAGCCUAUCUUUGUAAGGAUGAGAUCGUGAAAGCAGCUCUAACGGCUGAAGAGAAGCAAAUGCUUCAGGCGGAGUCUACUCAGCAGCUGCCGAGUCUGUCCAGUGCCACGUCCAUUCACUCUCAGAUAGAAGGGGAGCAGUUGUUGCAUCUGCAGGUUAUCACAGACCAGGACCUCCUUCCAUCUGAGGAGAGCUUCACCUGUGAGAAACCAGCACCAGAGCAGGCAGGAACCAGGAAGAGUCCUACUUUGCUGCACACUGUUAGUCAGGAUGAGCAGAGGACAUUAGUUUGUGAGGAUGCAUCAGAGUUUGAGGCCAAGGCCAGCACUACGACCAUUCAGCCGCAGAAAGAGGGUCCUACUUUGCUGCAUCUCCAUUCAGCUCAACCCCUGGAGGCGCUGCCCAAAGAGGGCAUUCUCAUAACAGACAAGCCCAACCAGCAGGUGGCAGCACAGAAACAAGAAAAGAUAAGAAGCCAUGCAGCCAUUUCAGAAGAGAGAAAGGCGCUCACGGCAAAUUACCACACAGAGCUGGAUUUGUCUGUGACUGGAGUUCAGUCUCAGCUUCGAACUGAGCCCAGACCUCAGAACAUCCUGCAGCUUUCCUACCAGCCCCUUCAGCUGCCAAAAGAGAUGCCGGUCACCGCUGACGUCAAGCCGCAGCGGGCUUUAGUGCAGAAGGAGGAUCGCUGGAACGUGAUGCAUGUAACCAGUGUGGCAGACUGUCAUGCCUUAGAGGAGGGUCACACAGAGCGUCUUACAGCGGUGGAUAAACUCACCUGCCAUAUGGCUCUAGAGCCCAAACUUCCCACUGAGCCUAUCCAGAUUGAGGAGAAGGAGAUCUCCACUGAGAGCAGUGUCUUUCUAGAGGCAGCAGAACAGGACUUUGCUGUUCAGAUCCAGGAGGGUCAGUCAGUCAGGCAGUCAAUAGUGAUGGAUGAGAAGCAAGUACUGAUGGGUGAGAUCUCUCAGGAGAUCACCAAGUCUCAGUCCAGUAAAGUUACUGUCACCACUCAGCCAAAACUGUCCCUCAUGGCGUCAGAAUCAAAAGACAGCCCAGCCUUUCCCAAAGAGAUGACCUUUGUAAUUCAGAUCCCAAAACCAUCCAGUCUGAAAACACAGCGUCAGCUCAGAGAUGCCCUGCAGUCUGCUGUGGCCAGGGACCAGCCUGUGUUACUGGCUGAUGUCGUAGACAGGUUACAGGCUGUAGAAGUACAGGAAGUCAAGGUCCAAAGACAGCCCAAACGGGCCAUGUUCACAUACCUUAUCACCACAACAGGGGCCCCCAUGGAGAUCACUGUGGCUUUUGAGGGUGAAUACCCUCAGAUAGCUGACCUCAGAACUGAACUCCAGGCAGCUUUCCAUUCCAUCGUGUACCAGGAAGCCCAUGUUCUUACUUCAGACCAGCCAGGCACGAUGCAGCUAGACAAACCUCAGAGAGCCCAGGUCUCCUCGGCUACCUCUAAGCAAAUGUUGUCGUCCAUGGUCGAGAUGGUGAGCGUGGCAGAGAGUACAGUGGAUUUCAGUGCUGUUAAAUCUCAGAGUGCUGCACUCAGGACAGAGUCUAAAAGGACAGUUGAAUGUGCUGCAGCUGAGCAGCAGGUUGUGGUGCAGGAGUCCAAGGCAGCAAAGAUGGAACAGAUCAUCUCAUCCCAGAUCAAAGUUUCCACUGAGGCUCACAUGGCUUUUGAGCAGUCAGUACAGGUUUCAAGACAGGAAGUGAGGUCAGUGGAGCUGAAAGGCAGAGAAAAAGAUGUAGGUGCAGCAAUUCUUACCACUGCUCUUCCUCCCACCAUCGCCCCCACUGAACAGGUGGUAGAUGUCAGCAUCCAGAAGGAGCACAGGGAGGAGAUCUUUAAAGAAGAGAUCACAGUGCCCAGGCCAGAACAGAGAGAAUGCCCCAUAAUAGUCGCCUUCCUCGGAGACCUAUCGAUUGAAGAAGACAGUGAAGUGACAUUUAGCACCACCAUUAAGUAUGUUACAAAGGUGAACUGGUUUUUAAAUGGACAGUUGGUGAAAUCUGGCAAAGAGUUCAAGUGUUCCAAAGAUCACGAUACAUACACACUGGUUAUCAACAAAGUUGUGAAGGAGAGGCAUCAAGGAGAAUAUGUAUGUGAGGCCGAGAACGAAGCCGGCAGGACGACAACGUCUUCAAGACUCACUGUGGUGUCAAGAGUGCCACCGGUCUUUAGGCUGAAAAUCUCAUCUCUGGAGAUAAACGUUGGCGGACUCGCCAAGCUGGAAUGUGAGGUCGAGGAUGCUCCGAGUGUGACCUUCAAAUGGUACAAGUCUGCCGUUGAGAUCAGACAGAGCGAGAAGUAUCGAAUCAUCAGCAGCCACAGCAGCUCCUCUCUGGAGCUCCUGAACCCAGUGAAGGCCGACAGUGGUGAAUACAGCUGCAAGGCUUCCAACCAGCAUGGCACUGACGGCUGCACCGCCUCGCUCAUUGUCACCGAAAUGUACCCGCCGGUAUUUGUUUCAAAACCAGACCCAAUGAUUUUAUAUGUGGGCAAACAAGCGGUGUUCCAGUGCUCGCUCACUGGAUCCUCGCCCAUGGAAGUUGUCUGGCACAAGGACAACAUAGCCAUCUCCUCCGAGGGGAACUAUGUCACGAAAUGUGAAAAGAACAAAUAUUCCCUUAACAUUAAGAGUCUUGAGCUGACCGAUCAGGGAGUGUACCUGUGCAAGGCCUCCAACAGUGUCGGCACGGCGACCUUCACCACAGAACUCAAGGUUAUCAACAAGCCUCGCUUUGUUAAGACCUUUGAGCCAGUGUCAGCCGCUGUCAAUGACCCACUGAGGCUGGAGUGUCAGGUGGACGAGGACACUGGUGUGACCGUCACCUGGACCAGGGACGGCAAAAAGGUUCACCAGAGCAUUGAGUCUAAACUGUCCUUUGAGGACAAGGUGGCUGUUCUUGAGAUACCCAAGUCCAAAGUGAAGGACUCUGGGAAAUAUGUGUGCACAGCCACUAAUGAGGCUGGGAGCUCGUCCUGUGAGGCUGUGGUGACAGUUCAAGAGCCUCCGAACUUUGUCAAGAAAAUGGAGUCUAAGUUAACCUGGAAACAGGGUAUAGCUGCACGCUUACAGUGCACUGUGAAAGGAUCGCCCGAACUUCACAUCCACUGGUUCUGGAAUGAGAGAGAGCUUAGUGAUGGAGAGAAACAUAAAAUCUCUUUUAAGACCGGAGUUGCCACUUUGGAGAUACUGAACCUCGUGGUCACAGACAGUGGAAGUUACACCUGUGAGGUGUCAAAUAACGCUGGCAGCGAGAACUGCAACACCCUCAUAGCUGUGAAAGAGCCACCAAGCAUUAGAAAAGAGCUUCGGACAGUGGAGGCGGUGAAGGGAGCCGCUGCACAGCUGGAGUGUGAGAUCAAAGGGACGGCGCCUUUUGAAAUCAGCUGGUUAAAAAAUAAGAAAACCAUCACCAGCGAUCAGAAAUAUAAAAUCAUCUCUCAGGAUUCCUUGUCAAGGCUGGAGAUCCACACAUUUGAGAGUGCAGAUGUUGGAGAUUAUCAGUGUGUCAUAUCUAACGAUGUGGGGAAAGUCACCUCAAAGGCUUUAGCUAAACUUAAAGAACCACCAACCUUCUCAAAGAGGGUUGAGAGCGCCACAGCAGUACUGGGAAAUACAGUAAAACUACAGGGAACCAUUAAAGGCUCUGCACCCAUCACUGUUAAAUGGAUGAAAGACUCUGAAAUACUCAGAGACGAUGAUCCAAAUAUCAAGUCGGUGUUUGAGAACAAUGUUGCGAGCUUGUUGAUAACAACAGUGGCCAUCAGUCAUGGCGGCAAGUAUUCGUGCCAAGCCGAGAAUGAGGCGGGGCAACAAAAAAGCGAAGCCACGUUGACCGUGCAAGAACCUGCAAGAAUCAUAGAACCUGCCGAGUCCAUUAGUGUGACCGCAGGAGAUUCAGCCACAUUGGAGUGCACGCUCUCUGGAAGCCCAGAGCUCAAAGUGAAGUGGUUUAAAGACGGGAAGGAGAUGAUCAGUGGCCGUAAAUAUAAGAUGACUCUGAAGGACAAAGUCGCCACCAUGAAGAUUCUUACGGCAGAAAAAGGCGACACUUCAGAGUACAAGAUGGAGGUGUCGAAUAAGGUCGGGAAAGACCAGUGCACAUGUUCCGUCACUGUCUUAGAUCGGAUAAUGCCUCCAACUUUCACCAAGACCCUGAAAAGAGUCGAUGGUAACGUUGGUAAUGACAUCUCCAUGGAGUGUAAGGUGUCCGGGUCCCAACCAAUGACCAUAUCUUGGUUCAAAGACGACCAGGAGGUCAUGUCUGGGUCCAAAUUCCAGCCUGAAUUCAAAGACAGCUCUGUGACACUGAGAAUAACUCAACUGGAGAAAUCUGAUUCUGGAGUUUACAAAUGCAGAGCCACCAACUCAGCCGGCUUUAAAGAAACCAGCGGCACGCUCUAUGUCAAAGAGCCCCCUGUGUUCACUUUGAAACCAGACAACCAGGAUGUUGUUCCAGGAACCACAGUUUCCUUCAAAGCAGCCUUCACUGGAACAGCUCCUCUGGUGGUGAAGUGGUUCACAGAGGAGAAAGAGCUUUUCACUGGAGGCACAUGUUUCAUAAAGAAAGAUGCUUCUUCAAGCUCAUUGGCGCUUCACUCAGUGAAACCCAGUGAUUCUGCUAAAUACACAUGUCAAGUAUCCAACGACGCCGGAAAGGUGGACUGCACCGCGGUGCUGUUUGUGAAAGAACCCCCCGUCUUUGUGCAGAAGCUUCAGACAACCAAGCUGGUUACCAGCGGGGACUCGUCCAGGCUGGAGUGUAAAGUGACGGGCAGCCCCGUGAUCACGUUCAAGUGGUUCAAAGAUGAAAUGGAGAUCAGCUCCAGUCAUAAAUACACAAUGACCAUGACUGACUUAGUGGCAUCUCUGGAAAUGGCUGCCUGCACAGUCGAGGAUAGUGGAGAUUAUGUGUGUGUAGCGUCCAGCGAGGCAGGAAGUGACCGUUGCAGCAGCACGGUCACAGUCAAAGAACCACCGUUGUUUGUUCGUACCUUGGAGCCCAAAGAUGUGGUGAAAGGUUCUGAAAUGAUACUGGAAAGCCAGGUCUCUGGUUCUGCCCCUUUCUCAGUGUCGUUUUAUAAGAAUACUAAGCCCAUUCGAAACGAUAAGAGACACAGGAUCACUGUGAAAGAUGACCUGGUGGCGUUGCAGGUCCUGGCAGUCGAGACAGGAGACGUUGGUUCGUACCAAUGUGUUGUUGAGAAUGAGGUGGGGAGGACAUCCUGUGAUUGUCAAGUUACGCUCAAAGAACCACCAUCAUUUGUGCAAAAGCUGGAGAACCUCAGUUUGUUGGUGGGGAACACGGUUUCUUUGAAGUGCACUCUGAAGGGCUCAGAGCCCAUGACUGUGUCCUGGCUUAAAGACAACCAUGAGCUCAAAGAGGCUGAAUAUAUUCAGAUUACAUAUGAGAACAACACCGCUCUGCUGCACAUCACCAGCUUACAGAGCAAACAUGGAGGCAAAUACACCUGCCAGGCACAGAACCAGGCCGGCAGCCAGACGUGCUCCGCUGUGUUGACUGUCAAAGAACCAGCUCAGGUCACAGAGGAGGUGAAGUCUAUCAGUGUGACUCAGGGGGAUCCAGCCACGCUCGAGGCCAGAUUCUCAGGCACAAAACCCCUGAAGGCCCGAUGGCUGAAAGCUGGAAAAGAGAUGACGUCAGGCCAGCGAUUUAAAGUUCAGAGCACGGACACCAGCUCUGUGCUCAAGAUUAUAAAAACCGAGAAAAGUGACAGUGGUGAAUACGCCUUCGAGGUUUCAAAUGACGUCGGCCAAAGUUCUUGCGAAGCCACGCUCACUGUUCUUGAUCAAAUAAUUCCACCGUCUUUCACAAGAAAACUGAAGCAGACAGAAGGAAUCAAAGGAUCAUUUGCUCAUCUGGAAUGUCUUGUGUCUGGCUCGCUGCCAAUAACCAUCCAGUGGUACAAAGACAAGAAUGAGAUCCAGACUGAUGACAAACAAAAAUGCACGUUCUUUGAGAAUGUUGCUUUUCUGGAAAUCUCUAAUCUUGAUGCUAAAGAUAGCGGCAGCUACACCUGCAUUGCCAAAAACAAAGCAGGAACGGUCCAGUGCUCUGGGAUCUUAUUUGUUAAAGAACCUCCGUGUAUUCUUGAAAAGCCUGAGUCCAUGAACGUGUUGCCGGGCUCAAAGGUCCAGUUUAACGUUCUGCUCUCUGGCACGCCGCCACUAACCAUCAAAUGGUUCAAAAACAAGAAGGAGAUUUUGUCCAGUGCCGGCUGCUCCGUGACCAAAGACAACACCUGCAGCUCAUUGGAGCUUUUCUUUGCUAAAACCGCCGAUUCUGGAGAAUAUGUGUGUGAGAUACAGAACGACGUCGGCUCCACUUCAUGUCAGACGACACUCUUUGUCAAAGAGCCUCCUACGUUUGUCCGGACUCCGGCCCGUGUGUCCGUGGUCCGUCUCGGUCAGAGUAAAGUCUUUGAGUGUCAUGUGGCCGGCACACCUGAGAUAGACAUCUGCUGGUUCAAGGAAGGUUCGGAGAUCAUCCCCAGUGAUCGGUUCAAGAUCACCUUCACUAACUCUGUGGCCGCUCUGGAAGUCUGUGGGCCUGAGAGCAAAGACAGUGGGAUUUACUACUGUGAGGCUCGUAAUGAGGCCGGCAGCGAGAGCUGCAGCAUGGAGCUCAAGGUCAAAGAACCGCCAUCAUUCGUUAGAGAGCUGACUCCAGUCGAAGUAGUGAAAGGCUCCAGUGCCUGUUUUGAGAGUCAGGUUUCUGGGACGGGUCCAUUUGAAAUCUCGUGGCACAAAGAUGCAAAGGAGAUCAAACCCAGCGCCAAACAUGGCUUCUCACAGAUGAACGGCACUGUGGGUCUAGAGGUGCACAAAUGUGAAGCUGUUGAUGUGGGUGAAUAUCACUGUACUGUUGCUAACGAGGUGGGCAGCUGUACCUGUAAGACAACGCUAAAGCUCAAAGAACCACCAACAUUUACCAGGAGGAUUGAGAACAGCGCCACUGUCUUGGGUAAAAUGGCAGAGUUUCAGUGUGUCGUGCAGGGUUCUCCGACUCUCUCUGUACAAUGGCAGAAAGAUGAGAGCUGGAUUUUGGAAGAUCCAAAGAUUGAGAGAACAUUUGAGAACAAUGUGGCCACUCUUAGGAUUCCUGCCUGUGAGGCCACUCACAGUGGGAGAUACACCUGUCAGGUGGUCAACGAGGCUGGGCAGGAUAGAUGCUUUGCUGCCCUCACAGUGCAAGAGCCUCCUCAGAUCACAGAGAAACCAGAGGUGAUAAAGGUCACAGCUGGAGAUCCAGUCAGUCUGGACUGUAAAGUAACAGGUUCCCCUGAGCUCAAAGUGAAAUGGAUGAAAGAUGGUAAAGAGCUUCAGUCCAUCAGGCAGCAUAAACUGAGCUUUGAGAACAACACGAGUAGCUUAAAGCUUCAGGCGGCUCACAAAGAGGACGAAGGAGAAUACUUCUUCCAGGUGUCGAACCACAUCAGUACCUGCUCCUGCAAAGUCCGAGUGAUCGUACUAGAGCAAGUAAUUCCUCCAAGCUUCAUCAAACCGCUGGUAGACAUGCAAGAGAUCCUGGGCUCCUUUGUUCAGAUAUGUUGCAAAAUCUCCGGCUCCCUCCCGAUCUGCGUAGAGUGGCAGAAAGACGGGGCCAAAAUCUCCAGUGGUGUAAAACACAAACUCAUUCAGCAGGACAACGCUGUGUCUAUCGAGAUCGAGCAGCUGGAGAGAUCCGACGCAGGAUCUUACUCUUGUAAACUGACCAAUCCAGCAGGAAGCUGUCAGAGCAGUGCCUCGCUCUUGGUCAAAGAACCUCCGAGCUUCACGACACUGCCCGAGUCCCAGGCAGCUCUACCCAACUCCACUGUACGCUUUAAAAGCUCUUUUAAAGGAACUCCUCCGUUCACUGUGAAAUGGUUCAAAGACGACUCGGAGCUCAUGACCGGGCCCACGUGUUUCACUGGGCUGGAGGCGACGUGUUGCUUCUUAGAGCUCUAUUCAGUGGGUGUCGCCCAGAGUGGAGUGUACUGCUGUCAAGUCAGUAACGACGCUGGCUCUAUACAGUGUAGUGCCGACCUGACAGUCAAAGAACCACCUGAGUUUGUGCUGAAGCUCCCUGCCACUAAGUUUGUGAAGCAGAGCGAUUCCCUCCGCCUGGAGUGUAAAGUCAGUGGCACAGCUCCUCUGAAAGUGACCUGGUACAAACACGACACCAAGGUCACAGACGGGGGCAACUUCAGGACAUCGUUUGUUGACUCAGUCGCAGUCCUGGAACUGCUGUCCGCCAGCUUUGAUGAUGAUGGAGUUUACACCUGUGAAGCUCAGAAUGAUGCUGGCAGUGUGAGCUGCAGCAGCACACUUACUGUUAAAGAUGCCCCAUCUUUUGUCAAAGUCCCUGAGCCUGUUGAAGGGCUGAAGGGUAAGGACGUGAGUCUGUACUGCGAGAUGAGUGGUACAGCUCCGUUCCAGAUCACCUGGUUCAAAGACAGGAAGCCUCUGAUGGAGAGCAGGAAAUAUAAGAUGGUGAGCGAGGGCAGCUCAGCCACGCUGCAUGUCAUUGGGAUAGACGCCUCAGAUGCCGGCCAAUAUGAGUGCAAAGUGUCAAACAGUGUAGGAAGUGACACCUGCCAGAUGUCAGUUAAACUCAGAGAGCCUCCGUCGUUCUUGAAGAAACUGUCAAACAUGACAGUGAUACUGGGAGAGGAGGUGACCCUUGUGGCCACUGUUAAAGGCUCUGAACCCAUUACUGUGUCCUGGGUUCAAGACAAGGAUCACAUUCUCAGGGACGGUGACAACAGGAAAAUCACCUUUGAGAACAACCAGGUCGCUCUUAAAGUGUUUAAGGCCGAUGCAACUACGGCAGGCAAAUACAGCUGCCAACUCAGAAAUGAUGCUGGGAGUGUGGAGUGUUUCGCUAACUUGACUGUUCUAGAACCGGCUAUGAUCGUGGAUAAGCCCGACUCUCUGAGUGUGACGGCAGGAGAUAUCGCCGCCCUCGAGGUCAAAGUGCGUGGAACCCCAGAGCUCGUCCCCAAGUGGUUCAAGGACGGCGUGGAGCUGGCCUCUGGGAGGAAAUACAAGAUCUCAUUCUCCCGGAUGAUUUCCAGCCUGAACGUUCUUUCUGCUGAGAAACUCGACUCUGGAGAAUAUACGUUUGAGGUCAUGAACGAGGUCGGGAAGGACCUGAGCAAAAUUAAUCUCACCGUCUUAGAUAAGAUCAUUCCUCCCACCUUCUCCAGGACGUUAAAGGACUGUAACACAGUUGUCGCAGAAGCUGGAGAGAUGGAGUGUAAAGUGUCAGGUUCUCCUCCUUUCACCAUCUCCUGGUUCCACGAUAGCAAGGAAAUUCAGAGUGGACCCAACCAUGAUAUUUCCUUCAGUGAGAACAGCUGCAUGCUCAGGGUUCCCUCGCUAAAGCUGUCCGACUCGGGAACGUAUAAAUGUAAAGCCGUCAACAAGGCGGGAUCCUGUGAAACCAGCGCGUUGCUUGUUGUCAAAGAACCUCCGUCCUUUGUGGUGGCACCUCAGCCGGUGGAGGCCAUGCCGGGCUCUAAUGUGACGAUCUCAGCGAUGGUUAAAGGCAGCGCGCCGCUCAAACUACAGUGGUUCAGAGGAGCCAAAGAGAUCCUGGCGGGACGAGGCUGUGAUUUCUCCUUGAAGGAUAACCAGGUGGUUCUGGAGCUUUUCAACGUGGACAGAUCUCACGCUGGCGAGUACACGUGUCAGAUCACCAACGACGCCGGGAAGGAAAGCUGUCCAGUUAAUCUCACGGUCAAAGAACCCGCCGCCUUCUCCAAGAAGCUGAAGGACGUGGCGGUGGAGAAGGGGAAACCGUUAACUCUGGAGUGCACGUACACCGGAACACCAAAGAUCACGGUGAGCUGGUACAAAGACGGACAGCAAAUCUUUGCUUCCUACAAACACAACAUCACCACGACGGAGAGCUCCUGCAUCCUGGAGUGUCUCAGUACCGACGACAAGGAGGCGGCAGGACGGUACAGCUGCCGAGUGUCCAACGAUGCCGGAGACGACACAUGUGAGGCGGCCGUCUCUAUUCUCGAGCCACCGUACUUUGUGGAGUCUCUGGAGCCCAUGGAGGUGACCGCCGGGGACGCCGUGUGUCUCAAGUGUCAGGUGGCGGGAACUCCCGAGAUCAAAGUGUCGUGGUUCAAGGCUGACGGUAAAGUGCGGUCCAGCCCCACCUGUAAGUUGGAGUACUCGAAGGGCGUCGCCCACCUGAAGCUCAGCAAAGCCACCAAGGCCGACAUCGGAGAAUACAGCUGCAAGGCGGAGAAUCGCAUCGGCUCCGCCUCCUCCACCUGCAGACUCAACGUUCAAGAGGCCAAAACGCCGCCGACCUUCCCCAAGAAGAUCACCAGCCUGCAGCAGACGGAGGGUCUGCCUGUCAGGUUCGAGUGCCGUGUCGCCGGCUCGUCACCCAUCGACGUGUCGUGGCUGAAAGACGGCGAGCCUCUGACGCACGGAAACGACUUCUCUAUGCUGUACGAUGACAACACGGCCGUGCUGCAGAUUGAGCACAGUGAGAUGAGGCACUCUGGCGAGUACACCUGCGUGGCCAACAACAGCGUGGGCUCGGCCUCCUGCAGAGCCAAGCUCACCCUGCAAGAACCCAGAUACCCUCCAGUCUUUGACAGGAUGUUGUCACCACAGGAAGUGACAGUGGGCGACAGCAUUGAGCUGGAGUGUCACUUGAAUGGCUCCGCCCCCAUUAAAGUCACAUGGUCCAAAGACCACAAAGACAUUCGCACUGGGGGGAAUUAUAAGAUGAGCUGCGUGGAUAACACGCCGCACCUGACCAUCGUGAAGGCAGAUAAAGCCGACACAGGGAGGUACUUCUGCCAUGCCGCUAAUGACGUGGGGAAGGACUCUUGUUCCUCCGACAUCACGGUCAAAGAGCGUAAGAACCCUCCAGUGUUCACCAAGAAGCCGUCAGGGCACAUCGAGGACAUGGAGGGAAAACUGGUGAAGAUGGAGGGCCGGGUUUCUGGCUCUCAGCCCAUGUCCAUCAGCUGGUUCAGAGACAGCACGGAGAUCCACAGCUCCGACAAAUAUGACAUCAGCUUUAAGAGUAAUGUGGCGGUGCUGUGCAUCAAGAGCAGCCAGGUGAGCGACAGCGGCAGCUACACCUGCCAGGCCUCCAAUGAGGCGGGAAGAGCCUCGUGUGACAUCACUGUCGGCAUCUCAGAGGCCAAGAAGCCUCCGGUCUUCGACGUCUCGCUCAAACCCGCGACGGUGGACGAGGGAGAGAAGCUGAGCCUCAGGUGUCACGUCUGCGGGUCACCUCCUCUGAUGAUCCAGUGGAUGAAGGACAGGAAGGACCUGACGUCGUCCGGCAGCACCAGGAUCAGCUUCUCCGACGGGACGGCCUGCCUGGAGAUCAGCCCCGCCUCCAGACACGACGCUGGCGAUUACCUCUGCAAGGCGUCCAACGACGCUGGCAGCGAGUUCUGCAAAGCUAAAGUGACGGUUAAAGAGAAACCAGGAGCAGCUCCGCCUCUGGCUCAAGCUCCAAGUGUUGCUUCGCCCAAAAAACUGGACAACCUGUUCUUCAUUGAGACACCGAAACCUGCACACGUCACUGAGAAGGGCACCGCCACCUUCAUCGCCAAGGUGGGCGGAGACCCAAUCCCCAGUGUGAAGUGGAUGAAGGGGAAGUGGAGGCAGGUAACGCACGGCGGCCGCAUCUCCAUCGAGCAGAAGGGCCAGGAGGCCAAACUGGAGAUCAGAGAGGUGACCAAGUCGGACUCGGGCCAGUACAGGUGUGUUGCCUCCAACAACCACGGAGAGAUCGAGUGCAACACCGACAUGCACGUGGACGAGAAGAAAGAGGCGUCGCUGCUCGAGGGGGACCUCCGAGCCAAACUGAAGAAGACGCCAUCGAAGCAGAAGAGUCCACAGGAGGAGAAGGACAUUGACAUCGUGGAGCUGUUGAGGAACGUGGACCCCAAAGAGUAUGAGAAGUAUGCCCGCAUGUACGGCAUCACAGACUACCGCGGCCUGCUGCAGGCCAUCGAGCAGCUGAAGAAGGAGAAAGCUGAAGAAAGUGGAAGACCGGAACUGGAACGUGGAGACAGAGAGUCAGACGAGGACAUGGCCCGACUGGUGGCCGACCUGCAGAAGAGGAUGGAGCGCACAGAGCCCGUCACUGUGGUGAAGGACAUCUCCGAUCAGUCCGUCUUCACCAACAAGGAGGCGGAGGCGGAGUUUGCGUGCGAGAUCAAGAUCAACUACCCAGAGAUCACCCUGUCCUGGUACAAGGGCACGCAGAAACUGGAUAGCGGUGACAAGUACGACAUCAGCAUCAGUGGCGACCGCCACCUGCUCAAGAUCAAGAAGUGCCAGUCGUCCGACCAGGGCAACUACCGGGUGGUCUGUGGGCCGCACAUCUCCAGCGCCAAGCUCACUGUCAUGGAAGUGGAGGUUGAGAAGCAUCUGCAGGACACAUCGGGUAAGGAAGGACAGUCGUGCACUCUGUCUUGUCAGUUGUCCGUCCCUAACGUAGAGGCUCACUGGUAUAAAAACGGCAAGCAGUUAGAGAUGAAGGGCAGGUUCACGUCUGAGGUGAAGCACAAGGUUCAGAAGCUUCUGAUCAGAGACCUGAAGCACGAAGACCAGGGUCGAUACACCUGCAGGUACCAGCACCUGGAGUCAUCAGCCGACCUCUGGGUGGAAGCCGAGCAAAUUCAUUUCACCAAACGCAUCCACAACGUGGAAGUCAACGAGCGCCAGUCGGCCACCUUUGAGUGCGAGGUGUCCUUUGACAACGCUAUCGUGUCAUGGUACAAAGACACCUGGGAACUGAAAGAGAGCACUAAGUACAACUUCACAAGCGAGGACAGAAGACAUUUCAUGGUCAUCCGAAACGUGACCAUUGAAGACGAAGGCGUGUACUCAGUGAUUGUGAGGUUGGAGCCCAGAGGAGAGGCUAAGAGCACAGCUGAGCUUUAUUUGUCUGGCAAAGAAAUUGAAUUAGCAAUGGUUCCCAUGGAUGUCCCAGACACCUCGAUUCAGAGGCCGGACGUGUCCUCGUCUGUGGCCAUUCAAGAAUCUGCUGAGUUCUAUCAGUAUGAAGAAAAGAUUGAACACAGAGAAUCGGCUGAAUAUUCGUAUCAAGAGAUGGAGGUGGAGCGAAGAGUCGAGUAUCAGAGCCGGACGGAGGAGACGGUUUCACAACAGGUGUCAACAACCAAAGCUGCCAGAGUCGCUAUUCAGGAAACGGUGGAGACUCAGAGAAUUGGAGUGAGAGAGGAAAUCCCAACUAAAGUUCUCAAAGCUGGAGAGAAACAGCCUGAAGAGAAGCCGACAGCAGCUCUGAAGUUCCAGCCUGAAGUCGAGGCCAAAAAGCCAGUGGAGGAAAAGGUUGCAGUGGUUUCAGUCCCAGAGAAGAAGCAGGUUCCUGCUCUCAAAGAACCAGAGGAGCUUCAGAAGCCUGUUGUUCCCUCACUGCCCACUGAAAAGCCUGGAGUGCCAAAGAAAGAUGAGUCCAAGCCUCAGGUUCUAGCAGAGCCCAAAAAGGUGGCCCCUGCGGCAAAGCCUGAACCCGAACCCAGACCCAAACCAAAAGCAGAACCUGAACCAAAGCCUAAACCCUCACCGGCUCCCAAAGCAGAACCUGAACCCAAACCUGCCAAGAUCCAGCCGGAGGCUGAAGCUAAACCGGCGGCGCUGAAGAAGCCGACAACACCACCGUCCAAAGUCCCUGAAGAACCUGGAAAACCAGAGCUGGCAAAGGUCAAGCCUGAGACCAAGCCAGAACCAGGAGUCCAGAAACCAAAACCAGAACCAGAAAAACCAAAACCAGGGGUCCGUAAGCCGGAGCCUCCUGUAACAAAACCCCAACCGGCCGUCGCCACGCCAGAACCUCCAGCACCAAAACCCGUCAUGGUUCCCAAACCUGAGCCGGCAGUUAAAAAACCUGAAGCAAUACCAGAACCACCCAAGACCAAACCAGAACCGACGGCCGCUCCAAAGGAACCGUUGAGGAAAGAACCUGAACCAGCAGCAAAGAAGAAGGAGGUGGUUCCUCCUCCAGCUCCUCCAGCUACAGUCCCACCGAAGGUGCAGAGAGGAGAAGAAGCACCACAGAAGAAGCCUGUGGCCGCUAAAGUUCCUGUGGAGGAAAAACGUCCUGAACCUCAAAAAGCAGCAAAGGAACCAGAAGCUGCCGUCGCUCCUCCCAAAGACCAAGAGACGAGGAAGGAGAAAGCUGUGAAGCCUAAACUGGUGCCUGAAAAAGUUCCUCACAAAGUCGAAGAGGUAGUUGAGUUGAAGACGGAACUUAAGACUGAUAAAAAACCUGAAACUGCUCCAGAGCGACCAGCUCCGCAGAAAACUGAGGUGAAGGAAAAAACCCUGGAGAGAGUUCCAGAGCGACCUGAGAGAAAAGUGGAGGAAACUCCAAAGACGGUUCCAGAAAAACGUACUGAGGCCAAAGUGUCAGAGAAGGCUGCUCCAGAGAGGAGGCCUGUGAAAGCUCCUCAGGAGGUGACGGAAGACGAGAGGAAGCCACCUGAGAGGAAGCCACCUGAGGGAAUUCCUGUGAAGGUGCAGGAAGUGAAAAUCGAGAAGGUGUCAAAGAAACAAACAGAGAGAAUCUCUGUGGAUAAAACACCUGAAGUCAAACCAGAGGUUGAAGAAACUCUUCGUAAAGAAAUGAAGACGAUUGAGAAGAUUCGAGUCACAGAGAAAAAAGUGUCUCCUGCUGAAAAAGAAACAGAAGCUGAAGCUGAGACUGUUCCCUCGACUGUUCGUCCUGUUACGUCCCCCGAAGAAGAGAUAGAAAGAAAAACGGCAGAAAAAGUUCCCGGGAAGCCGACGACGUCGCCACAAGUCAAAGAACCGCUGGUAAAAGCAGUUGCUCCUCAACCAGAGAGCAAACAGCGUCCUGCUGUCAAACAGCCGGAAGUCGCUGAGAAGAAGAAGUUGGAGAAGAGAAUUUCUCCACAAGAAGAAACUAAAGCAGCGAUUAAACCUCAAGCUGUGGUGAAAACUGAAGAACCGACCAAAAGAGAAAAACCCUCGGUGGUAGAGAAGAAGUCUCCUCCGACAGAUGAAACCAAAGGACCCGUCCAGGCACCAGGAGGAGUGAAGAAAGAAACGGUUCUGCUCAAAAAAGGUAAAAUUCAGUUGGAAGAGGAAACAACGUUUGAGAUUCCGACGCUAAAGAAAAGCACCAGAGUGGUGAAGGUAGUGGAGGAGGAACAGGAAGUGAUCAAACUGAAGAAGGUGCCGUCAGCUCCUCCUAAAGAGGCUGAAGUGGAGGAGAAACCUCAGAAGGUCACCAGGACCACCGUGUUUGAGGUGGAGGAGAUGGUUCAUGAAGAAGAGACUGUGGAGAUGUCAGUCUCCACCAGGAGACCUGCGGAGGAGAGGAAACCUCGAGACAAAGCUGAUGUUGUAAAAAAGCCUGAAGUCACUAAACCUAAAGAAGAACAAACAGAGGCUCAUAAAGAUGCAUGGAGUCGUCAGAGACCUGUCACAAAAGACCAGAAACCAGAAGAUACGAUUUCUCUAAAGAAAACUCCCAAGACACCAAAGGAAGAGGAAUCUGCUCCACCCCCUGCAGUCUUGAAGAAAGUGAAGAAACUGCCUUCAGAUGAAGUGGAACCAGAAAUAAUCAAACUAAAACCAUUUGAGAAACCUGUCAAAGCAGCAGAGGAGCCAGAGAAAGAUAAGAAGGAAAGACCACACAGGGACACUGAGCCUUUCCAGAAAGGUGAGAGGAUCUCCAGAGAGGUGGAACCCAAAGAACUUCCCAAAAAGCCUGAGAAAACCCCUCCAGAGGUGAAGGAGCCCCCAGCCAAGGUGUUGAUGCCUUUAGAUAAAAAGAAAACUCCAGAGAAAGAGCCAGAGGAAGUCAAAGCACCAACCAAGGUGAAGAAACUCCCAACACAAGAACAAGAGAUAGAGAGUGUCAAGCUGAAACCGUUUUCCAGACCUUCCAAAGAGGAGGCAGCGCCGGAGAAGAAACCAGCAGAGGAGAAAGAGAAGAAGCCACGUGAAGACCUGCAACCUCGUCGCAAAACUCCUGAUGAGAAGCUGAAAGAACGAGAGCCGGUGGGUAGAGCGAAGAAACCUGAGGUCCCAGAAACUCCAGAGAAGAAGCUGGAGAAGACAAAAGAGUUAGAUUCAGUUCCAGCGGAGAAGACGGCGUCUCCUGUACCAACAUCUGUUAAGAAACCUGAGAAGGUUCCUGAAGAACCAAAACCUCUGCAGCUGAAGAAGGGAGUCACACCCAAGGUGAAAGAGGAGAAGGAAGAAGUUGCUCUUAAACCUCUGGAGCAGCUCAAGAAGGUUGGGCUGAAGAAGACUCCGUCUCCUCAAGUUGAGAAGCUGAAAGAAGCAGCACCUGUUGAGAGGAAGCCGAGCAUCGACAGACUCAAAAAGGUUCCGAAGACGGUUUCUCCUGUAGAGUCGAUUGAAGCAGUCACUCUUAAAAAGGUCCCGAAGAAACCGUCACCAGAAGAGAAGUCUGCAGAACCAGCAAGACCUGAUAAAGGGAAGUUUCCCCUGGUGAAGGAGGUGUCUCCUGGAGCCGUGCAGAUGAAGAAGGUUGCCACGCAGCCGGAGGAGGAGGUGUUCGAAGAGGAGUUCGAAGCAGAGAAAGACACAGAGCAGGAGGAGGAGGAGGCCUGGGGCUGGGAGCUGGUUCCUCGGGACAGUUGCGGCUCUGAGGACUGGGAAGGUGACGGACAAGAAGGUGCUCUAGAGGUUCCUGGGAUGACCAGGAGAGAGGGUCAACCAGCAGAGGAAGCAGGAAGAGGUCGAGGCCGAGGUCUGAAACCCAAGCAGACCCCGUCUCCUGGAGAAGGGCGCGGCCGCGGUCUGAAGCCUGGUGGAAAAGGUCCAUCACCUCCAGAGGAUCCCUUCGGAGGGUUCAAGCUGAAAGCCGUCCCUCUGAAGUUCAUCAAGAAGCUUCAGGACAUUGUGCUAAAGGAAGCCGAGUCCAUCGGCUCCGCCGCUGUGUUUGAGUGUGAGGUCUCACCUUCCACUGCCAUCACCUCCUGGAUGAAAGAUGGCAGCAACCUGCGCGAGAGCCCCAAGCACAAGUUCACCUCUGACGGCAAAGAUCGCAAGUUGAACAUUAUUGAUGUUCAACUGUCCGACACUGGUGAAUACAGCUGUGUGGCCAAGAACGCAGGAAAGGAAAUAACGUGCACAGCCAAGCUCAUCGUAGAAGAGUUGCCUGUGAAAUGGAUCAAGGAGCUGGAGGAGGAGACUUCAGCUCUGAAGGGUCAGCCCAUCUACAUGACCUGCGAGCUGAACAAAGAGAGAGAUGUGGUGUGGAAGAAGAAUAACGAGGUCCUGAAGAAAAAGGCCAACAAGAUUCAGAUCAAUAUCAUUGGGAUGCAGCACGCCGUGACCAUCCAGAACAGCGCAGCGGAGGACACUGGUGUCUACUCCUGUGAAGUCGCCGGUCAGGAGGAAGUCAAGACCUCGACAAACGUCAAAAUCAUCGAAAUCAUCAAAGAUUGGAUCGUGAAGCCGCUGAGAGACCAGCACGUCAAACCGAAGGCGGCUGCUACGUUUAAAUGCGAGCUGUUCAAGGACACUCCCAACUGGAAGUGGCUCAAAGGAGAGAACGAGAUCGUCCCCUCGGACAAGGUCGAGGUCAAGCAGGACGGAAAAGAGCUGACGCUCACCAUCAAGAACUGUCAGCCUGAGGACGUGGCAGAAUACGCCAUGGAGGUGGAAGGACGCGUCUACACGGCCAAGCUCACACUCGGAGAGCGUGAAGCUGAGAUCCUGAAGCCGUUGGCGAGUGUCGAGGUGACGGAGAAGGCAGAUGCCGUGUUUGAGACGGAGAUCUCCGAGGAGGAUGUUCCAGGGGAGUGGAAGCUGAAAGGAGAAGUUCUCACCAGAUCCCCGACGUGCGACAUCUUCAUGGAAGGAAGAGUUCGUCGACUUACACUGAAGAGCUGUCAGCUGGAUCACGCUGGAGAAGUUUCGUACCAGGCUCUGAACGCCAUCACCAGCGCAAUGCUCAAUGUCAAAGAGAUUGAAAUGGACUUCGUGGUCCCGCUGAAGGACGUUUCAGUGCCUGAAAAGAAACAGGCAAAGUUCGAAUGCAGCAUCACGAAGGAUGUUUCUAAGGUCAUGUGGUACAGAGGGGGUGACAUCAUCACCCCUGACCAAAAGUAUGACAUCAUCGAUGAUGGGAAGAAGCACAUGUUGAUCAUUAACUGCUGUGAGUUUGACGAUGAGGACGAGUAUACGAUCGAGGUUCUGAGUAAAACUUCGACAGCCAGACUCACGGUGGAGGGUAUCAGGCUGAAAUUUAUCUCACCGAUAAAGGACCAAACUGUAAAGGAAGGAAAAACCGCUCGAUUUGAGCUGGAACUCUCUCACGAAAACAUUCCCGUCACCUGGUACAAGAACGACGUGAAGAUUCACCCGAGCAGGACAGUGGUCGCUCACGUGGACGGAAAGAAACACGUGUUAGAAAUAAGAGACGUCACUCUGGACGACACGUGUCAGAUCAAAGCUGAGGCGAAAGGAAUUCCCUCCAUGGCCAACCUGACGGUCAUAGAGGGCGACGCCUACUUCACAGUCAAACUGCAGGACUACACUGCGAUGGAGAAAGAUGAGGUGGUGCUCAACUGUGAGCUCAGCAAAGACGUCAACGUGGUGUGGUACCACGACGAGGCGGAGGUCAAGGCCUCUAAGAUGGUGGCUGUUAAGGCCGAAGACAAACGUAGAACACUUGUGAUCAAGAGAGUUGGGGACAAGGACAAAGGACAGUAUUUAUGUGACUGUGGGACAGACAAGACAACGGCAACACUGCACAUCGAAGCUCGCUCCAUCAAAGUGGUUCGACCAAUGUAUGGAGUUGAAGUGUUUGACGGAGAAACCGCUCGAUUUGAGGUGGAGCUGAGCGAGGAUGACGUCCACGGUCAGUGGAAGCUGAACGGAGAAGUCCUCAGUCCUUCGGCCGACGUUGAGAUUGUGGAGGACGGAGCCAAACACACUCUGGUGCUGUACAACUGCAAAGUGCCUCUGACGGGCGAGCUGUCGUUCACAGCCGCCAACGCCAAGUGUUCUGCUAACCUGAAAGUGAAGGAACUCCCCGUCUCGUUCAUUACGCCGCUCGCCGACCUGCAUGUUUAUGAAAAGGACGAGGCAAAGUUUGAACUGGAAAUUUCCAGAGAACCUAAAAGCUUCCGUUGGCUGAAGGGAAGUCAGGAGUUGUCAAACGACGACAAGUUUGAGCUGGUGUUGGAGGGAAAGACACACGCUCUUAUUGUGAAAUCUGCCAAGUACGAGGACGAAGGCAAAUACAUGUUUGAGGCCGAAGAUAAGAGAACGUCUGGGAAGUUGUUUAUUAAAGGUAUUCGCCUUGAAUUUAUCAAGCCAAUAAAAGAUGUGACUGUGAAGGAGCGAGAAACCGCAGAGUUCAGAGUCGAACUCUCUCAUGAAAAGAUCCCUGUAGUUUGGUUCAAAAACGACGUGCGGCUGCACCCGAGCAAAGUGGUGCACAUGUGUGAGGACGGGCCAGUGCACACGCUGGCCUUCAGGGAGGUCACCGUGGACGACACGUCCAUGAUCAAAGUGGAGGCCAUGGGCAAGACGUCGGAGGCCAUGCUCACUGUGCUCGAGGGCGACUUGUACUUCACAGCCAAGCUCCAGAACUACACCGCCGUCGAGAAGGACGAGGUGGUUUUGUCCUGCGAGCUGAGCAAAGCCGGCGGCGAGGUCAGAUGGUUCAAAGACGGAACCGAAAUCUGUCCCUCCAAGAACGUGCUCAUCCAAUCAGAUGGCAAGAAGUGCAUACUGGUCCUCAAGAAGGCGCUAAAGAGCAACAUGGGAACGUACACCUGCGACUGUGGUACGGACAAAACCACGGCUGACCUGAACAUCGAAGAGCGCGACAUCAAGGUGGUCCGCCCGCUGUACAGUGUCGAGGUUACAGAGACGGAGACAGCCAAGUUUGAGACCGAGAUUUCUGAGGAGGACCUUCACGCCACCUGGAAACUCAAGGAAGAGACACUCCACCCGUCGGCCGACGUGGAAAUCAAAGAGGAGGGAACGAGACACAUCUUGAUCCUCUUCAACUGCAGGAAGGAUAUGGCGGGAAGCCUCGACUUCUCGGCAGCAAACGCCAAAUCCUCAGCUCAGCUCCGGGUCAAAGCCCGAGUGAUUGGCCUGGCGAAGCCUCUGAAUGACGUCACCGUGACCGCAGGAGAGACCGCCACCUUCGAGUGCGAGCUGUCCUACGAAGACAUCGCUGUCGAGUGGCUGCUGGGGGGAACCAAGCUGGAACCAAGCGACAGAGUGGUGCUGAAGGCCGAGGGUAAAGUCCACAGUCUGACUCUGCGAGACGUUCAGCUGAAUGAAGCCGGACAAGUCCAACUCACUGCCAAAGACUUCCAGACGGAGGCGUCGCUCACCGUCAGAGAGCCGGCAGUGGAGUUUACGAAGCCUCUGGAGGACCAGACGGUGGAGGAGGAAGCCACCGCUACACUGGAGUGUGAAGUUUCCAGAGAGCAGGCAGAGGUUCGAUGGUUCCGAGAUGGACAAGACAUCAGGAAGACCAAGAAGUACGAGAUGAUCAUCGAUGGCCACAAGAGGGCGCUGCUCAUCCACGACUGCACUCUGGACGACUCCAGGACGUACACCUGUGACGCAAAAGACUUCAAAACCUCCUGUUUCCUCAACGUUGAACCUCCUCAUGUCGAGUUCUCAAAGCCGCUCCAUGACGUCGAGGUCAAAGAGAAGGAAUCUGCCAGGUUUGAGUGUGAAGUGUCCAGAGAGGACGUCAAAAUCCGCUGGUUAAAGGAAGGAAGUGAAAUCAGAAAGGGGAAGAAGUAUGAAAUUAUCGCUCAAGGUCGCCAACACAUCCUCAUCGUCCACAAGUCUGCGUUUGAUGAUGAAGCUGAAUACGAAUGUGACGCCAAGACGUCCAAGUCCUCCGGCAUGCUCACUGUCGUUGAGGAGGAGACGAGAUUCACCAAGAAUCUGUCUAACGUUGAGGGAACGGAGACGGACAGCGUGAAGCUGAUCUGCGAGGUCUCCAAACCCAGCGCUGACGUCACCUGGUACAAAGGAGACGAGGAGCUGCCGGAGGGCGGCCGCCACGAGAACAUCGUGGACGGUAAGAGGAGGAUCCUCCUCAUCCAGGACCUGAAGAUGGCCGACGGCGGCGAGUACAACUGUAGACUGAGUACCAGCGUCAAGACUUCCGGAAACCUCAAGAUUAAUGAACUGGCAGCUGAGUUCAUCUCCAGGCCUCAAGGCCAGGAGGUGGUGGAGGGCGAGAAGGCGGAGUUCACCUGCUCCGUCUCCAAGGAAACCUACGAGGUCAAAUGGCUGAAAGACGACAAGGAGCUGGAGGCAGGAGACAAAUACCAGAUGGUCAGCGACGGCAAGCGGCGAACGCUGGUCAUCAAGAGCAGCGAGCUGAAAGACGAGGGUGGAUACGUGGUGAUGAUCGGAGCGACCAGAGCCGGCGCAGACCUCGCGGUUCUCGAGAAACUGAAGAUCAUCACGCCGCUGAAGGACACGGAGGCUAAAGAAGGUCAGGAGGUCGUCCUGAACUGCGAAGUGAACACGGAGGGAGCAAAGGCCAAGUGGCUGAAGAACGAGGAGACAUUGUUUGAGAGCAGCAAGUAUGUGAUGGUCCAGAGAGACAACGUCUUCUCUCUGAGGAUCAGAGACGCUCAGAAGGGAGAUGAAGCCAACUACAGCAUCAACCUGACCAAUCAGAGAGGAGAACAGGCCAAGAGCUCAGGCAACCUCACCGUCAAAGAGGAGAGUCUGAGGAUCAUGGUUCCUCUGGAGGACAUCGACACUCAGGAGAAGAAGACCGUUAGCUUCUCCUGUAAGGUCAACAGGCCCAACGCCACGCUGAAGUGGAUGAAGGGCGGGGAGGAGAUCGCCUUCAGCAAACGAGUCGUUUACAGAGUGGACCAAGACAAGCACACGCUCACCAUCAAAGACUGCACGCUGGCUGACGAGGGCGAGUACACCGCCGUGGCCGGAGACAACAAGUCCACAGCGGAGCUGAUCAUCAGCGAGGCGCCGACAGACUUCAGCAUGCAGCUGAAGGACCAGACCAUCACCGAGUUCGAGGACGCAGAGUUCUCAUGUAAACUGACCAAAGAGAAAGCAGAAGUCAAGUGGUACAGGAAUGGACGUGAGAUCAGAGAAGGACCCAGAUACAAGUUUGAAAAAGACGGAAAGAUUUGCACGUUACGUAUCAAAGAGUGCAGACCUGAUGAUGAGUGUGAAUACGCCUGUGGUGUGGAUGAGAAGAGGUCCAGAGCCAGACUCUUUGUUGAAGAGACGCCGGUGGAGAUCGUCAGACCGCCACAGGACGCGUUCGAACCCCCCGGCUCGGACAUCGUGUUCGAGGUGGAGCUGAACAAGGACAGAGUGGAGGUGAAGUGGUUGAGGAACAACAUGACGGUCGUCCAGGGAGACAAGUACCAGAUGAUGAGUGAGGGUAAAGUCCACAGACUGCAGGUGUGUGAGAUCAGACCUCGAGACCAGGGCGAGUACAGAAUCAUCGUCAAGGACAAAGACGCCAAGGCCAAGCUGGAGCUGGCAGCUGUGCCUCAGAUAAAGACCACGGACCAGAGCUACGUCACAGACGCCGGGAAGCCCAUCGUCAUGGCCGUCCCUUACAGCGCCUACCCGCAGGCCCAGGCCGACUGGCUGUACGACAACCAGAGUCCGCCCAAAGACGACAUCCACACCUCCACUGACCGCACAGAGUAUCGGCUGAAGGACCCCAAGAAGUCUGACGAGGGCCGAUACAAGAUCACGAUCAAGAACAAACACGGAGAGGGAGAAGCCUUCAUCAACCUCGACGUCAUUGACGUCCCCGGACCUGUGAAGAACCUGCAGGUGGUCGAUACCGCAGAUGGUGAGGUCAGCCUGGCAUGGGAGGAGCCUGAGAGUGACGGGGGCAGCAAGGUCAUUGGCUACGUGGUGGAGAGACGCGACGUGAAGCGAAAGACCUGGACGCUGGCCACAGAGCAGGCCGACAGUCCUGAGUACACGGUGACCGGCCUCCACAGAGACUCCAUGUACCUGUUCAGAGUCUGCGCCCGAAACCGGGUUGGCAGCGGACCCAUCGUAGAGACCGACAAACCCGUACAGGCCAAGAACAAGUUCGAGGUUCCUGAAGCUCCUUUGAACGUGAUCGUAGGAAAUGUCUCAAAGUUCGGCUGCACCGUCUCCUGGGAGACUCCCGGGUCGGACGGCGGCUCUCCCAUCACCUCGUACAUCAUCGAGCUACGUGACCGCACGUCGGUGAAGUGGUCGCCCGUGCAGGUGACCAAGGCCGACGAGCUCAGCGCCAUCAUCAACGAUGUCAUAGAGAACAAAGAGUACAUCUUCAGAGUCAAAGCCGAGAACAAAGCCGGCGUCGGCAAACCCAGCGACGCCUCGCGGCCCGUCAAGAUCAUGGAUCCCAUUGAGCGUCCCAGUCCUCCUCUGAACCUUUCCUGGCAAGACCAGAACAAGAGCUCGGUGCAGCUCGCCUGGGAGACUCCUCUGAGGAACGGAGGUAGCAUGAUCACCGGUUACAUCAUCGAACGCUGUGUGGACGGCACCGACAAGUGGCUGCGCUGCAACGCCCGCCUCUGCCCCGACCUCUUCUACAAGGUGUCUGGUCUGAAAUAUGGAACCAAGUACAACUACAGAGUGUUUGCUGAAAACGCGGCCGGCGUCUCUGACCCAUCAAAAGUAAACGGACCCCUGCUGGCUGACGACCCACAUGUCGGUCCGACCUUUGACCUGAGUGCUUUCAAAAAUGGCCUGGAGGUCAUCGUCCCUCAGCCUCUCAGCAUCAGAGUCCCCAUCUCCGGAUACCCGACCCCCGUCGCCAAGUGGACCUUCGGAGAGAAGGAGCUGACCACUGCCGAUGAGCGAAUCAGCCUGAUGACCAAGUCCACAUUCACAGAACUGAUCGUCACACCAAGCGUCCGCCCGGACAAAGGCAUCUACGUCCUGCAGCUGGAGAACGACGUCACGUCUGUCUCUGGAGAGAUCGAAGUCAACGUCAUCGCUGCACCCAGCGCUCCGAAGGACUUCAAGGUUCUGGAGGUGACACGGCAGCAUGUCCACCUGAGCUGGGAGGCGCCCGAGCACGACGGAGGAAGUCCUCUGACAGGCUACCAGGUGGAGAAACGAGACGUGUCCCGCAAGACCUGGGUCAAGGUGGCCACAGGAGUCCAGGAUCAGGAGUUUACUGUCACCGACGUGGUUGAAGGGAAGGAGUAUCUGUUCAGAGUAACCGCCUGCAACAAGUGUGGACCAGGAGAGCCGGCGUACAUCGACGAGCCCGUCAGCGUCUCCUCUCCUGCCACUGUGCCCGAUCCUCCAGAGAACUUGAAGUGGAGGGACAAGUCCGCCAGCGGCAUCUUCCUGACCUGGGAGCCACCAAAGUACGACGGUGGCAGUGGCAUCCGAGGCUACAACGUCGAUCGCUGCCAGAGAGGAACUGAUAAGUGGGAGCCCUGCGGGGACAUGGUGCCUGAGCUGAAGUGCCAGGUUACCGGUCUGAUCGAGGGCCAGUGGUACUCCUACAGAGUCCGAGCUCUGAAUGGACUCGGAGCAGGCCGACCCUGCAAGGCCACAGACGAGAUCCAGGCCGUUGAUCCCAAAGAACCUCCAGAGAUCCAUCUGGACGCCAAGCUGUUGGCCGGUCUGACCGCCAAAGCCGGCAGCAAGAUUGAACUCCCCGCUGAGGUGACGGGUAAGCCCGAGCCCCGGGUGAAGUGGACCAAGGCCGACCUGGUCCUCAAAGCAGAGGACAGAGUUUCCAUUGACACCAAGACGGGACACUCAACUGUCACUAUCGCCAAGACCAAGAGAGACGAUAGCUCAACCUACAUCAUUGAAGCCACCAACAGCAGCGGCCGCGCCACAGCCACCGUCGACGUCAACAUCCUCGAUAAGCCUGGUCCUCCAGCUGCCUUCGACAUCUCUGAGAUCACCAACGAAUCCUGCUUCCUGGCCUGGAACCCUCCGCGCGAUGACGGCGGCUCCAGAGUCACCAACUACAUUGUCGAGCGCCGAGCUGUCGACAGCGAGAUCUGGCACCGUCUGUCCUCCACCAUCAAACAGACCACCUACAAAGCCGUGGGUCUGGUCAAGUUCAAGGAGUACAUCUUCAGAGUCUACGCAGAGAACCAGUUUGGUGUUGGUCCAGCGGCUGAACAUCCGUCCAUCAUCGCCAGAUAUCCCUUCGACACUCCCGGAGCUCCUUACAAGCUGGAGCCUUCGGACAUCGCCAAGGACUCUCUGACUCUGACCUGGUACGAGCCUGACGAGGACGGAGGAAGCCCCAUUACAGGAUACUGGGUGGAGAGACACGAACCCGACCACGACAAGUGGAUCAGAUGCAACAAGCUGCCGAUCAAGGACACCAACUACAGGGUCAAAGGUCUUCCCACCAGGAAGAAAUACAAGUUUAGAGUCCUGGCUGAGAAUUUGGCUGGAACUGGAAAACCCAGCAAAGAGACAGACAUGAUCCUCGUCAAAGAUCCAAUUGAUCCUCCAUGGCCUCCUGGUAAACCCACGGUGAAGGACGUGGCUAAGACUUCCUGUUUCGUGAUGUGGACCAAACCAGAGCACGACGGUGGAGCAAAGAUCGAUGGCUACAUCAUUGAGAUGCUGAAGAGUGGCAACAUGGACUGGAUCCGCGUGGCAGAGGACAUCAGUAUAAUGGAACACUCCCUAAGAGGCCUGAUGGAGAAGCAGGAGUACUCGUUCAGGAUGCGAGCUGUUAACGUGGCCGGAGAGAGCGAACCCAGCGAGCCCAGCGACCCAGUGCUCUGCAAAGAGAGACUCAGUCCUCCUUCUGCUCCUCGCUGGUUGAACGUUAUGAGCAUCAGCAGGAACAGCGCCGAGAUGAAGUGGACGGCCCCCGAGCGUGACGGCGGCUCGCCCAUCACCAACUACGUGGUGGAGAAGCGUGACGUCAGACGUAAAGGCUGGCAGGCCGUGGACACCACAGUCAAGGAGCUGACGUACAGCGUGACUCCUCUCAACGAGGGCUCACUGUACGUGUUCCGCAUCGCCGCCGAGAACAAGGUGGGCGUCGGACCGUUCUGUGAGCUGGAGGACUCUGUGCUCGCCAAAGACACUUUCGCCACUCCUGGGCCUCCGUACGCCCUCGCCGUCACCGCUGUGACCAAAAGAUAUGUGGACCUUCAGUGGGAGGAGCCUAAAAACGAUGGUGGCCGACCCAUCCUCAGGUAUUCAGUUGAGAAGAAGGAGAAGCUUGGCACUCGCUGGGUUAAAUGUGGGAAGACUUCAGGUCCGGACUGUAAGUACAGAGUGACCGACGUCAUCGAGGGAACAGAGGUUCAGUUCCAGGUCUGCGCCGAGAACGAGGCCGGCGUCGGACAUCCGAGUGAACCCACCGAGAUCCUCACAAUCGAAGAUCCCACCGGUGUCCCAUCUCCACCCAUCGAGCUACACAUCACCGGCGCCAGCCGGGACUUCCUGUCCAUCGGCUGGAAACCUCCGCAGAGGAACGGUGGCUGCCCCAUCUCUGGAUACCACAUCGAGAUGUGCGAGGCCGGAACAGAGAAGUGGAUGAGGGUCAACUCUCGUCCAGUGAAGGAGCUGAAGUACCGUGUGGAAGAGGGUGUGAUCCCUGAGAAGGAGUACAUCCUGAGAGUGAGGGCCAUCAACUCUGUCGGAGUGAGCGAGCCCUCCGACAUCUCCGAGAACGUCUUCGCCAAAGACUCCGACUGUAAUCCGACACUGGACUUCCAGACUCUGGACCUGGUUGUCGUGGAAAACGAGAAGAUGCACAUCCCAGUUCCCUUCAGAUCCGUCCCCUCACCCAGAAUCACCUGGCACAAAGACGGGAAGGAGCUGAAGGCCGACGAACGUCUCGGCUUCAGGAAGGAGUACACUUCCUGUCACCUGGAGGUCGAGAGCAGCCUUCACGCUGACGCCGGCGUGUACAAAGUCACUCUGGAGAACAAACUUGGAGCCGCCAGCGCCACCAUCAACGUCAAAGUCAUCGGUCUUCCUGGUCCCUGUAAGGAGAUCACAGCCUCUGAGAUCACAAAGAGCUCCUGCAAAGUGUCCUGGGAUCCUCCAGACUACGACGGCGGCAGCCCGAUUCUUCACUACGUCAUGCAGCGGCGUGAGGCUGGCAGGAGGACUUACGUCAACAUGAUGUCCGGAGAGAACAAGCUGAGCUGGAACGUCAAAGACCUGAUCCCUAACGGAGAGUACUACUUCAGAGUCCAGGCCGUCAACAAGAUCGGAGGAGGAGAGUUCAUCGAGCUCCGCAACCCAGUCAUCGCAGAGGACCAGAAACAUGCUCCCGACCCACCGGUGGACGUGGAGACCCACAACCCCACAUCCAGCACCAUCACUCUGACCUGGAAGCCUCCCAUGUAUGAUGGCGGCGCGAAAAUCAUGGGCUACAUACUGGAGAGGCAACAAAAGGGCCAGGACAAGUGGGAGAGGUGCAACGACUUCCUGGUGCCCGUCGUGUCCUACACCGUCAGAGGACUGACGGAGGGAAAGAAUUACGCCUUCAGAGUCAGAGCCGAAAACGCAGCCGGGGUCAGCGAGCCGUCACGCGGCACGCUAUUCGUGAAGGUCUCGGACACUGUUGGUGCUCCGAAGGUUUUCCUGAGCGGCAGCCUGCAGUCAGGUCUCAACGUGAAACGAGGCUGCGAGAUCUGCUUAGACGCCAACAUCUCCGGCUCGCCGUACCCUGAGAUCACCUGGUACUGGAACAACCAGGUGAUCCGGCCCGAGCCGCUCCGCAAGAGGCCCGAAAAGCCCCUGAAGAAGAAGGUGGAGAAGAAGGUGGAGAAGAAGGUGGAGACGAAGGAGGAGAAGAAAGAGGAGGAGAAGAAAGAGGAGGAGAAGAAGGAGGGAGAGGUGAAGGAAGGAGAAGAGAAGAAAGAAGAAGAGGAGAAAAAGAAGGAGGAGGAGGCAGCAGAGCCGGAAGUGGAGGAGUCUGACUACCCAACAAUAUACGAGCGUCUGGCCAUCGACAAUCACCGCAGAGGUGCUUCCUCCAUCGUCAUCAGGGACUCGAUCCGCGCCGACCACGGCGUCUACAUGGUGAAGCUGGAGAACGACCACGGCACUGCCUCGGCAACCUGCGAGGUCAACGUGCUCGAUACUCCAGGUCCUCCUGUCAACUUCAGAUUCGAGGAGGUGAGGAAGAACUCUGUGGUCUGCAAGUGGGAUCCUCCUCUGGAUGAUGGCGGCAGCGAGAUCCUCAACUACACCCUGGAGAAGAAGGACAACUCGAAGCUGGAGUUUGGCUGGAGCAGUGUCACCACCACACUGAGAGGAUGCAGAUACCUGGUGCCCAAACUCAUUGAGAAGAAGGAGUACAUAUUCAGGGCCGUGGCCGAGAACAAGUUCGGUCCUGGACCCGCCUGCGUCUCCAAACCACUCAUCGCCAAGAAUCCUUUCGAUCCUCCCGAGGCUCCUGAGAAGCCAGAGAUCGAUGACAUCACAGCCCACAGCAUGCUCGUCACCUGGAACGCGCCGAACGACCACGGCAGCCCCAUCGUGGGAUACUGGGUGGAGCGUCGCGAGAUCAACAGCUCACACUGGACACGUGUUAACAGGAACAUCGUCCCCGACACUGAGCUGAACGUUGAAGGUCUGUUCGAGGGCCUGACUUACAUCUUCAGGGUGGCAGCUGAAAACCAAGCCGGCCCAGGAAAGUUCAGCGUCCCGUCCGAACCCAAAACAGCCCAAGCUCCGAUCUUACCUCCUGGACCACCUGUCGCCCGAGUGGCGGACACCACUGACCACUCCAUCAACGUGGAGUGGGACCCACCUGCAGACAACGGUGGAGGAGAGAUCCUGGGGUACCACGUGGACAAGGCCAUGGCCGGUACCAAGGACUGGUCCAGGUCCACAGAGCGUCCCUGGAAGAACCGGGCAUUCACUGUCUACGGAGUCCGUGAGGGAGCCAAGUACAUGGUCAGAGUCAUCGCCUGCAACGCAGCCGGAGAGGGAGCGCCAGGAUUCACAGAGUCUGUGUUCGUCAGGAAUCCUGCAGAGUUGCCAGUGAUUGAACUGGACCUGUCCGUCAAGAAUGGCUUGGUCAUCAGAGCCGGAGAGAUCCUUCGUGUUCCCGCUACAGUGACAGGUAAACCCUACCCCUCCCUCACCUGGACCAAGGAUGAUGGUAAACCCGACAAAGACCGUGUGGAGAUUCUGACUGAAGGCAACGACAGCGUUGUUUCAAUCAACAACGUCCAGAGGAAGGACUGCGGCAAAUACAUGAUCUCUGCUAUGAACCCUAGUGGAAAAAAGGCUGCUUGGACCAGAGUGGAGGUUGUGGACGUCCCCGGACCGGUCACGGACCUGAAGCCUGUUGUCGUCACUCGUAAGAUGAUCUUCCUGAACUGGGAUGACCCUGUGGAUGACGGAGGCAGCGACCUGUUGGGCUUCAUCGUUGAGCGAAAACACGGCAAGAUGCACACGUGGAGGCAGCCCUUUGAAACCAUCUCCUCCAAGUGCGAGUGUGCUGGCAUCGUGGAGGGACAGGUGUACACGUUCCGCGUUAUUGCCAAAAACAAGUAUGGACUGGGGCCGCCCGUCGAGCUGGAACCCAUCACAGCCGUGGACCCGCAGGGUCCACCAUCGUACCCCGAGAAGUUCCAUUACACUGAGCGCACCAAGAACUCCAUUUCGUUUGCCUGGAAGCCGCCGCGUAAUGACGGGGGCAGCCCGCUCAUCGGGUACUUCGUAGAGAAGAAGAGGCAGGACCAGCAGGCCUUCGAGCCAUGCAACACAGAGAUCUGCCCCAACAUGACCAUGACUGUGGAGGGGCUGGAAGACGCCUGGAUGUACGAGUUCAGGAUCAAGUGUGCUAACCUAAUCGGAGAAAGCGAGCCGUCUAUCCCGCUCCUUGUGGUCAUCCAAGAUGAUGAAGUGUCUCCUGAGGUCCACAUGCUGAAGCACUUCAAGGGUGACUGCAUUACUGUGAAAAAGGGCGAACCCAUUGAGCUCCCCGCCGACAUCCUGGGACUCCCCAUCCCUAAGAUCGAGUGGUCCAAAGAUGACGUGGUCAUCGUGAAGCCGACCGAGACUUUGCUAAUGGAAACAGAGGUGACGGGCAGGAUGAACGCCAAGACGACGCUGUCCAUCCCAGCAGCCAACAGGAGGGACCACGGCAGCUACACUGUCUCUGCCUCCAACAACAUGGGCUCAGCCAAACGCACCACCUUCAUCAUGGUGCUGGACCGACCACUCCCACCCAGGAACGUGACGGUGUCUAACAUCAAGGCGGAGUCCUGCUACCUCCACUGGGACGCACCUCUGGAGGACGGCGGCAGCGAACUGACCAACUACAUUGUUGAAAAGAAAGAAGUGAUGACGGAGGAGCCGGAGCUGGAAGAGGGACAGGAAGCUCCAGCUGAGCCAGAGUGGGUGGAGGUUACCAACUGCAUCCUUGAGAAGAAAUUCAGGGUGUGGAACCUGGAGACCAACAAGACGUACUUGUUCCGGGUCCGAGCUGAGAACCGCUAUGGUAAAUCUGACCCCUGUGCGACAGAGCAGGUCCAGAUCACCGACCCCUUCGGCCUCCCUGGCCCUCCAGAGAAGCCGACCAUCACGGAAUACAGCAAGACCUCCAUGACCCUGACCUGGGAGCCUCCCAGGGACAAUGGCGGCUCCAUGAUUAUUGGCUACUGGCCGGAGAAGAGAGAGAAAGGCACCAGCUACUGGGCCAAAGCCAACAAGGGGCCGGUCACCAAGAGGGGCACGAAAGGCUGGGAGUACCAGGUGACUCGUCUGUUUGAAGGAACUGAGUACGAGUUCCGAGUUGCUGCCUUCAACUCUGCAGGAACUGGACCGUUCAGUGGACCGUCCGACUCUGCCUUCGCCAUCAACCCGAUCUCUCCUCCCAGCAUGCCCGCUGCUCCUGAGGUGGCUGAUAAGACGACGCACAACGUCACUCUGACCUGGAAACCACCGGCGAGCGACGGGGGAAGUCCCAUCAAAGGUUACAUCAUCCAGAUCCAGAAUGAAGGUUCCUCCGUGUGGAUGACGGUGAACGACCCUGACACCACUCACCCCACCACUGAGUACACAGUGCCCAGCCUCCGUGAGAUGAAAGGCUAUCGCUUCAGGAUCAUCGCUGUCAAUGACAUCGGCGAGUCCGACCCCAGCCCCCGCACCGACGAGGUUCUGGUCGAGGAUAUCAAGCUCGGACCGUCCAUCUCCAUUGACGUGCUUGUCGACGACCUGCUCUACAUCCGUGCCGGUGAUCCUAUCAAGAUCCCCGCCACCAUUAAGGGCCGCCCAGAUCCCAAGGUCACCUGGGACUUCGAUGGCAAAGCCAAGUCCCACAAGAAAAACAAACUGCACACGCUGCCCGUCGACUCCGAGGUCGAGUCCACUGACACCACGUCUGUCGUGAUCAUCCCCGUGAGUCUGAGGAGCCACUCCGGACGUUACACCAUCACUGCAAAGAACAAGUCCGGACAGAAACACGUGAACGUCAGAGUCAAUGUCCUUGACGUCCCCGGGGCUCCAAAGGAGCUGAGGGUCACCGACAUAACCCGGGCUACCAUGAGGCUGAUCUGGAAACUGCCCGAUAACGACGGAGGAGAGAGAAUUAAGAGCUACUUCGUCGAGAAGAGAAGCGUCACUGACAAGGCCUGGACCAAGGUGAACGCAGCCUGUGCCAGUCAGGCGUACGUGGUGCCAGGUCUUCUGGAGGGUCAGGACUACCUGUUCAGGGUCCGAGCUGAGAAUAGACUCGGAUUUGGUCCGUUCACCAUCACCACGGAACCUGCUCGGGCCAGAGAUCCCAUCUACCCCCCCGACCCCCCCACCAAGCUGAAGGUUAACCUGGUGACAAAGUCGGCCAUGACUCUGAGCUGGGAGGCGCCAAAAAACAACGGCGGCUCCCCGGUGAAGCAUUACAUCAUUGAGCGUCUGAGCUGGGACACCAGCGGCAAAGAGAAGGAGACGUGGAAACAGUGCAACAAGAGAGAUGUUGAGGAGCUCGUCUUCGUGGUGGAGGACCUGAAGGAGGGAGGAGAAUACGAGUUCAGGGUGAAAGCUGUGAACGCUGCCGGACCCAGCCGACCCUCCGCCACCAUCGGACCCAUGUUCAUCAAGGAUCAAACACGUGCUCCCACCAUCGAGCUACGUGAGGCCAUGGAGGGCGAGGAGGGCUGUGAUGUCAGCGUGGUGGCGAAGGUGAGCGGCUGUCCGUUCCCCACACUCACCUGGCAAAUGGCCAGCCUGGCCAAACCUGACGAGAAGGCUGCCGUCCAGUACGGCCAGCACAUCAGCAAACUGGUGACGCAGGACAAAUGCACGCUGCUGAUCCAGCAGGCCAGCAGGCACGACAGCGCCCUCUACAGCCUGACGGCCAGAAAUAGCCUGGGCACUGUCACCAAGGACAUCAAGCUCUCAGUGCUGGGACCUCCUGGCCAGCCCGUCGCACCAAUCACAUUGACCGAGGUGUUUGCAGACCGGAUCGGUCUGGCCUGGAACCCUCCCACAGACGACGGUGGAUCCAAGAUAACCAACUACGUGGUCGAGAAGCGCGAGGACAACAGGAAGUCCUGGGUGCACGUUUCCAACGACCCCAAAGAGUGCGUGUAUGUGGUGACCCGUCUGACGGAGAACCAUGAGUACGAGUUCCGAGUCAUGGCCCAGAACAAGUUCGGAGUUGGGCCUCCCCUAGUCAGCGCGGCGGAGAAGGCCAGAAACUUGUUCACCGUCCCGGGUCAGUGUGACAAACCGACAGUGACUGAGGUCUGUCUCGAGUCGAUGACCGUCAACUGGGACGAGCCAAAGUACGACGGCGGCUCCCCCAUCACUGGCUAUUUCGUAGAGAAGAAGGAGACCACCGCCAAGCGCUGGGCCCGUGUUACACACGACCCGAUCCGAGCGCUGCCACUGGGCAACAGCUGGGACGUCACUGGCUUGCUAGACGGUGCCCUGUACCAGUUCAGGGUCAUCGCCGUCAACGCUGCUGGCUGCGGUCUCCCCAGUGUCCCCUCCGACCCUGUCCUCUGCAGAGACCCCAUCAAACCUCCCGGACCACCGACUCCGAAGGUGAUAGACUGGACAAGGUCAACAGUGGAGCUGGAGUGGGUCGCUCCUCUGGUGGACGGAGGGUCAAAGGUCACUGGCUACAUCGUAGAGUUCAAGGAAGUGAAUAAGGAGGAGGAGGAGAAGAAAGCCAAGAGGAGGCUGCUGCUGAGCGAAGCCGAGGAGGAGAAGGAGCCCGAGGAGAGUUGGACCAAGGCAAAGGAAACAGAAAUCAGAGGAACCAGGUUUGUGGUGGAUGGCCUGAAGGUAGGCGGUCUGUACUGCUUCCGAGUCCGAGCCGUGAACGCUGCCGGAGUGGGAGAUGCAGGACUCGUGUCAGAGCUGAUCGAACUCAAAGACAGAACAAUUCCUCCUGAGAUGGACCUGGACGCCUCGGUGAAGGAGAGGAUCGUGGUCCACGCUGGAGCCACCAUCCGCAUCAUCGCCUACGUGUCUGGUAAACCCGCCCCGCAGAUCACCUGGUGCCGAGAUGAUGCCGAGGUGCCCAAAGAGGCCGUGGUGGAGACGACGGGCAUCUCCAACUCGCUGGUCAUCAAGAACUGCAGACGCCAGCACCAGGGAAUCUACACCCUGUGUGCCAAGAAUGAGGGAGGAGAGAGGAAGAAGGCCGUCAUGGUCGAAGUCCUGGACGUCCCUGGACCCGUUGGUCUUCCCUUCGCUGGUGAGAACCUGACCACCGACUCCUGUAAGUUGACCUGGUGCUCCCCCGAGGACAAUGGUGGAUCGGCCAUCACCAACUACAUCAUCGAGAAGAGGGAGUCGGACCGCAUGGGCUGGACCUCGGUGUCCUACACGGUGACGAGGAACAACGCUGUGGUUCAGGGACUCAUUGACGGGAAAGGCUACUUCUUCAGGAUUGCAGCCGAGAACAUCAUCGGCAUGGGACCAUUCAUCGAGACGGACAAGAUGGUCCUCAUCAAGAACCCCAUCUCCGUCCCUGAGCGUCCAGAGGACCUGUUCGUCACCGCAGUUACCAAGGACUCCAUCUCUGUAGCCUGGAGACCGCCCAAGUACGAUGGCGGCGCUGAGGUGAUCGAAUACGUCCUUGAGUCCCGCAUGGCCGGCCGUGACAACUUUACACGCGUAGGUGCCGAGGACAAACUGAUGGACAGGAAGUUCACACUGACCGGGCUGAAGGACGGAUCGAGCCAUGAGUUCAGAGUCUCUGCCAUCAACCAGGUGGGACAAGGGAAACCGUCCUUUGCCACCAAACCGGUGCAGUGCAAGGACGAGAUCGAACCUCCCACUCUGGGCCUGGACUUCAGAGACAAGACGAUGGUGAAGGUUGGAGACAGCUGCACACUGUCGGGACGCUACAGUGGCAAACCGGCCCCGACCAUCAGCUGGAAGAAGAACGACGAAGAGCUGAAGGCAGAUGAGGAGAUCAACCUCCACAGCACCGCCCGCCAUCUCAGCCUGAACAUCAGCAAAGCCAAGAGAGAGCACAGCGGCUGCUACUGCGUCAGCGUGGAGAACGCCGCCGGAGCUCGCACAGGAAUCUGCACCAUCACUGUGGUCGACCGUCCUCAGCCUCCAGAGGGACCUGUGGUCUUUAAUGAGGUCUACAGGAACUACAUGGUGAUCUCCUGGAACGCGCCUCUGGAUGACGGAGGCUGCGCCAUCUCCAACUACAUCAUCGAGAAGAGAGACACCAACAGAGACCUGUGGAUGCCCGUCACCGCGUCCUGCACCAGGACGUCCUGCAGGGUACCGAAGCUGAUCGAGGGUCGGGACUACAUCAUCAGGAUCAUGGCUCAGAACAUCUACGGCAUCAGCGAGCCGCUCCUGUCUGCAGAGAGCAAGGCCAGAGACGUGUUCAAGGUGCCUGACGCUCCUAAACAUCCCACAGUGAAAGAGGUCUACCAUGACUCCGCCCUCAUCAGCUGGGAACCACCUGCAGACGGAGGAAAACCCAUCACAAGCUACAUCGUGGAGAGGAAGGAGACCAUGGCCAACAGGUGGGUGCGAUGCAACACGGACAAAAUCCAUCCGAAGGUGGAGUACUGCAUAACGGAGCUGCUACAAGGUUGUGAGUACGAGUUUCGAGUCAGUGCUGAGAACGAGGUGGGAGCCGGCGACCCAAGUCCACCAUCCAAACCCGUCUUUGCCAAAGAUCCAAUAGUGAAACCUGGUCCACCAGUGAACCUCGAGGCCAUCGACUUCACCAAGGAGUCGGCGACUCUGUCCUGGGACCCGCCCACUGACACCGGAAGAGGAAAGAUCUUUGGAUACCUGGUGGAGUUCAUGAAGGCUGGAGACGAGGAGUGGCAAAAGGUGAACCAGACUCCAGACUCCUGCCAGGAGACCAAAUUUAAGGUGAUCCACCUGGAUGAUGGCGGUCUUUACCGCUUCAGAGUCAUGGCCGUCAACGCUGCUGGAGAGUCUGACCCAGCUAAUGUGAAAGAGCCAAUCAGAGUGCAAGACAGACUUGAGCCUCCAGAGCUGAUUCUGGAUGCCGCAAUGACCCGAGAGAUCAAGGCCCUGUGCGGCACUCACAUCACUCUGAUGGCAGCCAUCAAAGGUGCCCCGUUCCCCAAGGUAACCUGGAAGAAGAAUGAGGCUGAGGUUCCCACCAGGGCGGACAUUGACACCAACCAAGCAGGCACUAAGCUGGAGAUGAGGUUCUGUCACCGUGGUGACUGUGGAGAUUACACCCUGAAUGUGGAGAACCCAGCCGGAUCCAAGACAGUCACCUGCACUGUGCUGGUCCUCGACAAACCUGGACCCAUCCAGCACCUCCGGGUAUCGGAUGUCAGAAGUGACUCUGCCUACCUUUCCUGGAAGGACCCAGAAGACAACGGCGGUACUCGCAUUACAAACUUUGUGGUGGAGAAGAAAGACACAACAUCCACUCAGUGGGUCCCCGUCUGCUCCACAUCCAAGAAACGCAGCAUGAUGCUGAAGCACCUGAUGGAGGGCACAUCCUACUCGUUCAGAGUCGCUGCUGAGAACCAGUACGGCCGCAGCGAGUACGUUGAGACGCCAAAGGCCAUCAAGGCGAUGAACCCACUCUUCCCUCCUGGUCCUCCCAAAGACCUGCACCAUGUCGACGUGGACAAGACUGAGGUGUGGUUGGUCUGGAACUGGCCUGACCGCAAUGGAGGAAGUGAGAUAACAGGCUUCCUGGUGGAGUAUCAGGUGGAGGGAGAGAGGGAAUGGGAUGAGUGGAAGAUGGUCAGCAUCCCCGAGAGUCAUGUGACUGGCCUGGAGGAAGGAAAGACCUACCGCUUCAGAGUGAAGACAGAGAAUGCCAUUGGCCUGAGCAGACCCGACACCACCGUGCCCAUCCUCUGCCAGGAGAAACUGGUGCCUCCAAUCGUUGAGGUGGACGUUAAGCUUAUUGAAGGCAUUGUUGUGAAGGCCGGCACCACCAUCAGGCUGCCAGCUAUCAUGAGAGGAAUCCCUGUUCCUACUGCCAAGUGGUCCAUUGAUGGAGAGGAGAUCACCAGCCGGGGCAACAUCAAGAUCGACACUGACAACUUCUCCACUGUGCUCAGCAUCACUGAAUGCACAAGGAACCACACUGGCACCUACUUGCUCACUGUGUCCAACCCAGCUGGAACCAAGACAGUGGCCUUGAACGUCAGUGUCCUGGAUGUUCCAGCUGCUCCCAUUGGACCUGCCAACAUCCUGGAAGUCGCUCCUGACUCGAUGAUAAUUGAAUGGCGUCCUCCCAAGGAUGAUGGUGGCAGCCCUGUCACCAACUACAUUGUGGAGAAGAGGGAGUCCAGCAAGGAGACCUGGGGAGGUGUAAUCUCAGGCAGCCUCGCUACCCAGCUCAGGAUAACCCGCCUGCAGAAGGGAGUGGAAUAUGUGGUUCGCAUUCGUGCUGAGAACAAGAUGGGUAUUGGUGCUCCUCUGGAGACCAAGCCCACUGUUGCUGAGCACUCCUUCAUGCCACCUAGUCAGCCUGGUAAGCCACAGACCUCUGAUAUCUCAGAAGACGCUGUCACAGUUGGCUGGACCAUGCCCCUGUCUGAUGGCGGCAGCCAGAUCAAUGGCUACAUCAUUGAGCGCAGACACACGGGAGGAAAAUGGAUCCGUGUCAAUAAGACACCUUGCAAGGAACUGAGGUACAGAGUCCUGGGUCUGUUUGAGGGCAAUGAGUACGAGUUCAGAGUGUUUGCUGAGAAUAUCGCUGGCUACAGUGGACCCUCCCCCAUCUCUGACCCCUGCAAGCCCUGCAGGCCUAUCACUGUCCCAAGUCCACCUGUGAACCCCAGAGUUAAAGAUUACAGCAAGACCACUGCAGACCUGGUCUGGACCAAACCCAAUAAAGACGGCGGCAGCCCCAUCCUGGGCUACAAUGUGGAAAUGAAGAAAGCAGAUACUGACGAUUGGAAAAAAGUGAACCUGGAAGACCUCGUCAAGCAGUGUGCCUAUAGGGUGCAGGGACUGGAAGAGGGCAUGACCUACAGAUUCAAAGUUUGUGCCUCAAACAUGAUCGGAGAUGGAGAACCCAGAGAAGUCCCAGAGUCCAUCACUACACAGGAUAUCCUCAUCCCUCCAGAGAUAGAGAUGGAGGCCUCCUGCAGAGAGCGUGUCACUGUGCGUGCCGGACACAACAUCAACAUUAUUGGUUACAUUAAGGCCCGUCCUGACCCCGAGGUAAUUUGGUCAAAGGAGGAGACAGUUUUGGAGACCAACAAACGCGUCACCAUCACUCAGAACUUCCCCUUGGUCCACUUGAAGAUUAAGGAGGCCACAAGAGCCGACCAUGGCAAAUACGUCCUUAAGGCUUCAAAUGUAGGCGGCGAAGCCUCCUGCACAAUCACAGUCAAUGUGCUAGACAGACCCAGCCAGUGCCAGAGCCUGCACAUUACCUAUUCAACCAAGGAUUCAUGCAUGAUCAACUGGGAGGCCCCUACAGACAACGGUGGAUCUGAGAUCACAAACUACAUUGUGGAGUGCCGUGAGCCUAGCAUUAGCAUGUGGUCUAUGAUCUCCUCCAACUGCACAAAUCGCAAGAUCAAGACGAAACUGAUGGAGGGCCAUGAGUACCUGUUCCGUGUCUGUGCGGAGAACAAGUUAGGACCUGGACCAACUGUUGAGACCAAGACUCCUCUGAUGGCCAUUGACCCCAUUGAAAAGCCUGGUGAGCCUGAGAAGUUCAGAGCCACUGACAUUGGUAAGAACUAUGUCUAUCUGAGAUGGAGGAAGCCUGACUAUGAUGGUGGAAGCCCCAACCUCUCCUACAACCUGGAGUGCAAAGUCAAAGAUGCUGAGGAGUGGGCGAAACUCAACACUGGCACUCUCACCGAUACCUUCUUCCUGGCUGACAAGUGUGUCGAGAAUCAGACGUACACCUUCAGGGUGCAGACUGUUAAUGAGGGAGGUGAAAGUACCUGGGUGAGUCUUGCUGAUAUAGUGGUUAAGGAGGAGAUCCAGAAGCCUGUCAUUGACCUGAAGCUGGCUGGAGCUCUGACAGUGAUGGUUGGAGAGUCGGUCAGGAUGGAGGCCGGCCUGAGAGGAAAACCCCCGCCUGAAGUCAAAUGGACGAAAGACAAGGCUGUUGGAGACAACCCUAGAAUCAGCUAUGACUCUGGGCCCGACUACUCCAAGUUCCUCAUGACCAAGUCCAGACGCACUGACACCGGAAAAUAUAUCAUCACUGCCACUAACCCGGCUGGCACCUUCACAGCAUACGCCAACGUUAAUGUCCUGGAUGUCCCCGGACCUGUAAGGAACCUGAGGGUUACAGGCCUCAGUGCCGACAAGUGCAGAGUGGUGUGGGAUGCUCCUGAGGAUGAUGGAGGUUGUGAGGUGGACAGCUACAUCUUGGAGAAAUGUGAGACCAGGAGGAUGGUCUGGUCAACAUACUCAUCCUCUGUGGUCACACCGUACUGCAACGUCACUCGUCUCGUGGAGGGCAAUGAGUACAUCUUCAGAGUGAGGGCUGAGAACAAGAUGGGAACAGGCCCCGCCAUGGAGAGCAAGCCUGUCACUGUCAAGACUCAGUUCAACAAACCUGGGCCCCCUGAGGCCCCAGAGGUCACCAAGGUGAGUAAAGAGGAGAUGACAGUGGUGUGGGCUCCUCCUGAGAACGACGGAGGAAAGUCAAUCACUGGUUACAUCCUGGAGAGGAAAGAGAAGAGGGCGGUCCGCUGGGUGCCAUGCACCAAAAGCCCCAUCUCCGAGAGGCGCAUGAAAGUCACCAACCUGAUUCUCAACCACGAAUACCAGUUCAGGGUGAAGGCUGAGAAUGAGGUUGGUCUUGGCGAGCCCAGCAAACCCUGCAGACCCGUCGCAGCCAAAGAUCCCAUUGAGCCCCCUGGCCCCCCUGGAGGGCUGAAGGUGGCUGACAGCACUAAGACCUCUAUCACACUGUCCUGGUCCAAACCUGUGUACGAUGGUGGUGCCCCAAUACUUGGCUACAGCUUGGACUUGAGGCUGAAGAGCGAGGCAGACCCUGAGAAGCCCACAGAGGGCUGGAAGAGAAUUGACACCAAUGGCCCAUUGGUACUCACAGAGUUCACCAUUGGUCAGCUGGAUGAAAAACAAGAGUAUGAGUUCAAGGUGUCGGCCAAAAACCAGGUGGGCUGGGGACGCCACGUCUUCUUGAAAGAGGCCGUCUUCCCCAAGGAGGUCCUGGAGGCUCCAGAGAUCGAGCUGGAUGCUAGUCUGAGAAAGGGUCUGACAGUUAGAGCUGGAUGUCCAAUCAGGCUGUUUGCUGUAGUCAGAGGAAGACCUGCCCCCAAGGUUACCUGGAAGCGUGUCGGUGUGGACAAUGUGAUCCGCCGAGGCCACGUGGACCAGGUUGACACCAUGUCCUUCCUGGUAAUUCCUGAAAGCACCAGAGAGGAUUCUGGGAGAUACUCACUGACUCUGUCCAACUCAGUGGGAGAGAAAGCUGUCUUUGUCCGUGUCAAAGUGCUUGACACCCCUGGUCCCGUUGGCGGCCUAGAGGCAACUGACAUCACCAAGACAGCAGCUCAACUGUCCUGGUUGCCACCAGACAAUGACGGUGGCAGUACCAUUAUCAACUACAUUGUGGAGAAACGAGAGGUGGACAGGAAGACAUGGAGCAAGUGCACAGAGGUCCUGAAGAAGACGAGCUUCAAGGUGACCAACAUGACACCUGGAAUCGAGUACUACUUCAGAGUCACAGCCUGCAACAAGUAUGGCAUUGGUGCUCCUCAGGACUCACCCAAGUCCUACCUGGCAGUUGAUCCCAUCAGUGACCCUGACCCUCCGAAGAAGAUGGAUGUGUUGGAGAUCACUAAGAACAGCGCCACACUUGGUUGGCUGAAGCCACUCAGAGAUGGUGGAGCCAAGAUAAACGGUUAUGUGGUGGACUACCACGAAGAGGGCGCACCAGAAGACAAGUGGACACCUUAUUCUGUGGUCAAAGACCUGACCAUCGUGGUGGUUGGUCUCAAGGAAGGAAAGAAGUACAAGUUCAGAGUGGCAGCCAGGAACUCAGUGGGAGUCAGUCUGGCAAGAGAGGCAGAGGGAAUGUUUGAGAUCAAGGAGCAGCUCAUGGCUCCUAAGAUCAUCUUGCCCGAUACUGUGACCGUCAGAGCUGGAUCCAAGAUGGUGAUUGAGGCUAUUGUGGCAGGUAAACCUGCUCCCGUCUGCAAGUGGAAGCAGGGCAACGAGGCUGUGCUGACCUCUGACCGACUGUCGAUCGUAAAGACGCUGACAACCUGCACGCUAAUCAUCAAAAACGUUACAAGAAACGACAGCGGCUACUACAGCCUGUCAGUUGAGAACAGCACCGCCAGGAUCAACCACAUCCUCAAAGUCAUCGUUAUGGACAUUCCUGGACCUCCUGAAGCUCCUCUGGAGAUCACCGAAAAGGACAUUGACGCCUGCACACUGCUGUGGAAUUCGCCACAAGAGGACGGCGGCAGCAACAUCACCAACUACAUUGUAGAGAAGUGUGACGUCAGCGAGGGUGACUGGAUCCCUGUGUCCACAUCCUGCACUAAAACCAGCUUCAGAAUCACAAAACUGACAACUGGCAAAGAGUAUGGCUUCCGAGUCCGUGCUGAGAACAGGUUCGGCAUCUCCGAGCCCAUUUAUUCUGAGAAGAUGAUCGCCAGACAUCCAUUUGAUCCUCCCAGCGAGCCCAGAAACCUGCAGGUCAACAAGGUCAACAAGGAAUCUGUCAUCCUGUCAUGGGAGCCUCCCAGCAGCGAUGGCGGCAGCCCCAUCACCGGAUACUGCAUUGAAAAGAAGGAGAGGAACAGCCUUCUGUGGAUGAAGGCCAACGAAUCUGUGGUCAAAGCCACCCAGUACACCUGCACCAACCUGAUGGAGGGACUGGAAUACACAUUUAGGGUGUCAGCACUUAACCUGGCUGCACAGGGCAAACCUUGCAAACAGACUGACUUCAUCACCACCAGGACUGCAGUUGACCCACCAGGUAAACCUGAGGCCAUGGAUGUGACCAAGAACUGUGUGUCAUUGGUUUGGACCCGACCCAGGCAUGACGGCGGCAGCAAGCUGAUUGGCUACUACAUGGAAUACACAAAACUUCCAGAGGAGAAGUGGAUUCGCUGCAACGCAAACUGCAUCAACAUCCAGACGGAGAACUACGUGGUGACCGGCCUGGAGGAGGGUCAACAAUACCAGUUUAGAGUCAUUGCCAAGACGGCCAUCAACAUCAGCCUGCCAUCAGAGCUGUCUGACCCCAUCCCUGUCAUUGCAGAGAACGUUGCUCCUCGUGUGGAACUGGGUGUCAACAUGAAGAACUUGAUUGUGGUGAAGGCCGGAGAGAACGUCUCCCUGGAUGCUGAGGUAUUCGGCAAACCGCUGCCAAAUGUGAGCUGGAAGAGAAAUGGACUUCCACUGGUCCUCACUGAGGGAAUGAAGAUGACCAAUAAGAAACACGUUCACCUGCUGGAGCUCUACUCUGUGACCAGGAAGGAGUCUGGAGACUACAGUAUCACCGCAGCGAACAUCAACGGCUCCAAGUAUGCCACCGUAAAGGUCAAGGUGCUUGACAAACCCGGCCCUCCAGCCUCUGUGAAACCUACAAAAGUGUUUGCUGACCGUGUUAAGAUACGAUGGGAGCCCCCAGUGGCAGAUGGUGGCUCUGAAAUCACCAACUACAUCAUUGAGAAACGUGAGACCAGCAGGGCCAAUUGGGCACAGGUCACCUCCAAUAUCCACGGACACGUCACCGACUGCUCAGUAGAGAGACUCAUCGAAGGACAUGAGUACCAGUUCAGAGUCAGUGCUGAGAACCAGUACGGUGUGGGAGACCCCAUCAUGACUGACGCUGUCAUGGUCAAGAAUCCAUACGAUGUUCCUGGUCCCUGCGAGCCACCAGUCAUCACUAACAUUACCAAAGACUCCAUGACAGUCAGCUGGAAGGCUCCAGCUAACGACGGCAAGGCUCCCAUUCUGGGCUACAUGAUGGAGAAACGUGAGGCUACAGAACUGACCUGGGCUAAGGUCAACCGCCGGCCCGUCAUCGACAGGACCAUCAAGGCUGCUCAGCUGACGGAAGGCUCAGAAUACGAGUUCAGAGUCAUCGCCAUCAACAAGGCCGGUCUGGGCAAACCCAGUGAUGCUUCCAAUGCUGCAUUGGCUGUCGAUCCUGUCUAUCCUCCCGGUCCACCUGCCUUCCCCAAGGUGGUCGACUCCACCAAGAGCUCCAUCAGCCUCAGCUGGACCAAACCCGCAUACGAUGGUGGCUGUGAGAUCAUUGGCUAUCUGGUGGAGUGCAAGCGAGCGGAGGCUGAGGACUGGACCAAGUGCAAUGUCCCGAAAAAGCUCCAGGCCACUAAAUUCCUGGUGACAGGCCUGAUGGACAACACAGAGUACCAGUUCAGAGUCAUCGCUGUCAACAAGAUCGGCUACAGUGAGCCCAGCGAGGUCCCUGGAAACCACAUGCCCAAGGACAUCCUCAUUGCUCCUGAAGCUGAGCUGGAUGCUGAUCUGAGAAAGGCUGUGGUUCUUCGAGCUGGUGUCACCCUGAGGCUCUACGUCCCACUUAGAGGGCGUCCUGCUCCCAAGGUGACAUGGACUAAAGUUGACGCCAACCUGAAGGAUAGGCAGGGCCUGUUGAUCAAGACAACAGAGUGGGACACCUUCCUGAUGAUCGAGGACAUUAACAGAUACGAUGCCGGCAAAUACAUCCUGACACUGGAGAACAGCAGUGGCUCCAAGAGCUACACCAUCAUGGUCAAAGUCCGGGACUCUCCUGGACCACCUGUGAACCUAAUCGUGAAGGAGACCUCCAGAAACCAUGCCUUCAUCACCUGGGAGGCCCCAAUGAUUGAUGGCGGUAGCCCGGUGAAGAGCUACAUUGUAGAGAAGCGUCUGGCAGAGAGGAAGGCCUGGACCUGUGUGAACACAGAGUGUCACAAGAUCUCAUUCAGAAUCCCAAACCUGGAGGGCGGACAGGCCUACUGCUUCAGAGUGCUGGCAGAAAACUCAUAUGGCAUCGGAGAGGGCUGUGAGACCGCUGGCAGCGUGCGAGCUUCAGAACAACCUGGUCCGGUGACAGACCUCACAGCUCAGAAGACCACCAAGGACUCGAUCACCCUGGGCUGGAAGAAGCCUAUCAGCGAUGGUGGAAGCUACAUCAACGCUUACAUUGUAGAACAGAGUGAAGGCGAUGAGAAGUGGAAGGAGAUCAUGAAGGGCAAGACCACCUCACACACUAUAAGCGAGCUGACCAAGGGAAAGGAGUACUUGUUUAAAGUCAAAGCACUCAAUGAGUCCGGGGAGGGACCACCCACCGAGCUCACCGUUGUUGCCAAGGACCAGUUUGUGCUACCUGAAUGCAACCUGAGCAGUCUACUCGACGGCUGCUGUGUGGUGAAGGAGGGCAGCACCACGCGUAUUAACAUCCCUAUAACAGGAGUGCCCUACCCCACUGCCACCUGGAAGAAGGGUGAUGUGGGACUCGGAGACACUGGCCGGAUGUGCGUGGAGGCAUCUCAUGGCGUCACCACUCUGCUGAUCAGAGACUGCCACAGAGGAGAUGCUGACAUCUACACCAUCAAUGUCAGGAACAAUGCUGGCUCCAAGGAGUGCAAGUUCCAGCUGAAGGUGGUCGGCAAGCCUGGCAUUUGCAGCGGACCAAUUACGUUUGACGAGAUCACUGCUGAUGGUAUCACUCUGGAGUGGGCACCACCCAAAGAUGAUGGCGGUGCAGAAGUAUCUAACUACAUUGUGGAGAAGAGAAGGACGACAGCCAGUAAGUGGGCCACCGUGGCUUCAGCCCUCCAGAAGACCACCAUGAGGGUGAUCAGGCUCAAUGAUGGAGUAGAGUACUUCUUUAGAGUUUCCGCUGAGAACAAGUAUGGGGUUGGACAGUAUCUGAGGUCUGACCCAGUAAUUGCACAGCAUCCAUUCGAUGUGCCCGAUGCACCUGCUCCCCCAGAAAUCGUGAGCAUCCGCCACGAGUCAGCCAUCUUGACAUGGGCUGAUCCCAAGGACACCGGUGGCUCCCCAAUUACCGGAUAUCUUGUGGAGUUUAAGGACAGGAACAGUCUGAUGUGGAAACGGGCCACAAAGACUCCUCUCAGAGUGAAGGAGUGCAGAGUCACUGGGCUGAUAGAGGGGCUCGAGUACGAGUUCAGAGUGAUGGCAAUGAACGUGGCCGGCCUAGGAAAGGCAAGCAGGGCCACCCAGGCUGUGGUCGCCCUGGAUCCUAUUGAUCCUCCUGGCAAGCCUGAAGUGAUUAACGUCACCAGGAGCACAGUCACUUUGAUUUGGACUGCUCCCAAAUAUGACGGUGGCUACAAGCUGACUGGCUACAUGAUGGAGAAGCUGGAAUCUGGGGGCAAAGCCUGGACGAAGGCCAAUCAUGUCAACAUCCAGGGCUGUGCCUUCACCGUCAGCGACCUGUCUGAGGGAUCUCAGUAUCAAUUCAGGGUCAGGGCCAGGAACGGUGCUGGUGCAAUCAGUGUUCCUUCAGAGUCUACUGAUCUUCUGACCUGCAAGGAUGAGUAUGAACCACCAACAAUUACUAUUGACCCUGACAUGAAGGAUGGUGUAUCAGUCAGAGCUGGAGAUACCAUUGUGAUCUCAGCCUCCAAUAUUGUCGGCAAACCUCCACCCACUGCUGUCUGGUCCAAGGGAGGCCGUGAGUUCAAGACCUCUGACAUCAUCACCAUUACCAGCACCCCCACUUCCUCUAUUCUGUCCAUUAAGUACGCAAGCCGGAAGAACACAGGAGAAUACACCAUCACCGCCAGCAACCCCUUCGGCAUUAAGGAGGAACAUGUAAAGGUGAAGGUCCUGGAUGUGCCAGGACCUCCAGGCCCCGUUGAAGCCAGUAACAUUUCAGCUGAGAAGUGCACUCUGACCUGGCUUCCUCCAGAGGAGGAUGGAGGCUGCUCUAUCAAGUCCUACAUUGUCGAGAAGAGAGAGACCAGCCGCCUGCAGUGGACCAAGCUUGCUGAAAAUGUCAUGGACUGCAGAUGUGUAGCCCACAAACUUAUUAAGGGCAAUGAGUACAUCUUCAGAGUGUCUGCUAUAAACCAGUAUGGCACUGGAGACUCGAGCCCCUCUGAUCCAGUCAAAAUGGUUGACAGUUUCCGCCCACCAGGUCCCCCCUCAACCCCAGAGAUUGACAACGUGACGAGGACUGCUGUCACCAUUUCAUGGAAGAGACCAGCACAGGAUGGUGGAAGUGAAAUCAGAGGAUAUUGUGUAGAGAGGAAAGAGAGGAGAGGAAUGAGAUGGGUGAGAGCCUGUAAGCGGACGGUCCCUGACCUGCGCUUUAAGGUGCAAGGCCUGAGCGAGGGAGUAGAAUAUGAGUUCAGAGUCACUGCUGAGAACAAGGCUGGAUUUGGGGAGCCAAGUGAGCCAUCGUGCCCUGUGAUGACCAAGGACAUUGUGUAUCCACCUGGCCCACCAUCCAGUCCCAGAAUUACAGACACCACAAAAACGACAGUUACCUUUGCCUGGGGCCGACCCCACUACGACGGUGGUCUGGAAGUAGAUGGAUACAUCGUUGAGUACAAAAAGGAGGGCCUUGAUGAUUGGGAGACAGAGACACAGUUCCCAUUGAAAGCUACUGAAUAUGUUAUUGGUAAACUUCAAAAAGGUGGCAAAUACCACUUUAGAGUCAGCGCUGUUAACUCUGAGGGAGUUGGCGAGCCUGCAGAGGUUGAGAAAGUGACUGAAAUUGUGGACCAGGAGUCACUGCCAGACUUUGAGCUGGAUGCUGAUCUCAGGAGAACCCUAGUGGUCAGGUGUCGUGCUUCCAUCCGUAUGUUUGUUCCCAUCAGGGGCCGUCCCGUUCCUGAAGUAACUUGGAGCAAAGAUGACACCAACCUGAAAACACGGGCACACAUUGACACCACAGAGUCCUACACCCUACUGGUUAUUCCUGACUGUACCAGAUAUGACGCUGGAAAGUACCACCUAUGUCUGGAGAAUGUUGCUGGAAAGAAGACAGGCUUUGUUAAUGUGAAAGUUCUCGACACACCAGGACCACCAGUCAACCUCAAAGAGAGAGAAAUCACUAAAAACAGCAUCACUCUCCAGUGGGAAAUUCCCAUUAUUGAUGGUGGUUCUAAGAUUCAUAACUAUAUUAUUGAAAAGAGAGAGGCCACCAAGAAGGCAUACACAGUGCUUAGCACCACAUGGCAGAAGUGUUCCUUUAAAUUUACAGCCCUUGAGGAGGGAGCUUACUACUACUUCCGUAUAUCUGCUGAGAAUGACCUGGGUGUGGGUCAGCCUGCAGAAACCACUGAGCCAAUCAGGGUGUCUCAAGCCCCCUCUGCCCCAGAGAACUUGUACGUCACAGAUGUAACCGCUGACAGUGCCAGUCUAGCAUGGAUCAAGCCCCUGCAUGACGGUGGCAGCUUGAUCACUGGAUAUGUCAUUGAGGCCCAGAAGAAGGACACUGACCAGUGGGUCCAUGUGGCCACCAUCAAAGCUCUCGACUACACUGUCACAGAUCUGACUGAAGGGGCGGAGUAUAUCUUCCGCAUCAUGGCUGUCAAUGCAUCAGGUAGGAGCGACCCCCGUGAGAGCAGGCCUGCGAUUAUCAAAGAGCAGACUUCAGCUCCCUCCUUUGACCUGCGUGGAGUCUACCAGAAGACGGUAAUUGCCAAGGCAAGGGACCGUGUCAAGAUAGAGAUUCCAGUGCUUGGCAAACCCAAGCCUGUUGUUUCCUGGAAAAAAGAAGAUGCAGUGCUCAAGGAGACACAAAGAAUCAACACUGAAACAACAUCAACAUCAACUAUCCUCAACAUCAAUGAGAUCAAGAGGACUGAUGGGGGACAGUAUUCUAUGGUUGGAAAGAACAUGCUGGGAACAGUGACAGAGAUAAUCACAGUCCUAGUCCACGACAUUCCAGGUCCUCCCACUGGUCCCAUUAAGCUGGAUGAGGUCUCUUGUGAUUACGUUCUUAUGUCCUGGGAGGCACCAGAGAACGAUGGAGGCGUUCCUAUUAGCAACUAUAUUGUUGAGAUGCGGGAGACUACCGGUACUUCAUGGAUGGAGUUGGCAGCUACAGUGAUUCGCACCACAUUCAAGGCAGCUAGACUCAACACUGGAACCCAAUAUCAGUUCCGUGUCAAAGCCCAGAACAGAUAUGGCAUUGGACCAAGCAUUGUCUCUGAACAAGUGGUGGCUGCCUAUCCAUUUGAUGUUCCGAACCAGCCAGGUAUUCCUGUGGUCACAUCUUUCAACAAGGAUGCAAUGACUUUGAGUUGGAAUGAGCCAUCUUCUGAUGGAGGCAGUGCUAUUAUGGGAUAUCAUGUGGACAGAAAAGAGAAAAACAGCAUUCUGUGGCAGAGGAUCAGCAAAGCUCUUGUUGUUGGAAAUAUCUUCAAAUCAAUAGGCCUUGUUGAUGGUAUCGCAUAUGAACACCGUGUUACUGCUGAAAACAUGGCCGGUCUCAGCAAACCAAGCAAAUCCUCUGAGCCUAUGUAUGCUUUGGACCCAGUUGACCGACCAGGCAGGCCUGUGGCACUGAAUAUCACCAGACAUGAGGUGACAGUGUCAUGGACCAAACCAGAGGGAGAUGGUGGAUUUUCCAUCACAGGAUACACAGUGGAGAGGAGAGAGAUGCCCAAUGGACGUUGGCUCAAAGCCAACUUCAACAACAUCCAAGAAACCAUCUACACAGUCAGUGGUCUGACUGAAGAUGCAACUUAUGAAUUCCGUGUGUUUGCUAGAAACUCAGCUGGUUCUGUCAGUGCUCCAUCCCAGUCAUCAGAGGCAAUCACAUGCAGAGAUGACAUUCAAGAGCCCAGGCUUGAUGUUGACGCAUCAUAUAGCAGCAAUGUUGUUGUCAUGGCAGGGGAGGUAUUCAAGCUGGAAGCCAGUGUGAUUGGUAGGCCACUCCCAUCUCUGGUAUGGACCAAGGAAGGAAAGGAGCUUGAGGAUACAGGCAAGGUUGAGAUAAAGACAUCUGACUUCCACACAACGCUAAUAAACAAAGAAUCCCUGAGGAGAGAUGGUGGGGCUUUCACUCUGACUGCCAGCAAUCCAGGUGGUUUUGCCAAGUUCACAUUUAAUGUCAAGGUGCUCGACAGACCUGGACCACCAGACUCCCUCACUGUAACUGAUGUCACUGCUGAAAAAUGUGUCCUUAACUGGCUGCAUCCAACACACGAUGGUGGUGCAAAGAUCGAGUACUUUAUCAUUCAGAAGCGUGAGACCAGUAGGUUGGCAUGGACAAAUGUGGCUACAGACCUUCAAGCAAAUAGAUUCAAGGUCACCAAACUUCUGAAGGGCAAUGAGUACAUCUUCAGAGUCAUGGCUGUUAAUAAGUAUGGUGUGGGUGAACACCUGGAGUCUGAAGCUGUAAUCUGUGCCAAUCCUUAUGUAGCCAGUGAUGCACCACAGCAGCCUGAAGUCACCAUCAUUACCAAAGACUCAAUGGUGGUCUGCUGGGAGCGCCCUGAACAUGAUGGAGGCAGCAGAAUAAACACUUACAUAAUUGAGAGAAGGGAUAAGACUGGCCUGCGCUGGGUGAAGUGCAACAAGAGGACUGUAACUGACUUGCGAUUCAAGGUUUCUGGCCUCACACCAGGACAUGAGUAUGAAUUUAGAGUUUUUGCAGAGAACAACGCUGGUCUGAGCCAGCCCAGUCCUUCCAGUCCAUUGUACAAAGCCAUAGACACCAUCUUCCAGCCUGGACCUCCAGGGAACCCCAGAGUACUGGACACAACCAAGUCUUCCAUCACCCUUGCCUGGAACAAACCUGUCUACGAUGGUGGUUCUGAAAUCACUGGUUACAUUGUGGAGACCUGCCCUCCUGAUGAGGAUGAGUGGACAAUUCACACUCCUAAAAGGGGAUGGACAGCCACUUCAUUCACCAUCACCAACUUGAAGGAAAACCAAGAGUAUAAAAUCAACAUCUGUGCCACUAAUUGUGAAGGAGUCGGAGAACCUGCUGCUGUUCCUGGAACCCCCAAGGCAGAGGACAGACUGCUUCCUCCAGAAAUUGAACUUGGAGCAGAGCUACGUAAGGUGGUCAGCAUCCGAGCCUGCAGCACGCUUAGACUCUUUGUCCCUAUAAAGGGCAGACCAGCACCUGAAAUAAAAUGGUCAAGAGAGCACGGAGAAUCCCUAGACAAAGCUAUCAUUGAAACCACCCCAUCGUUCACGACUCUUCAGGUAGACACUGUUGACAGGUUUGAUGGAGGCAAAUACAUGCUGACUGUAGAGAAUGCCUCAGGAAGCAAGACAGCCUAUGUUAAUGUCAGGGUGCUAGAUACUCCUGGAGCACCUCAGAAUCUAAUCAUCAAGGAGGUCACUCGAGAUUCAGUUUUCCUUGUUUGGGAUGCACCUCUCAUUGAUGGGGGCUCCAGAGUCCGCAACUACAUUGUGGAGAAGCGUGAGUCAACCAGAAAGGCCUACUCCACUGUCUGUGUAAGCUGCCAUAAGUCAAGUUGGAAAAUUGGAGACCUGCAUGAAGGGAAGAUGUACUUCUUUAGAAUCCUGGCUGAGAACGAAUUUGGCAUUGGUCUCCCAGUGGAGACUGUUGAACCAAUUAAAGUGUCAGAGAAGCCUCUACCACCAGGUAAAGUGUCCCUUCGUGAAGUUACAGGCACCAGUGUCACACUAACGUGGGAAAAGCCUGAGCAUGAUGGUGGCAGUAGAAUCAUUGGCUAUAUUGUUGAGAUGCAAAGCAAAGGCACUGAGAAGUGGAUCCAGGUUAUGGUAGUGAAGACCAAUGCGGCCCUUGUAAGUGGUCUUACACAGGGAGAGGAGUACAUGUUCCGUAUUUCAUCCACCAAUGAAAAGGGAGUUAGUGACCCACGUCCUCUCAGUUUGCCUGUGGUGGCGAAAGAUCUUGUCAUUUCACCAACCUUCAAACAGCUUUUUGGCACAUUCAGUGUGCUAGCAGGUGAUGACCUGAAGAUAGAUGUACCAUAUGCUGCCUGUCCUAAGGCCAAUGCAACUUGGCUCAAAGAUGGCGUUGUUCUCAAGGAGACAACAAGAGUUAAUGCUGAAACCACGGACACUAACCUUCUCCUGGUCAUUAAGGAGGCUUGCAGAGAUGAUGUGGGAACAUACACCAUCAAACUAAUCAACACAGCUGGUGAGGCAUCCACAGACAUCAGUGUUCUUGUCCUGGAUAAGCCUGGUCCUCCCACUGGCCCAAUUAAGUUGGAUGAGGUCACUGCUGACAGUCUGGUAUUGACCUGGAAUCCACCAGAAUAUGAUGGUGGUUGUGCCAUUAAUAAUUACAUUGUUGAGAAGAGGGACACAUCUACCACUAACUGGCAAAUUGUGUCAGCUACAGUGGCCAGAACCACAAUCAAGGCUGCCCGUCUGAAGACUGGAUUUCAGUACCAGUUUAGGAUUGCUGCAGAAAAUAGAUAUGGCAAGUCAUCGGCCCUUCUGUCUGAAACUAUUGUUGCUCAGUAUCCAUUUGAAGUUCCUAGCUCACCUCUUUCUGUUGUGGUCCAAUCAGCGACCAAGGAAACCAUGGUUGUUGUAUGGGAUAAACCCAGCAAUGAUGGUGGAAGCAAAAUUCUGGGCUAUCACCUAGAGCUCAAAGAGAGAAACAGUAUACUGUGGGUGAAACAGAACAAACAAAUAAUCCCAGAGACUAGAUUCAAGGUUGUUGGCCUUGAAGAAGGUAUUGAAUAUGAGUUCAGACUCUAUGCAGAGAACAUUGUCGGCCUCAGCAAAGCUAGCAAACUGAGCGAAAUGCAAGUGGCAAGAGAUCCUUGUGAAAGACCAGGAAAACCAGAGGCUGUUAUUGUGACAAGACACCAAGUGACACUCAGAUGGACCAAGCCUGAUUAUGACGGUGGCAUUAAGAUCACAGGUUACCUGGUUGAGAAGAAGGAGGCAGCUGGUCGCUGGAUGAAGGCCAGUUUCGCCAACGUCAUUCAGACUGAAUUUGUUGUCACAGGACUUACUGAAGAUCAUAUUUAUGAGUUUCGUGUCAUUGCCAGGAAUGCAGCAGGUGUUCUCAGUCUGCCCUCUGAUGCAACUGGAGCCAUCACUGCCAAGGAUGAGGUGGAUCCACCCAAGAUUGACUUGGAAGCUAAGUACUCCCAGGCUGUGGUGGUAAAUGCUGGGGAGACAUUCAGGCUUGAGGUCGCUGUCAGUGGUAAACCUGUUCCCACAAUACACUGGCUAAAGGAGGGUCAUGAGAUUACUGAAGCUGCUCGCCUAGAGCUCAAGAACACAGACUUUACAGCUUGUAUAGUUGUUAAAGAAGCCAUCCGUGUUGAUGGAGGUCAGUACACUUUGCUGGUAAAGAAUGUUGGAGGAGAGAAAUCUGUUAACAUUAAUGUCAAGGUCCUGGACAGACCAGGUCCUCCUGAGGGCCCUGUCUCCAUCUAUGGUGUAACCAAUGAGAAAUGCUCCAUUUCCUGGAAACCUCCUUUGCAAGACGGCGGCAGCGAUGUUUCACAUUACAUUAUUGAGAGGAGGGAAACCAGCAGACUGGUUUGGACUGUUGUUGAGCCUAAAGUUCAGACACUGAACUUAAAGAUCACAAAGCUUCUUCCUGGAAAUGAGUACAUUUUCAGAGUGAUUCCUGUCAACAAAUAUGGAGUCGGUGAGCCUCUGGAAUCUGAUGCGAUGAUUGCCAGAAAUCCAUUUGUCACUUCCAACCCACCAACAGAGGUAGAAGUCACAACAAUCACCAAAGACUCCAUGGUGGUGACUUGGGAGAGACCAGCUCAUGAUGGUGGCAGUCCUAUCCAGGGAUACAUUGUUGAGAAACGUGACAAGGAUGGUGUGAGAUGGACAAGGUGCAACAAGCGCACAGUAAGUGAGCUGCGCUUCAGAGUGACAGGGCUCCUAGAAAACCACAGCUAUGAAUUCAGAAUUGCCGCUGAGAAUGCCGCUGGUGUUGGCACACCUAGUACACCAACAGUGUACUAUAAAGCAUUAGAUCCUAUCUUCAAACCUGGUCCACCCAACAACCCUAAGGUGGUUGACACAUCGAGGUCCACUGUUUCCUUGACAUGGAGCAAACCAAUCUAUGAUGGCGGAUGUGAGAUUCAAGCUUAUAUUGUGGAGGCCUGCAGUGGGGCAUCUGAUGAGUGGUGUAUGUGCACUCCUCCCACUGGAAUCGCAGAUACUAAGUUUACAGUGAAAAAGCUUCUGGAGAAGCAUGAGUACCAGUUCCGAGUGUGUGCCAUCAACAAAGUUGGUGUUGGUGAGCAUGCUGAUGUUACUGGAAAGAUUCUCCUCGAGGAGAAGCUUGAGGCUCCCGAUCUUGACCUGGAUUCUGAUAUGAGAAAGAUGAUCAACAUUCGGGCAGCAAGCACUCUCAGGCUGUUUGUUCCUGUGAGAGGUCGUCCAGCUCCUGAGGUGAAAUGGGGUAAAGCUGAGGGGGAGAUCAGGGAGACUGCCCUGAUUGACAACACAGGCAACUACGCUUCACUUGUCAUUGAGAAUGUUGACAGAUUUGACAGUGGCAAGUACACCCUGACUGCAGAGAAUGCCAGUGGAGUGAAGUCAGUCUUCAUCAGUGUCAGGAUCCUGGACUCACCUAGUCCACCAAAUAACUUCACAGUGAAGGAGAUAACAAAAAAUUCUGUCACUCUUACAUGGGAGCCUCCACUUCUGGAUGGUGGCUCAAAGAUUAAAAAUUAUAUUCUUGAGAAACGUGAGAGCACCAGGAAAGUUUACUCACCCAUCACUACCUGCAAUAGGAUGUCAUGGAAAGUGGAGCCUCUUCCAGAGGGUGGAAUCUUCUUCUUCAGAGUCCUGGCUGAGAAUGAAUAUGGUUUUGGUCUCCCAGCCAAAACAAUAGAACCAAUUAAAAUAUCUGAGAAGCCUCAGCCACCUGGCAAAGUCAGUGUUGUUGAUGUGACACACAGCACUGUGACCCUCGCCUGGGAGAAACCUCAACAUGAUGGUGGCAGUAGAAUCAGUCACUAUGAAGUUGAACUCGCACCUAAGGACAGUGGCGCUUGGUCAGUGUGUACUAGUGUGAAAGCGCUGGAGACUGUAGUGACAAACCUACUCAAGGGAGAGGAGUAUAAUUUCCGAGUUCUAGCUGUAAAUGACAAGGGGAAAAGCGACCCCAGACAACUAGUCCAAUCAGUUGUUGCAAAGGACCUUGUGAUUGAGCCUGCUGUUAGACCCAGGGCGAGCACCUACAAUGUCCAGGUAGGGUAUGACCUCAAGAUAGAGGUCCCAGUUGCUGGUCAUCCAAAGCCAACGAUUACCUGGACCAAGGAUGGUGCUGCUCUUAAGCAGACCACGAGAGUCAAUGUUACAGACUCAGCACAUCACACCACCCUCACCAUAAAGGAUGCCACCAAAGAGGAUGGGGGCAUGUAUAGCAUCAAUGUCUCCAGUACCCUGGGUUCCAAAGAUGCCACUAUUGAGGUGAUCACUCUGGACAAACCAGGCCCACCAACAGGACCUGUCAAGUUGGAGGACAUAAGUGCUGAGAGUAUCACUCUUAGCUGGGAACCUCCUACAUACACAGGUGGAUGCCCAAUCUCAAACUAUGUGGUGGAGAAGAGAGACACAACUACAACCAACUGGGUGGUCGUAUCUGCCACUGUUGCCAGAACCACACUAAAAUUGAGCAAUCUGAAGACAGGUGCUGAAUAUCAGUUCAGAAUCUAUGCUGAGAAUAGAUAUGGAAAGAGCUAUGCGAUUGAUUCAGAGCCUGUUUUGGCACAGUAUCCAUUCCAAGAGCCUGGCACUCCAGGAACACCAUUUGUGUCUUCAUACACCAAGGACUUUAUGGUAGUUGAGUGGCACAAGCCCCCAUCUGAUGGAGGAAGUGCCAUUUUGGGCUAUCAUAUGGAGAGGAAAGAGAAGAACAGUAUCCUCUGGACCAAGAUUAACAAAAUGCUGAUCCAAGACUGCAGAUAUAAGUCUACUCCACUUGAGGAAGGUAUUGAGUAUGAGUACAGAGUCUAUGCAGAGAAUAUUGUUGGCAUUGGAAAAUGCAGCAAAGUCUCUGAGGUUUACGUAGCCCGUGACCCAUGUGAUCCUCCUGGCUGUCCCGAGGCUGUGAUUGUGACCAGGCACUCUGUGAAGCUUAGGUGGACCCCUCCAGUGUAUGAUGGGGGAAGCUUAGUUACAGGCUAUGUAGUGGAGAAACGUGACCUUCCUGAAGGAAAGUGGAUGAAGGCUAGCUUUGCAAACAUCCUUGAUUAUGAAUUCACAGUUACAGGCCUGACAGAGGAGAGUAAAUAUGACUUCAGAGUAAUCGCAAGGAAUGCAGCUGGUGCUGUUAGCAAGCCAUCUGAGUGCACAGGAUCCGUCACAGCCAAGGAUGAAGUUGACCCACCAAAAUGUGAGACAGACCCUAUAUACAACCAGUCCCUUGUUAUCAGUGCUGGGGAGACUUUCAAUCUGGAGGCCACUGUGGGAGGGAAGCCCAUCCCUACAGCCCAGUGGUUCAAGGGGAAUGUCGAAGUGGAAAACUCAUCAAGGGCUGAUAUCAAAAACACAGAUUUUAAGGCUUUGCUUGUUGUGAAAGAUGCCAUCAGAGUGGACGGUGGCCAGUACACUCUGGUUCUGACUAAUGUGGCUGGAACGAAGACUGUCCCAUUCAGUGUUAAGGUACUGGACAGACCAGGCCCCUCAGAAGGACCUCUUACUGUCAGCAAUGUCACUGAGGAGAAGUGCUCACUGUCAUGGCUGCCACCCAGGCACGAUGGAGGAGCCGGCGUAUCUCACUACAUCAUUCAAAAGAGAGAAACCAGCCGCCUGGCAUGGACUGUGGUCUCCAGUGACUGUGGAGCUACCAUGUUCAAGGUUACGAAACUGUUGAAGGGCAAUGAAUACAUCUUCAGAGUCAUGGCUGUCAACAAAUAUGGCAUGGGUGAGUCUCUUGAGUCAACACCAGUUAUCAUGAGAAAUCCAUUUGUUCCUCCUGGUGCACCUCAGGAACUUGAGAUCACUAACAUUAUAAGGGACUCCAUGACUGUCUGCUGGAACCGCCCCGAGACCACAGGAGGCAGUGAGAUUGUUGGUUAUAUCAUUGAGAAGAGAGACAGAGCCGGAGUGAGAUGGACCAAGUGCAACAAACGCCGGGUGACAGACUUGCGUUUCAGAGUAACAGGAUUAACUGAGGAUCAUGAAUAUGAAUUCAAGGUAACUGCUGAGAAUGCAGCUGGAAUGGGUCAGUCAAGCCCACCUACACCCUACCUCAAAGCCUGUGACCCCACCUUUGAACCAGGCUGUCCAUCCAAUGCUCAUGUGCUCAACACAACUAAAGACACCGUCAGCCUGGCCUGGCAUAGGCCCAUCUAUGAUGGUGGUUGUGAGAUUCAAGGAUAUGCUGUGGAAAUUACCAAAGCCGAGGAGGAGGAGUGGACCAUAUGCACCCCACCGUCGGGAGUUAAAGCUACCAAGUUUACUAUCACUAAGUUGGUAGAGCACCAGGAAUACAAGGUGCGCAUCUGUGCCAUCAAUAAGUUGGGUGUUGGUGAGCCCACUGAGAUCCAGGGAGUUAUAAAACCUUUGGAUAAGAUUGAUCCUCCAGAGAUGAUUCUGGAUUCAGAACUCCGGAAGGGGAUAGUUGUCAGGGCAGGUGGCUCAAUGAGAAUUUGCAUUCCAUUUAAGGGCCGUCCUACUCCUGAGAUCAGCUGGGCUAAGGAGGAUGGUCAACUGCCCAUUAAAGUUCAGAUAGAGACUGGGGAAGAUUACACUCAGCUCUCCAUUGACAUCUGUGACAGAUAUGAUGCUGGAAAAUACAUCGUCAACAUGGAAAAUACUGCUGGCACCAAAUCAGCCUUUGUAUCUGUUAAGGUCCUGGACACUCCAGGGGCCCCUCUGAAUUUAACUGUAAAAGACAUCAAAAGAGAAAGUGUUACUCUGACAUGGGAGCCUCCUCUUAUUGAUGGUGGUGCAAGAAUAAAGAAUUACCUGGUUGAAAAGCGAGAGUCCACCAGGAACGUUUAUUCUAAUGUGGACAACAAGUGUACAAAGACAAGCUACCGUAUCACCGGCCUCAUUGAAGGAACUAUCUACUAUUUCAGAGUCUUAGCUGAGAACGAGUUUGGCAUGGGACAGCCAGCUGAGACAGAGGAUGCAGUUAAAACAUCUGAGCCUCCUCUCUCUGUAGGUAAGGUCACUUUGACUGAAGUGACCAAAACGUCUGCCUCACUCUCUUGGGAGAAGCCAGACCAUGAUGGAGGCAGCAGGAUAAUGGGCUUCUAUAUUGAAAUGCAGCCUGUGGGCUCAGAGGAAUGGGUGGUGGCCGCUACAACUAAAGCUUGUGAGGGCACUGCCGCAGGCCUUAGUGCAGGACACGAGUACCUGUUUAGAGUGACAGCAUUCAAUGAGAAGGGCAAGAGUGACCCCAGGGCUCUAGCUGCACCAGUCACUGCUAAGGAUGUAACAUUCGAGCCCAGAUUCAAGAUGGCAUCCAACACUUACAGUUUACAGCAGGGUGAGGAUCUGAAGAUCGAGAUUCCAGUAAUAGGACGACCUGUUCCCAAGGUUGAGUGGAAAAAGGACGGACAAGCUCUUAAGGAGACAACCAGAUUAAAUGUGUCUGGCACACCAUCAUCUACCAAGCUGUGCAUUAAGGAUGCAAGUAAGGAAGACUCUGGCAAAUACACGAUCACAGCCACCAGCAGUGCUGGAUCAACUACAGAGGAGAUUACUGUUAUUAUUCUUGAUAAGCCUGGCCCACCCACAGGCCCUGUGAAGAUUGAGGAGGUGAGCUCUAAUUAUGUCACUCUCUCCUGGGAGCCACCAGCGUAUACUGGAGGCUGUCAGAUCAACAACUACAUUGUGGAGAAGAGAGACACUACUACAACAGCAUGGCAAAUUGUGUCUGCUACUAUUGCCAGAACAACUAUCAAAGUCACCAACUUAAAGACUGGAGUUGAGUAUCAAUUCAGAGUGUCUGCUGAGAAUAGAUAUGGAAAGAGUUCUGCCAUUUUCACUCCUGCCGUUAUUGCUCAGUAUCCAUUCAGUGAGCCUGCCGCCCCAGGAACACCAGGUGUUUCUGCUGCAACCAAGGAUCACAUGGUGGUUGAGUGGAAGCCUCCCACCAACAAUGGAGGCAGUCCCAUCUUGGGCUAUCACCUUGAAAGAAAGGAGAAGAACAGCCUCUUGUGGACUAAACUCAACAAGCUUCUAAUCCCAGAUACACAUUUCAAAACUACAGAGCUGGAAGAAGGUAUUGAGUAUGAAUUCAGAGUCUAUGCUGAGAACAUUGCAGGAAUCAGCCCAGCUAGCAAGGUCUCUGAGAGCACAGUUGCCAGGGACCCCUGUGACCCACCAGGCACUCCGGAUGCUAUUGAUAUCACUAGAAACCAUGUGACACUCCAGUGGACCAGGCCUCAGUAUGAUGGAGGCAGUGCUAUCACUGGCUAUUUGAUUGAGAGGAGGAAGCACCCUGAUACCCGCUGGAUGAAGGCCAGCUUCACCAACAUCCUUGACACCCAGUUCACACUCACUGGCCUGACUGAGGAUUGUGUUUAUGAGUUCAGAGUCAUUGCCAGGAAUUCUGCUGGCAUUUCCAGCCGUCCCUCUCAGACCACAGGAGAAAUUACUGCUAAAGAUGAAAUUGAGGCUCCAGGAGCCACCAUGGAUUCUAAAUUUAAAGAUCUGACCAUUGUUCAUGCUGCUGAAACAUUCAUCAUUGAUGCUGACUACACAGGUAAGCCUCUGCCUGAGGUCAUUUGGUUAAAGGAUGGAAAGGAGAUUGACAAAGCCACUCAACGAAUGGAGGUAAAGACCACGCUGACACGUACCAUCCUGACAGUCAAGGAUUGCGUUAGAGUUGAUGGCGGCCAUUUUGUCCUCAAACUGGUCAAUGUGGGAGGAAUUAAGAUGAUCCCAGUUAAUGUUAAAAUUCUGGAUAGACCUGGUCCUCCAGAUGGCCCACUAGAAGUCAAAGGAGUCACAGCUGAGAAAUGUUAUCUUCACUGGAACCAUCCUUCACAUGAUGGCGGAGCCAGCAUCUCUCACUACAUGAUUGAGAAAAGAGAGACCAGUCGUUUGUCAUGGACCAUGGUUGAGCCCAAGAUUCAGGCCAUAAGCUACAAAAUCACAAAACUGUUGCCUGGCAACGAGUACAUCUUCAGAGUCACUGCUGUGAAUAAAUACGGUGUUGGUGAGCCUUUGGAAUCUGAGCCUGUUAUUGCCCGUAACCCCUUCACCACUUCCAGCGCCCCCUCCACCCCAGAGGCCAGCGCUAUCACUCGGGAUUCUAUAGUACUUACCUGGGAGAGGCCAGAGGAUAACGGAGGAGCUGAAAUUGAAGGAUAUGUCCUUGAAAAACGUGAUAAGGAUGGCAUCAGAUGGACUAAAUGCAACAAGAAGAGACUGAGUGACCUGAGAUUCAGAUGUGCUGGCCUCACAGAGGGUCAUUCCUAUGAAUUCAGGGUUUCAGCUGAAAAUGCUGCUGGUGUUGGAAAACCUAGUGCACCUUCACAAUAUAUGAAGGCCUGUGAUGCCACUUAUCCACCAGGACCUCCAAAUAACCCCAAAGUCACAGACCAUUCAAGCACCACAGUCUCGCUGACCUGGUCUAGGCCUAUCUAUGAUGGUGGAGCACAGAUCACUGGAUACGUUGUUGAAAUGAAGGAGGCAGCAGAUGAUGAAUGGGUCAGUUGCACACCACAAACUGGUGUACAAGUUACUCACUAUACUGUAAAGAAAUUGAAGGAGAAUGCAGAGUACAAUUUCCGAGUCUGUGCUGUUAACUGUGAGGGAGUAGGGGAGCAUGUUGACCUGCCUGGCUCUGUGGUUGCUGCAGAGAAGCUGGAAGCUCCUGAAAUUGAACUAGAUGCUGACCUAAGGAAGAUGGUCAAUGUUCGUGCCACCGCUACCCUCCGUCUGUUUGUGCCAAUCAGGGGAAAGCCUGAGCCUGAGGUCAGAUGGUCAAAGGCUGAUGGUACUCUGAAUGAACGUGCCCAGAUUGAAGUCACAAGCUCUUACACAAUGCUGGUGAUUGAUAAUGUUGACAGAUUUGACACUGGAAAAUAUCUACUCACACUUGAGAACCUCAGUGGCUCGAAAUCAGCCUUCGUCAAUGUUCGAGUUCUGGACUCCCCCAGCGCACCUACUAACCUGGAGGUCAAGGAUGUAAAGAGAAAUUCUGUCUCUCUCUCCUGGGAGCCUCCUCUAAUUGAUGGCGGGGCUAAGAUUUCACAUUAUAUUGUGGAGAAGAGAGAGCAGAAGAGAAUGGCUUUCACCAGUGUUUCCAACAACUGUGUGAGGAACUCCUACAUCAUUUCUGACCUACAGGAGGGAGGCCUAUACUAUUUCCGUAUAUUAGCUGUUAAUGAACUUGGAGUAGGUCUGCCUGCUUCCACAGAUGUAGUCAAGGUGUCUGAGGCUCCUCUGCCUCCUGGUAAGAUUACCUUGGAUGACGUUACUCGCCAUACUGUUAACCUUUCAUGGGAGAAACCGGAUCAUGAUGGAGGCAGCAAGAUUACAAUGUAUAUUGUGGAGAUGCAGCCCAAGGGAGAUGAGAAAUGGACUGUGUGCAGUGAAGUCAAAGCACUGGAAGCUACUAUUGAUGGACUUACAACUGGAGAGGAAUACUCCUUCAGGGUGAUUGCUGUAAAUGAUAAGGGCAAGAGUGAUGCCAAACCUCUGGCUGCCCCUGUGGUGGUAAAGGACAUCACAGUAGAGCCCACCAUCAACCUGGUGUUCAACACAUAUAGUGUUAAAGCAGGAGAUGACCUGAAGAUUGACGUUCCCUUCAAAGGAAGACCUCAGCCAGAGGUGUCCUGGAAGAAGGACGGCCAGGUGCUUAAGCAGACAACCAGGGUCAAUGUUCUUACCUCUAGGACCUCUUCCAAGAUUUUCAUCAAGGAUGCAACCAAAGACGAUGUAGGAAAGUAUGAGAUUACUUUGACUAACUCUAUUGGUACCAAGACAGCUGAUAUCUCUGUUAUAAUCCUGGACAAACCUGGUCCACCAAGCAACAUUAAGAUGGACGAGGUGAGUGCUGACUUCAUCUGUCUGUCUUGGGAUCCUCCAACCUAUGACGGUGGAUGCCAGAUUAACAACUAUGUAGUGGAGAAGAGAGACACUACGACAACCACAUGGCAGAUUGUCUCAGCCACUGUAGCCAGGACAUCAAUUAAGGUGAAUCGGCUCAAUCAGGGAACAGAGUACCAGUUCCGUAUCGCAGCUGAGAACCGUUAUGGCAAGAGUCAUGCUAUUGACUCAGCUCCUGUUGUUGCUCAGUAUCCCUUCGAGCCUCCUGGUCCGGCAACCAACCUCCAUGUUGACAAUGCCACCAAGAGUGGCAUGGUUGUGACGUGGGGCAGACCUGCCAGCGAUGGAGGAAGCCCUGUUAUUGGUUAUCACAUUGAAUGCAAAGACCAAAGUAGCAUUCUAUGGACAAAGGUCAACAGAGGACUGCUAGCUGAGAACCAGUUUAAGAUGACAGGCAUUGAAGAAGGUCUUCUGUAUCAGUUUAGAGUGUAUGCUGAGAAUAUUGCUGGCAUUGGUACAUGCUCUAAGGCCAGUGAUGCUGUGGCAGCCAGAGAUCCAUGUGAACCUCCACAUAACCUUAAAGUCACCAACAUUACCAGGAGCUCAGUUUCUCUCUUCUGGGAGCGGCCAGAGUACGAAUUUGGAUCAAAGAUUACCGGCUACAUUAUUGAGCGUAAAGAACUUCCCAAUGGUCGCUGGCUGAAAUGCAACUUCAAUAAUCUGCAGGACACCUACUUUGACGUCACAGGCCUCACAGAAGAUGUCCAAUAUGACUUCCAUGUUAUUGCUAAGAAUUCUGCAGAUCAGCUUAGUGCUCCUUCAGAGAGUAGCGGUCCUGUUACAGUAAAGGAUGAUGUAGACCCUCCCACUAUCAUCCUGGAAGACAAGCUCAGACAGCUGGUUGUCAUUAAAGCUGGGGAAAUCAUUAGAAUUGAUGCUGAAAUCACAGGCCGUCCACUCCCUGUUGUCUCAUGGUUUAAGGACGGAAAAGAGAUUGCGGCCAAAUUCAGGUGUGAAAUUACUUCCACAAAUUUCACAACCACCCUGAUUGUCACAGACGCUAUCAGGAAGGACUCUGGCCAGUAUGUCCUGUCCCUGCACAAUGUGGCAGGAACCAGGUCUGUUGCUAUCAAUUGUAAAGUUUUGGAUAGACCUGGACCAUCUUCAGGACCAUUGGCAGUGUCUGGACUCACAGCAGAGAAAUGCACUAUAACAUGGGGACCCCCUCAGGAAAACGGUGGUGCUGAAAUUAUGCACUAUAUUGUGGAGAAACGUGAGACAAGUCGCCUGGCCUGGACUCUUGUCUAUGGAGACAUGAAAGCAACUACCUGUAAAGUGACCAAGUUACUAAGAGGAAAUGAGUAUAUCUUCAGAGUUAGGGGAGUCAACAAAUAUGGGGAUGGUGAAGCCCUGGAGAGUGAGCCAGUUAAGGCCUUGGAUCCAUUUACUGUUGCUUCAGCUCCCACAAAUGUCCAGGUCACUGCUGUUACUAGUGAGGCAAUGACCAUCUGUUGGGAAAGACCCAUUUCUGAUGGAGGCAGCAGUAUCUAUGGCUAUGUCAUUGAAAAGCGAGAGAAGACUGGUCUUCGCUGGUGCCGUGUGAACAAGAAACCUGUUUAUGACCUCAGAGUCAAAGCCUCACAUCUUCGUGCUGGCUGUGAGUAUGAGUACAUAGUGUUUGCAGAGAAUGCUGCUGGCCUCAGUGCUCCUAGCAUGCCUUGCCCGCUCACCAAGGCUGAAGACCCACAGUUCCUGCCUUCACCUCCUGCUAGGCCUAAGAUCAUUGACUCUACAAAGACCACUGUCACCCUGUCAUGGAAUAAGCCGCUAUUUGAUGGUGGAGCCCCUGUGACUGGCUACAGAGUAGAAUACAGGAAGACUUUAGAUGAUGAAUGGUUUGUUGGAGUCCAGAACACCAAGAACACAGAGUUUACUGUGGUGGGAUUGACACCUGGGGCUGAAUAUGUGUUUGUUGUCAAGUCCAUUAACAAGAUUGGGGUCAGUGAGGCCAGUCCUGAGACAGACAAACAGGUUGCCAAAGAAAGAGAGGAGGAGCCAGUUUUUGACAUCAGUAAUGAGAUGAGGAAGACUCUUAUUGUGAAGGAUGGUAGCUCAUUCACCAUGACAGUGCCCUUCAGAGGCAAACCCAUCCCCAAUGUUACAUGGGCUAAACCUGAUGUUGACCUCAGAGUCCGUGCUGUCAUCGACACCACAGACACCUUCACCUCCAUCACCUUAGAGCAGGCAACUCGCAACGACUCUGGCAAAUACAUAGUCACCUUGUCUAGCUUAGCUGGAACCUCCUCCUUGACACUCAAUGUCAGAGUACUGGACUCUCCUGGACCCCCUGCCUUCGUAGAAGUCAAGGACGUAACUAAGACCUCUGCUACUGUAACAUGGGACACUCCUGAAAAUGAGGGAGGAGGACCUGUCAAGAACUACCUUGUUGAUUUCCGUGAGGCCAGCAAGAAAGGCUGGACUAGAUUGACUGACACAUGUAACAGACUGACAUACAGGGUGAACGACUUGCAAGAAGGAGCAGUUUAUUACUUCAGAGUGACGGGCCAGAAUGAGUACGGUGUUGGUGUUCCUGCUGAGACCAAAGAAGGAACCAAGAUAACAGAAAAACCAAGCCCCCCACCAAAACUUGGCGUGAGUGAUGUGACCAAAGAGAGUGUGUCACUGGUCUGGGCCAAACCAGAACAAGAUGGAGGCAGCAGAAUUACUGGCUACCUAGUGGAGGCUCAAGAGAAAGGCCAGGAGAAGUGGGUCAAGUGUGGUGUAACCAAGUCCAUCCACCUCACAGUGUCUGGUCUAAGGGAGAAUGCCGAGUACUUUUUCAGGGUCAGAGCUGAGAACCAUGCUGGAUUCAGUGAUGUUAAGGAAAUGGUCAACCCUGUAAUGGUGAAAGACCAGCUUGAAUCUCCUGAGAUCAACAUGAACGACUUCCCUCACAACACAGUGUGUGUCAGAGCCGGUUCCACCCUCAAGUGUGAGAUCCCACUGACAGGCCGACCUCUGCCUAAUGUCUCACUGUCCAAGGAUAACGUACAACUCAAGUCAACAAUGAGGUUCAACUCUGAAGUCACCCAUGACAGCAUCAAGAUCAGUCUACGCGAGAGCAUUGCUGGAGACUCAGGACGCUACGAUAUCACUGCCUCAAACUCCAGUGGAACCACCAAACAAUAUGUAAAUAUUGUGGUUCUAGACCGUCCCAGUGCCCCACUUGGACCGGUGGAGCUGUCUGACGUGACAGGAGACAGCCUUAGUCUGGAGUGGCUCCCACCGGUAUAUGAUGGUGGCAGCCCCAUCACCAACUACAUCAUCCAAAAGAGAGAGACAACCACAGCCAACUGGAUGGAUGUCUCUUCUGCUGUGGCUCGCUGCACCAUGAAGAUUAUGAAGCUGACCACUGACCUGCAGUACCAGUUCAGAAUCAGGGCUGAGAACAGAUAUGGAAUCAGCGAGCACAUUGACUCACCAACUGUCACUGUCAGCCUUCCUUACACUCUUCCUGAUGCUCCAAUCACUCCAGAGGUCACUUCUGUAACUAGAGAGACCAUUACUGUAGCCUGGACGGAGCCCAAGUCAGAUGGUGGCAGCCAUGUGUUUGGCUACCAUCUCCAGAUGAAAGACAAGAACAGCAUUCUCUGGCAGAGAGUCAACAAAAUGGUGAUCCGUGCUACACACUGUAAGGUCACUAAUAUCAAUGCUGGACUUAUUUAUGAGUUCAAGGUGGCAGCAGAAAACGCUGCUGGAGUCAGUGCCUUCAGCAAGGUCUCUGACGCAGUGCUGGCUAUUGAUGCUUGUGAGCCACCCAUAAACCUGCGCAUUAGUGACAUCACCAAGAACACCAUAAGCUUGGCCUGGCAUAGACCCAGCUUCGAUGGUGGAUCCCCGAUCAUUGGCUACAUCAUUGAGAAGAUGGAGGGUGUCAGUGCCAAAUGGUCCAAGGCUGUCCUCAACAAUAUCACAGACACCCGCUUCACUGUGACCGGCCUGACCCAGGACGAGACGUACGAGUUCAGAGUCAUGGCCAGGAACGCCGUUGGGUCAGUGAGCAACCCGUCCAUUACUGCUGGACCAGCCACAUGUGUGGACACAUACGGUGCCCCAGAGAUUGAAAUACCUCAGGAGUACUUCAGUGAGGUCAAACACAUGGCCGGCUCUAAUGUGGAGCUCAAGUUUAAUAUCACAGCCAAACCUGCUCCAACUAUUGAGUGGUUGAAGGAUGGCAGAGAGCUUGUGCCCAGCGCCCAGCUUUCCUUCAAACAUGCAUUUGAGUGCACCAGUGUGUUCCUAAGGGAAACCACUCGUUUGAAUUCUGGUACCUAUGAGGUCAGGGUGAAGAACUCCUUGGGAUCUGCAUGUGCUGUUGUCAGGCUGCUCAUACAAGACAAGCCAGGUCCACCUGCUGGAGACAUCCAGUUUAAGAAGGUGACUGCUGACAAAAUAACCAUCAUGUGGUCCCCACCUGCUGAUGAGGGCGGUGCCAUGGUGACUCAUUACAUUGUGGAGAAAAGACAGACCAGCAGGGUCAUGUGGUCCAUAGUCUCGGAGAAGCUGGUCGACUGCAUUGUUAAUGUUCCCAGACUCAUCCAGGGCAAUGAGUACAUCUUCAGAGUUCGUGGAGUGAACAAAUACGGCAUUGGAGACCAACUGGAGUCUGAGCCUGUCAUUGCAAAGAAUGCAUUUGUUCCUCCUAGCGAGCCAUCUAAGCCUCAAGUCAACAUGAUUACCAAGUCCACCAUGACAGUGAUCUGGGAAAGACCUGCAUUGAAUGGAGGCAGCGACAUUGACGGCUACUACCUGGAAAAGAGGGAGAAGAAGAGUCUGCAGUGGUUCAAGGUGGUGAAGGGAACCAUCAGAGACACUCGGCAGAAAGUCACUAACCUGGUGGAGAACAGCGAGUACCAGUACAGAGUUUGUGCUGUCAACAAGGCUGGAGCAGGGAACUACUCUGAGUCUUCUGAACUCUACACAGCCUACGACCCUAUCGAUUUGCCUGGUGAGCCAUCCAAGCUGCAUGUGGUUGACUCCACAAAGACCUCCAUCACCCUCGGCUGGGAGACCCCCGUUUAUGACGGUGGCAGUGAAAUCACUCACUACGUUUUGGACCAGAUGAACUCUGAAGAAAAAGAAUGGGUGACCAUCAACCCGCAGGUUAAGUCCUGUGAAUACGUGGUGUCCCACCUCAAGCCCGGAACCUACUACUUUUUCAGAGUCUCGGCUGCCAACUGUAAGGGCAAAGGAGAGGACAUCAAAAUGUACCAACCUGUGCAAGCCAAAGAUAUCUUAGAGGAGGCUGAUUUGGACUUGGAUGUUCCCAUGACAACCCAGUACACAGCAAAAGCUGGCCGUGAUGUGGAAGUGUUUAUCCCCCUGAAGGGACGCCCCGUCCCCAAUGUCACAUGGCGCCGUGGCGACCGCAACAUGGCUGGUGACAACUGCUACUCCAUCACCAGCACCGAGCGAGCCACCACACUCCUCAUACCAAAGGUCACCCGCGAUGACUGCGGCAAGUACUUGCUGGAGAUUGAGAAUGGCGUUGGAGAACCAAAGAUAAUUACAGUUUCCCUUAAAGUUCUGGAUAGUCCAGCCACCUGCCAGAAACUGUUGAUCAAGAACGUCACAAGAGGAAAGUUGACCCUCAGCUGGGAAGCUCCUCUCAUUGAUGGUGGUUCCCCUGUCACUAAUUACAUUGUCGAGAAGAAGACCUCCACCAUGAAGGCUUACCAGGUGAUCACCGCAGAGUGUGCCAACACAUCCUACAAGGUGUCAGGCCUGGAGGAGGAUUGUGCUUACUUCUUCCGUGUGUCUGCUGAAAACGAGUAUGGUGUGGGUGACACAUGUGAGACCACCGAGCCUGUCAGAGCCACGGAAACUCCAGGAGCUGUUAAAGAGCUGAUGAUGGUGGACUCCACAAAGAGCUCUGUCACCCUGCAGUGGACCAGACCUGACCACGAUGGUGGCAGCCUCAUCACCGACUACAUAAUUGAGAAGAGAUCCCAGGAAGAGGUCAACUGGGCUUUGGGUGCUACGUGUAAGCGCUGCAGCUGUGAAGUCACAGGACUUAAAGAGAACACUAUCAUGGACUUUAGAGUAUUUGCCAAGAAUGAAAAGGGCAACAGUGACUUCUCACAGAUUGGUCCAAUCGUAGUGAUGGACUUCGUCAUUCCACCCGAGGCCCUUCUGAGUGACUACCCCAAUGGAGAGCUUGCUGUUCGCAUUGGUCAGAACAUCCACAUUGAAUUGCCCUUCAAGGGUAAACCAAGACCUGCAAUCAGCUGGCUAAAGGAUAACUUCCCUCUGAAGGAAAGCGAUAAGAUUCGCUUCAGGACCACUGACAACAAGACUGCCGUCACAGUCAGAGGAGCCAAGAAAGAGAAUGCCGGCCAAUACACCUUGGUUCUGGACAACAGAGUCAUCAAGAACUAUUUUGACAUAAACGUGAUCACUCUGGGAGCUCCCUCAGUGCCUGUUGGUCCUAUCCGCUUUGAUGAGAUUAAAGCUCAGAGUAUCAUCAUCUCCUGGGAUGUGCCAAAGGAGGAUGGAGGUGGCGAGAUCACCUGUUACAGUGUGGAGAAACGUGAGACCUCCCAGGCUAACUGGAAGAUGGUCUGCUCCAGUGUUGUCAGGACCACAUUCAAGAUUCCCAACCUGGUCAAGGGAACUGUGUACCAGCUCAGGGUCCGUGCGGAGAACAAGUAUGGAGUCAGUGAACCACUCAACUCCUCAGAUGUUAUUGCCCAGCACCAGUACAAACCUCCAGGUCCCCCAGGAAAGCCAGUGGCCUACAACAUCACCAGUGAUGGAAUGACCAUCGGUUGGGAGGCCCCAGGUUUCGAUGGAGGGUCCCCUAUAUUGGGCUAUCAUGUUGAGAAGAAGGACAGGAACAGCCUCUUGUGGCAGAAAGUGAACUCCUCCAUCAUAUCCAACAAAGAGUACAGAAUCAUUGGUCUCAUGGAGGGACUGGAGUACUCCUUCAGAGUCUAUGCAGAGAACAAUGCUGGAAUUAGCCCCAUUAGUGAACAGAGUAAACACGCGCUCGCCAUCUCCCCUGUUGAUCCACCUGGCACUCCCACGUUCAUCGAUGUAACCAGAGAUUCGGUCACGCUGCAGUGGGACAUCCCCAAAAAGGAUGGUGGCAGCAAGAUUGUUGCCUAUAGUGUGGAGAGGCGCCAAGGUAGAGGCAAAUGGCUGCGGUGCAACUUCACUGAUAUCAGCGAAACCCAGUUCACUGUGACUGGUUUAUCACCUGGAGACAGAUUCGAGUUCAGAGUGAUUGCCAGGAAUGCUGUGGGCACAGUCAGUCCACCGUCCAACUCCUCUGGAUAUAUCAUGACCAGGGACGAGAACAUUGCUCCUGAGAUCAUUUGGUCUCCAGAUCAGGUUCUAUCGAUGAGGGCUGGAGAGAAGGUGAAGCUCGGCUGCAGCAUCACUGGACGUCCUGUCCCCCAGGUUGUCUGGUACAAGGAUGGCAAAGAGAUCGACAAGAGGAUCAUGAUUGACAUUGAGAUCACCAGCAGUAUCGGAACCAGCAGUCUGUUUAUUCGUGAUGCUGACAGGAACCACCGUGGAAUCUACACUGUCGAAGCCAAGAACAACUCCGGUACCAAGAAAGCUGACGUCAACGUCAGAGUGCAAGAUACACCGGGACCUGUAGAAGGUCCUAUCCGUUUCACCGGCAUCACGGCUGAGAAGUGCACUGUGUGGUGGAACCCACCAGAGAAUGAUGGUUGUGCCGCCAUCACUCAUUAUGUGGUGGAGAAGAGGGAGACAUCCAGGAUCUCCUGGGCCUUGGUCACCUCCCAGUGUGAAGCCUGUUCUUACAAUGCCAUCAACCUCAUCAGGGGCAACGAGUACCAGUUCAGAGUCUCUGCUGUCAACAAGUUUGGUGUUGGCAAACCACUGGACUCUGAUUCUAUCAUCGCACAGAUGCAAUACACUGUGCCUGAUGCCCCUGGUACUCCUGAUGCCACACAUGUGACUGGAAACAGCAUCACCAUGUGCUGGACUAGGCCAAGGUCAGAUGGAGGCAACGAGAUCAAACACUACAUCCUCGAGAGGCGAGAGAAGAAGAGCCUGCGCUGGCUAAAGGUUUCCUCCAAGAGGCCCAUCACAGAGCUGAGACACCGUGUCACCAAACUCACUGAGAGCAACGAGUACGAGUUCCGCGUCAUGGCUGAAAAUGGCGCUGGUGUUGGACCAGCCAGCAGUACCUCCAGGCUCUUCAAAUGCAGAGAGCCUACCAGUGCUCCCAGUGCUCCCACAAUGAUCAAGGUCACUGACUCCACUAAGUCAUCUGUCACCAUUGACUGGACCAAGCCAGUCUUUGAUGGUGGAAUGGAAAUCAUUGGCUACAACAUUGACAUGUGUAAGGCCAGUCUGGAGGAGUGGCACAGAGUCAACAACCAGAUUUGCUUCCACACCAGUUACACUGCCAAGGGCUUGGUGGCUGGAGAGAUCUACAAGUUCAGAGUCAGUGCUGUAAAUGGAUCAGGAGAAGGCGAAGCCUCUGUGCUGGCCAGUCCUGUUCAGGCUCUGGACAGACUCACAUCUCCUGAGAUCGACAUUGAUGCCAACUUCAAGCAAACUCACAUCGUAAAGAAUGGCGGCGUGGUCACCCUCCAUGUUGCCUUCUGCGGUAAACCAGCUCCUCUUGCCAUCUGGUCUAAGGUGGAUGGGGAGCUGCCUGUCAUGGGUGAUAUCAACACCACAGAGUCAUUCUCCACUCUGACUAUUGAGGGGUGCACAAGGUACGAGGCUGGCAAAUACACCCUGUCUCUAGAGAACAACAGUGGGCGCAAGUCCAUCACGUUCACUGUCAAAGUGCUGGAUACACCUGGACCUCCAGGAGCCGUCACCUUUAAGGAUGUUACCCGUGGAGCCUUGACAAUGAUGUGGGAUGCCCCCACCAAUGACGGUGGAUCCCGAAUCCACCACUACAUUGUGGACAAGCGUGAAGCCAGCCGCCUGGCCUGGCAGGAAGUCAGUACCAAGAGCUCUCGGCAGAUGAUUAGGGUAACUGGUUUGGAUAUUGGCGUGCGAUAUUUGUUUAGGGUGAUUGCUGUUAACAAGUACGGCCAGGGAGAAGCUCAUGAGAUGACAGAGCCUAUCAUUGCCACAGAAGAACCUGCACCACCCAAGAGACUGGACGUCGUUGACACCACCAACUCCUCAGCCUCGCUGGUGUGGCUGAAGCCUGAGCAUGAUGGGGGCAGCCGCAUCAGAGGCUACAUUGUUGAAUUCCGAGCUAAAGACACUGACCGCUGGGUUGUUAGCGAAGAGACCAAGUCCCAAAAGAUGCUAGUGGAGGGUCUGAUUGAGAAUACUGAGUAUGACUUCAGAGUCAAGGCCAAAAACGAUGCUGGAAUCAGCGAGCCUCAGGGCACCUUCAGCUCUGUGGUCAUUAAGGAGCCCCGCAUUGAACCAACUGCUGACCUCAGCAGCAUCACCAACCAGCUCAUCACCUGCAAGACCUCCAGCACCUUCACAAUCGACAUCCCAAUCAGUGGCAGACCUGCGCCAAAGGUCACCUGGAAGCUGGAAGAGAUGAAGCUGAAGGAGACGGAGAGGGUUUCCAUUAAGACCACAAAGGAGAGAACCACUCUGGUGGUGAAAGACAGCAAGAGAAGCGAUAGUGGCAAAUACUACUUGACCCUUGAGAACACAGCUGGUGUGAAGACAUUCACAGUGACGGUAGUUAUCGUUGGCAGACCGACUCCACCCACAGGCCCGGUGGACAUUUCUGGACUUUCCUCAGAAUCCUGCAACCUGUCUUGGUCUGAGCCAGCGGACGAUGGUGGUAGUGACAUCACCAACUACAUUGUGGAAAAACGAGAGUCUGGCUCUGCCUCCUGGCAAGUGGUGAACUCUAGUGUGAAGAGAACCACCAUCAAAGUGACUCAUCUUACCAAGUACUUGGAGUACACCUUCAGAGUGUGUGCUGAGAACAAGUUUGGAGUAAGCAAGUCCGUUGAGUCUGCUGCUGUUGUCAUUGAGCAUCCAUAUGUUCCUCCAAGUCCUCCAAAUCGUCCAGAUGUGGUAUUUGUCUCUGCCAGCGCCAUCAGCAUCAAAUGGGAACUGCCAUAUGCAGAUGGUGGCAGUGAGAUUUCAGGCUACUGGAUUGAGAAGAAGGAAAGGAACACGAUUCUGUGGGUGAGGGAAAACAAACUGCCUUGCCUGGACUGCCAGUACAAGAUAUCCAGCCUGAUCGAGGGCCUGGACUACCAGUUCAGGGUGUAUGCCAUGAACAUCGCUGGACUCAGCAAGGCCAGUGAGGCCUCCAGAGCUGUGACGGCACUAAACCCUGUUGAUCCUCCUGGUAAGCCCGAGGUGACGGAUGUCAGCCACUCCUCUGUAUCACUGUGCUGGACUGUGCCAUUUAAUGAUGGUGGCAGCAAGAUCGUUGGGUAUGUGGUGGAAAGGAAAGUCUACAGCACGGACGAGUGGGACGACAACCGCUGGCUCAAGUGCAACUACACCACCAUCAGUGAGAACUACUUCACCGUGACUAACCUGGGAGAUGGAGAGAUCUAUGAGUACCAUGUCAUCGCUAAAAAUGCUGCAGGUGUCCACAGCGCACCUUCAGAGUCUACCGGACCAAUCACGUGCAAGGACGAAUACUCUCCUCCCAAAGCUGAACUCGACAGCAAGCUGGUGGGUGAGACGGUCACGGUCACUGCCGGCUCCGACCUUGUCCUGGACGGUGCUGUAGGCGGUAAACCGGAGCCUGUGGUCUUCUGGUCGAAGGGCGACAAGAUGUUGGAGCUGGGAGAGAAAUAUUCGCUGACCUACACUGCCACCAGAGCCAUGGCCGUCAUCAAGGACUGCGACAGAUACGACACAGGCAGAUACGUCCUGACCGUCAAGAAUGCCAGCGGAAUCAAGACCGCGGCUGUCAGCGUUAAAGUUCUAGACACUCCUGGAGCUCCGGCUGACAAGAUCGUAAUCAGCAGAGUGACGGAGGAGAAAUGUACAGUGUCGUGGAAGAUUCCACUGCAGGAUGGUGGACACCUUGUCACCCAUUACAUCGUGGAGCGUCGGGAGACCAGCCGCCUCAACUGGGUCAUCAUGGAGGCCGAGUGCAAGACUCUGUCAUGUGUCAGCAGCAGGCUGAUCAAGAAUAACGAGUACAUUUUCAGAGUCAGAGGAGUCAACAAGUACGGACCGGGAGUCGCUCUAGAAUCUGAUCCCAUCAUCGCCAGGAACGCCUACACCAUCCCGUCCCAGCCGGGCACACCGGACGUCACAGCUGUGGCCAAGGAGCACGUCAUCAUCGAGUGGCUGAAGCCUGAGAGCGAUGGAGGCAGCGAGAUCAAAACAUACAUUGUGGAUAAACGAGAGCAGAGCAGCACCAGGUGGACUCGGGUUAAUAAGAAUUACACCAUCUACGACACUCGUCUGAAGAUCUCAGGUCUGUUGGAGGGAAGCGAGUACAUGUUUAGAGUGACGGCCGUCAACGCUGCAGGAGACAGCCAGCCGAGCGACGCCUCACCAUACAUCCUCUGCAAAGACCCAACUUAUACACCAGCUCCUCCAUCAAUGCCUCGCAUCACUGACACAACCAAGCACAGCAUCAGCCUGACCUGGACCAGACCCAUGUACGACGGAGGCUCAGACGUCACCGGCUACAUAGUUGAGAUCUUAGAGGAGGGCACCGAACAGUGGUACCGUGCCAGCGCCAAGGCACUCAAGACCAAUGAGUAUGUGGCCGUGGGCCUGGCAGCCAAUAAGAAGUAUAGAUUCAGAGUAGCUGCCAUCAACAACAAGGGCACCGGGGAGUUCAGUGAACCUAAUGCUGAGGUCCAGCCUCUGGAGAGAAUCGAAAUUCCUGACCUGGAGCUUGCCGACGACUUGAAGAAAACAGUGUGUCUGCGAGCCGGAGGAACCCUGCGUCUGUUUGUGUCCGUCACUGGCCGCCCAAUACCAGUGGUGGCCUGGAGGAAGACAGGGGUGGAGCUGCAGAGCCGUGGCUUCAUUGAAACCACCAAUAGCUACACCAUGCUAAUGGUGGAAAAGGUUACUCGCUAUGACUCUGGAAAAUACGUUGUGGAGGCAGAGAACCCAUCUGGCAAGAAGACUACAACCAUUCUGGUCAAAGUCUAUGACACUCCUGGUCCUCCAGCUUCAGUGAAGGUGAAGGACUACACCAAGGAGUCUGUUGUGAUCACCUGGGAUGUCCCGAGCAUUGAUGGUGGUGCUCACGUCAGCAACUACAUUGUAGAGAAGCGUGAAGCCAACAUGAAGUCAUACAAGACCGUCACCACUGAGUGUAGAAAGACCCUGUUCAGGAUCACUGGCCUGGAGGAGGGAGUGCACUACUUCUUCAGAAUCCUGCCAGAGAACAUCUAUGGCGUCGGUGAGCCGUGUGACACGUCUGAGGCUGUGCUGGUGUGCGAGGUGCCAUCAGUGCCUCUGAGCCUCCAGAUGGUUGAUGUCACCAAGUCCUCAGUCACACUGCUCUGGGAGAAGCCAGUGCACGAUGGCGGCAGCAGGCUGACGGGUUAUGUAAUCGAGGCCUGCAAAGUGGGCUUGGACAGGUGGACUGCCGUGGCGACAGUCAAGGCCUUUGUGUCCCAGCACACCAUCCAAUCCCUAAUGGAGAAUGACCAGUAUCUUUUCAGAAUCAGAGCCACUAACACCAGGGGAGCCAGCGAGCCCAUGGACAUUGUAUCUCCGAUCACAAUUCAAGAGAUUAAGGUGAUGCCCACGAUUGACCUGACCAGCAUCCCUCAGAAAAUAGUCCACGUGCACCGUGGCAAAGCCAUCGACCUCAACAUCCCGAUAAAAGCUAAGCCACAGCCUGAAUGCUCCUGGUUCUUCGGUGGCACCCAGUUGAAGGACAGCCUGGACCGCAUCAAAAUUGACAGCAACGGCAAAUAUACCCAUCUCGUCAUACGUGAUGCGACAAUCAGUGACACGGGAGACUACAUGCUGCAAGUUAAGAAUGCCAUCGGCAUGGCAACAGAGGUCAUCAAGGUCAUCAUACUUGACAAACCUGGAAUCCCAGUUGGUCCAAUGAAGAUUGAGGAGACUGACGGCGUGUCAGUGACAGUCAGCUGGGAACCUCCGGAGAAGGACGGCGGGGCCAAUGUCAGCGGCUACGUGGUGGAGCAGCGUGACGCCCACCGGCCAGGCUGGUCCACCAUCUCAGAGUCAGUGACCCGACCCUGCUACAAGUUCACCAGACUCACAGAGGGAACUGAGUAUGUGUUCCGUGUUGCUGCCAUGAAUCGCUUCGGUGUCGGUAGCUUCCUGCAGUCUGAGGUGGUGGAGUGCAAGAGCGCCAAGACCAUCCCUGGACCUCCAAGCAGGCCAGAUGUGCUUGAUGCCACCCACGAGGGCAUGACCCUGACCUGGCAACCACCUGAGGACAAUGGUGGAUCCACCAUUGCCGGCUACAUAAUUGAACGUAAGGAGGCCCAUUCUGACAGGUGGAUGAAGAUCAGCAAGAACCCCGUCACCAUGACCAGGUACCGCUCCUCUGGCCUGAUCGAGGGCCUGGAGUACGAAUACCGUGUCACUGCCAUCAACUCGAGAGGAGUCGGGAAACCCAGCGAGACCUCUGUCAUCACUGUCGCCAUGGAUCCCAUUGAGGCUCCAGGAGCUCCAGUUCAACCCAGAGUCACCGACAGCACCAGGACUUCAGUCUCUCUGGCCUGGUUGCCACCUGAAGAGGAGGGUGGUGCUGUGAUUACUGGCUACUUAGUCGAGAUGCAGAAGGUGGACCAGGUGGAAUGGACAUUGUGCAACACCACACCCACUAAGAUGUGCGAGUACACUCUCACCCACAUGCCCCAGGGUGCUGAGUACAAGUUCAGGAUCAUCGCUUGCAAUGCUGGUGGUUCCGGAGAGCCUGCAGAGAUUCCUGGAGUUGUUAAAGUCCAGGAGAUGCUGGAUUAUCCCGACUAUGAGUUUGAUCGUAAAUAUGAGGAGGGCUACGUAGUGCGACAGGGCGGAGUCAUCCAUCUGUCUGUGGCCAUCAAGGGUAAACCCAUCCCUAUAUGCAAGUGGACCAAGGAUGGCCGUGACAUCUCCCAUCGGGCCAUGAUUGCCACGCACGAUGACAUCACUGAGCUGGUCAUCAAAGAGGCACACAAGGACGACACCGGUACCUACGACCUGCUGCUGGAGAACAAAUGUGGCAGGAAGGCCGUGUACAUCAAGGUGAAGGUGAUUGGUCGCCCCGAUUCCCCAGAGGGCCCUCUGGAAUGUGAUGAGAUUCAAGCCAGAUCAUUGCGGGUCAGCUGGAGACCACCUUCAGAUGAUGGCGGCUCCGACAUCCUAGGAUACAUCGUGGAAAGGCGUGAGGUACCCAAGGCCGCCUGGUGUACAGUGGACUCCCGGGUAACCGAGAAUUCUCUGGUGGUGAAGGGUCUGAAGGAAAAUGUGGAGUAUCACUUCAAGGUUUCUGCUGAGAACCAGUUCGGUGUCAGCAGAUCUCUCAAGUCUGAUGAGCCUGUGACACCUAAGACACCACUUUGCCCACCAGAACCUCCUAGCUACCCACCAGAGAUCAUGGACGUGACCAAGUCUACAGUGUCUUUGUCCUGGGCCCGCCCUCGGGAUGAUGGAGGCUCUCGCAUCACAGGAUACUAUGUGGAAAGGAGGGAGGUGUCGACAGAGAAGUGGGUCCGCCAUAACAAGACCCACAUCACCACCACCAUGUACAACGUGACUGGUCUCAUUCCUGACGCAGAGUACAUGUUCAGAGUCGUGGCUCAGAACGACAUUGGGCAGAGUGAACCUGGUCCUGCUUCAGAGUCGUUGGUCUGCAAAGAUCCAUUUGACAAACCCAGCCAGCCAGGAGAGAUCGACAUCAUCUCCAUCACCAAAGACUCCAUCACGAUCCACUGGCUCAGGCCUGAGCAUGACGGAGGCAAGGAGAUUCUGGGCUACUGGGUUGAGUUCAGGCAGGCUGGAGAAAGCGCCUGGAAGAAAUGCAACAAGGAGCGUUCCAAGGAUCGUCAGUUCACCAUGGGUGGAUUAGUAGAGGCCACCGAGUACGAGUUUAGAAUCUUUGCUGAGAAUGAGACCGGAUUCAGCCGACCUCGUCGCACACCUAUGGGCAUCAAGACUAAACUGAGCGUUGGUGAAGCUCCAGCUUUGAAGGAAGAGAUCCAAGACGUUACCACCAAACUUGGUGAGUUGGGCAGUCUGACCUGUGGCAUUAUUGGCAGACCUCUGCCUGAGAUCAAGUGGUACCGCUUCGGGAGGGAACUGAUUCAGAGCCGCAAGUACAAGAUGAGCUCAGAUGGCCGUAACCACUCCCUCAGUAUCCUGACAGAUGAGCAGGAAGACGAGGGCUUGUAUACCUGCAGGGCCAUCAAUGAGGCCGGAGAGGUUGAAACCAGCGGCAAACUGCGUCUUCAAGCAGCUCCUCAGUUCCAUCCUGGGUUCCCCCUGAAGGAGAAGUACUUUGCUGGAGCUGGCACCAGCCUCCGCCUGCAUGUCGUCUACAUCGGGCGCCCUAUCCCCCAGAUCAUGUGGUUCUAUGGCAAGAAGCCUCUGAAUCCAUCAGAAAAUGUGAUCAUUGAAAACACAGAAAGCUACACCCACCUGGUGGUGAGGAACGUCCAGAGGAAGACCAAUGCCGGCCGCUAUAAGGUUCAACUCAGCAACGGGUUUGGAACCGUUGACACUGUUCUACGUGUUGAAAUCCAAGAUAAACCAUGCAUCCCUGAGGGUCCAAUGGUUAUUGAUGCUCUGCUAAAGAGCUCAGUUGUCAUCAGCUGGAAAGUUCCCAAGGAUGAUGGAGGUUCCAUAAUCUCAAACUACAUUGUGGAGAAGCGUGAAGCCAAAGAAGGGGAGCAGUGGCACCUGGUGUCCUCCUCGGUCUCUGGCACAACCUGCCGCGUCCCCAACCUGAUAGAAAACGCCGGGUACUACUUCAGAGUCUCUGCCCAGAACCAGUACGGAGUCAGCGAGGCUCUGGAAAUCCCAUCAGUGAUCAUCAUAAAGAGUCCAUUCGAAAAACCGGGCAUCCCACAGCAGCCCUUCAUCAUCAGCUCCACCAAGGACUCCUGUGUCGUCUGCUGGAAGCCUCCAAGCAGUGACGGUGGAGCUAAAAUUACAAACUACUAUCUGGAGAAACGUGAGAAGAAGCAGAACAAGUGGAUUUCAGUUACCAACAAGAAGAUUGUGGAGACCACUUAUGAGGUCAUAGCCUUGAUUGAGGGCUUCGAGUAUGAGUUCCGUGUCAAGUGUGAGAAUGCGGGUGGUGAGAGCGGCUGGAGCGAGACCUCUGCGGGAAUAAUCCCGAAGUCUGACCAGUCUCCACGCGCUCCUGCAUUCAGGGAGGAGAUCAGGGACAUGAACGUCAAAUAUCACGCCAAUGCCACCUUUGUCACUAAGGUGGUGGGACAUCCAAAGCCUUUGGUGAAAUGGUACCGCAGUGGAAAGGAAAUUCAGGCAGAUGGAACCAAGAUCAAAGCUCAGGAGUUCAAGGGAGGUUACUACCAGCUCGUCAUCACAUCUGCUGAUGAGAACGAUGCCACCGUUUAUCAAGUCAGGGCAACCAACCCCUCAGGUUCUAUCUCUACAACAGCCAACCUGGAAGUGGAAGUUCCUGCUAAAAUCCACCUGCCCAAAGAGCUCCAGGGAAUGGGGGCAGUCCACGCUGUCCGUGGAGAUCAGAUCACCAUCAAGAUCCCCAUCACUGGCAAGCCUGAGGCAGCAGUCACUUGGCAGAAGGGCCAGGAGAUCCUCUCCAACUCUCCUUACCACCAGGUCAUCACCACAAGGUCUUUCACCUCCCUGGUCUUCCAUAAGGGAGUGCAGAGGAGAGAUAAUGGCUACUACAUUAUUACUGCAAAGAAUAGGUUUGGAAUGGACAAGCAAACCAUCGAGGUGAAUGUGGCUGACAUACCUGAAGCUCCAAAGGGACUCAUGGUCAGUGAUAUUACUCGGGAUUCCAUCACUAUGACCUGGGAGCCUCCUGCCAAUGACGGUGGUAGCGACAUUAUUGGCUACAUUGUAGAGAAGUGUCCCACCACUGCUGACAGGUGGAUCCGUGCUGGACAGACCACUGACUGCAGCAUCACCAUCAUCAACAUAUUUGGAAAGACCAAAUACCAGUUCCGUGUCAUUGCUGAGAACGGAUUUGGUCUGAGCUCUCCUUCUGUGCCAACUGAGCCCAUCACUACGAAGGAAGACAAGUCUGUGAUUAGGAAUUAUGAUGAGGAAGUGGAUGAAGCCAGAGUGAUCACCAAGGAAGAAGCUCUAUUCUACAAGGUGAAGGAGUUGUCCUCCAAGUACAUCAUCUCUGAGGAGCUUGCUCGCUGCCAGUUUGGAGCAGUCCACCGCUGCGUUGAGAUUGCUACUAAGAAGACCUUCAUAGCCAAGUUCAUCAAGGUCAAAGGAACUGACCGUGAGUUGGUUCUUAGGGAAAUUGAGGCCCUCAACGUAGCAAGGCACAAGAAUAUAAUUUACCUGCAUGAAUACUUUGAAAGUAUGGAAGAAAUUAUCCUGAUCUUUGAAUUCAUUUCUGGAGUUGACAUCUUUGAGCGCCUUGGAACCAGCAACUUUGAGCUAACAGAGCAGGAGAUUGUCCGCUACCUGAGACAAGUCUGCUCUUCCGUCAAGUUCUUGCAUAGCAGCAACUUCGGUCACUUCGAUAUCCGCCCAGACAACAUCGUCUAUUCUACAAGGAGAAGCACCACCAUAAAGAUUAUCGAGAUGGGCCAGGCUCGGCUGCUAGUGCCAGGAGAAAACAUCAGAAUGCUGUUCUCAGCUCCAGAGUACUGUGCCCCAGAGGUCCACCGCCAUGACUUAAUCACAACAGCCACUGAUAUGUGGUCUGUUGGUGUUAUGGCCUAUGUUUUGCUCAGUGGCCUUAAUCCAUUUGCGGCAGAGUCAACUACGAAGAUGAUUGAGAACAUCUCAAACUGUGAGUUCAUCUUUGAUAGUGAAGCAUUUAAGGACAUCAGCCUGGAGGCCAUGGACUUUGUGGACAGACUUCUAGUCAAGGACAUGAAGCUCCGUAUGACCGCCCAUGAGGCUCUGGAGCACCCAUGGCUCAAGAUGAAGAUUGAGCAUGUCAGCAACAAGGUCAUCAAGACACUGAGACACAGAAGGUACUACCAGACCUGUGUGAAGAGGACGGACACUAUCGUAUCGUCAGCUCGCGUUGCUUAUGGUGGCGCCUUCAAGAACCAGAGAGGAUUAGCUGUGGGUAAAGUGAAGAUUGGAACCGAGUACCAUGGCCUUCGUGCUGGUCCAGUCAUGCAUGGCUCAGCUGAGGAAGGCGGCCAUGUCAGAUUCACUUGUAGCAUUGCCAACUAUGACAAGAGUACACAGGUGUCGUGGUACUUCGGAAACCGUCAGCUACACCCAAGCCCCAAGUAUGAGAUCACUUACAGUAAUGGUUUUGCCAGCAUCUAUGUAAAGGACAUUGAAGACAGUGAUGAUGGUGUGUACAGAUGCAAGGUGGUGAGCGAGGAUGGAGAGGACAGUGCUUAUGGAGAGCUCUUUGUUGAUACGGUAAGAAGCAUCAGAGAGCACUAUGUAAGCCGCUCCAUCAAGAAACUGAGGAAGAGAGUUGACAAGAGUAAACUCCUGCAGAGACCACCAGAGUUCACUUUGCCUCUUUACAAUAGCGCUGCCUACAUUGGCGAAGAUGUCCGCUUUGGUGUCACUAUUACUGUGCACCCGGAGCCUCAUGUAGCAUGGCUUAAGAAUGGAGAGAGAAUCAGGGCAGGCGACGAUGACAGCAAGUACACAUUCACCAGUGAUACGGGUCUGUACCAGCUGAUGAUCCACAAUCUGGACGUGAACGAUGAUGCUGAAUACACAGUCAUGGCCCACAACAGGUUUGGAGAAGACAGCUGCAAGGCUCGCCUCACUGUGACACCUCAUCCUGUGAUGGAGGAAACUAUGAGGCCCAUGUUCAAACGUCUCCUGGCUAAUGUUGAGUGCAUAGAAGGGCAUAGUGUCCGUUUCGAACUCAGAGUCUCAGGAAUCCCAACUCCUACUCUGAAAUGGGAGAAGGACGGUCAUCCACUACAGUUUGGUCCAAAGGUUGUUGUCAUACAGGAGGAUGUUGAUUACCAUGUCCUGCACGUCAGAGAGACUCUACUUGAGGACUCUGGUUUGUACAAGGUUACCGCAACCAACUCAGCUGGCUCUGCAAGCUGCCAGGCUACACUGAAUGUCGACCGCCUGACCUAUACCAGGAGAGAGUAUAAGAGCGAGGAGGAGAAAUACAGACACAUACAGAAAGAAAUUGAAAAGACGAACAAGAUGGCUCAGCGGAUUGUUGCCACUGAAGAGCUUGUACCUUUCAACCCCACAGCCCAGGAGGCCCUCAAAUUUGCUGCAGAGAUGUACAAGCCUGCAGUGAGUACCAAGAACAUAGAGGGUGAGUUUGACAUCACAGUGGAGAAGUCGGAUACCAAGAGGCUGGAGGAGGAAAGGAGGAUUUUCAUGCCAUAUGAGAUGCCAGAGCCAUUAGUUCACGAUCCUCGAGUUUUGGAUGAAGACAAGGCCAUCAAACAGUUUGUACCUCUCUCGGAUAUGAAGUGGUACAGAAAGCUGAGAGACCAGUAUGAGAUUCCAGAGAGGAUGGAGAGGAUUGUGCAGAAGAGACAGAGACGUAUUCGCUUGUCCAGGUGGGAACAGUUCUAUGUCAUGCCCCUCCCCCGAAUUACUGACCAGUACAGGCCUAGAUGGCGUAUUCCAAAACUCAGCCUGGAUGACCUGGAGACUGUCAGGCCUGCACGCCGUUCACCCUCCCCUGAAUCUGAGGUUUCCUUCAAAUCCAGGAGGAGAUCUCUGGGAGACCUGAGCGACGAGGAGCUGCUGAUGCCUGUGGACGACUACCUCUCCAUGAGGAGAACAGAGGAGGAGAAAAUGAUGCUGGAGGAUGAACUGGAGCUCGGUUUUUCUGCCUCUCCUGCUGGCAGCCCUAUCCGCAUAGAGCGGCGUGCCAUGGAACGGGAAGAGAGGAGACAGGAGUUCAGGCAGGAGUCUGUUGAAGUUGUUGAGAAGAAGAAACGUACUGUUUCUCAGUUCAUGAGGAGGAGAAGAUCAUUGUCUCCCACAUACAUUGAGCUGAUGCGUCCUGUCGCAGAGCUGAUCAGACCAUCUCGGACCAGGCCACCUGUGGAAGUAGAGGGACAGAUUGUGGGGAGGAGGUCCCCCACCCCGGAGAGGACUCGUCCCCGCUCUCCCAGCCCCAUCAAAUCAGUUGAGAGGUCUUCCCGCUCUUCCUCCAGGUUUGAGAGAUCUGCCAGAUUUGACAUCAUGUCCCGCUAUGAGGCCAGAAAGGCUGCUCUGAAAUCUGAGAGAAAAUAUCAGGUUGUUAGCCAGACACCUUUCAGCCUUGACCAUGCUCCCCGUGUGACCGUCAGGAUGCGUUCUCAUCGCAUACCAAUUGGCCAAGACACCAGAUUCACGCUGAACAUCCAAGCCAAGCCAGAUGGUGAGGUCAAGUGGUUCCAUAAUGGAACUGCAAUCUCUGAAAGCAGUGAGAAAUAUGUAUUCACCAACAUGAGCGGCGUCUUGACCAUCGUUAUCAUGGGCUGUCAGGAAGAGGACAGUGGCACAUACCGUUGUGUAUGCUCCAACUCUAAGGGAGAGGCAUCGGACUAUGCCACCCUGGAUGUGUCCUGUGGAGGAUACACCACCUUCUCCUCUCGCCGCAAAGAUGAGGAAGUUACCAAAACAUUUGUCCCCGAAGUAACUCGAAUUGACCACUAUCACACCACGCACUUUAAAACUGGCUAUGCGUCCCAGACCCACUUUGAAGUGGAGGAGAGCAAGUCUAAGUUGACCGAGACACAUGAGGUUGCUACUCGUGAAAGAUAUGCUGCCUCAUCUGAGAGGUAUGAUUCAUCUAUCAAAUACGCCUCGACUGAAUACCUGUCAUCUGCUUCCUCCUACUCAUCAGACAAAUUUUCUCUUACUGGGAAGCACUCCACUUCUGAAUCCAAACUUAAAUCAUCCUCUGCUGCCGUAGCUGAGGAAGCUUCAGUCCAAAAGGUGAAGCCUUCUCUUCUGGCUCGGAUCCUCACCAAGCCUCAGUCUGUGACGAUUGAAGAGGGACAGACGGCCAGAUUCUCCUGUGAUAUUGAUGGCGAGCCGGCACCCAGUGUUUCAUGGAUGCACAAGACCACAACUCUUGUUGCAUCUCACCGUGUCCAGGUCACCACAACUCAGUACAAGUCCAGCCUGGAGGUUUCCUCUGUGACGACUUCAGACGAGGGCAGUUACACGGUGGUGGUAGAGAACGCCACAGGCAGACAGGAGGCUCACUUCACUUUAACCAUUCGCAGAGCAGCUCCCAAAGAAGAAGUUCAGGCUGUCAAAUCUCCUGAGCCAUCUGUAAGGUCACCAGAGCCUUCAGUCACAUCACCUGCUCCCUCCGUAACAUCCCCUGUUCCAAGUGUAAAGUCACCUGAACCCAGCGUUACAUCCCCCGUGCCUUCAAUUAAAUCACCAACACCAAGUGUCAAAUCCCCUGAACCAUGUGCAACAUCUCCUACUCCGAGUGUGAAGUCUCCUGGACCAGAUGGAAUUAAGUCUCCUAGGAGCGUCAAGUCUCCUGUGCCGUCGGCAACCUCUCCAGCACCCAGCUUAAAAUCACCAGCUCCAACUGUCAAAUCUCCUGAACCUGAGGGAGUUAAGUCACCACGUGGUAUAAAAUCCCCAGAACCCAGACUCAAGUCACCUCCACCUAUUAAGUCUCCAGAGAGAGUGAAGUCACCUGAAUCCGAGGAACUCAAAUCCCCUCGUGGUGUCAAAUCUCCAGAACUCGCAGGACUCAAAACACCAAAAGGAAUGAAGUCCCCAGAACCUGCUGGAAUAAAAACACCAAAAGGCAUCAAGUCCCCAGAGCCGACAGGGAUCAAAUCGCCCAGGGCGUUAAAGUCCCCAGAGCCGACAGGGAUCAAAUCGCCCAGGGCGUUAAAGUCCCCAGAGCCGACAGGGAUCAAAUCACCUCCUAGGAUGAAGUCUCCUCCUCCGAUCAUGUCCCCUAAGAGGGUUGUGUCUCCACCCCCUGUCAAAUCCCCAACCCCAAAACCUCCCAAGGUUCUGAAUCAACUAACAGCUGAAGCCCGUGAGGGCUCAGUGAGGAUGUCCUGUGUCUGUGAGAGCAGCGUCAGAGAGGUGGUGUGGUACGUCAACGGGAGGAGACUUUCGCAGAGUAGCCACCUUGCGAUGCAAUACUCUGAGGGCUCCUGCAGCCUUGUAAUCCACGAUCUUGCGGACAGCGAUCAGGGAGAAUACACCUGUGAGAUGACAUCAGAGGGAGGAGUAUCCAAAUCCUCCUUUUCCUUCACUGGACAGGUCUUCCAGUCCGUACGCAUGAAGAUCACAGCCUAUCGUGAGCAGCAACUGGCUCUUAAAGGAUCAACGAUGAUGAGUCACAAGGAAUCUUCAUCAGCCAUGAGCUCAUCCAUGAUGAAGAAAGAAAUCCACACAAUGGAAGAGUCCUCCUCCUUUUCCUCCUCCUCCCAGCAAGCUAUGAUGUCAUCCAUGAUGGAGUCCAGCUCCUUCAGCAGCAUGGCAGCUGAGAUGAAGUUUGAGACCAUGUCCAUGUCCAGCAUGUCCACGGUUGCAUCUGAGUCGUAUGCACUGAGCUCCAGCAGCCUCACCGAGGGGUCUUCAUUCAGAGCAAUCGGUUCUGCUCCCAGAAUCGAGGCUCUGCCGGAGGACAUCAGCAUCGAGCCGGGCAAAGUCCUGACAGUCGCCUGUGCCUUCUCCGGUGACGCCAAACACAUCGAGUGGUCCCGCGGGGGCAAAACCAUCGAGGUGACUGCCGGUGGACGCUUCCACAUAGAGACGACGGAGGAUCUAACCACCCUCAUCAUCACCGGGGUGAAAGCGGAAGAUGCUGGAACCUAUACCCUCAAACUGUCCAACGAGCUCGGAUCUGACUCAGCGACUGUUCACAUUAGCAUUCGAUCAGUGUAAAAAAAAUCGUCCCCUUUUCUCUACUUCCAUACCUUUUUAUUUAUUAAUUGAGCAAAAUACUCUACUUGAUAAAGAUCUCAAUUUCUGUUCUUGUAUAUAUAUGAACUAUUUUUGUACCAAACUUGACAUUAAUUUAUGCCAAACUAGACUAAAGUCUAAAGUUGUUAUAAAAUGUGCCAUAUUGGAUAACUAUGACUUAGGAUUUUUGAUCCAUUUUUCUGUGACAUGUACAUAAUGUAUAUAGCCGAAUUUAACGGUUAUGGGAAAUGUAUGUAUUGUUAUUUAUGACAAUAAUAUUAACCGAAACAAAAUGAAACUAAAUGUGGUUUAACAGGAGAAAGUUUCAACAGAAACGAAUACCCUGUGAAACUGAGAAACUAAACUGUGCCUCAACGAUAAGUUGAAGUCUUAAGAUUGCCUCAGCAGGUAGAGAGGCUCCCUGUUGACGAUAACUCAAUCAGAGACAAACUAUACAUGCGCUGCUCCAGAGUGAGAGCAGUGCAGUGCUUUGUAACACGAGUGUGAGAUCCUGAGUCCUGUUUGCAUUUUACCCUCUUGUAAGCAGGACGACUGGACCUCGCCUCUGACGGAUUAUGUCAUACCGCCAUUUUCAUGACAUGCUCACAGUGCGAGCGGCCUGCACUCCCUGAGCACAUGUUUCUUUUUUGUUUUGUGCUCUGCUUCUGGCAAACGACCACUUGCUCGGGCUCCUCGGUUCCCACCAACCUGGCCAUCAGGUGAGAUCAGAGUCCGCCCUGUGCUCGUUUGCAGAGGCAGAGCUGCCUCUCGGAGGUCUGCAGUGUUUUUUGUGUGUUAGUUUUUAGUUCACUUGUCAGUCAAGCAGACGCGGCGCAGCCGAAACUAACUGAGCUGCGUUGAACCCAGGGCAGAAUCCAGCGUGCUCCUGUGUGUUGCUCUGCGUUUUGGUGUGGUUGAAGUUGGAGUUGUAGCAUGGAACUAUUUUCGCAGCCUCCUUGAGUUUUUCUCCAAUUAUUGAUUUAAUAAAGCAUGAUUAUCAGCACUGCA